Molecule: messenger RNA, 97810 nt
Organism: Epinephelus lanceolatus (giant grouper)
Lineage: Eukaryota; Metazoa; Chordata; Actinopteri; Perciformes; Serranidae
Source: RefSeq, a predicted model, not a curated record
GGGAUUGCACCGAGGGAAAGCAAAACUACACUGUGACCGUGUAGUUUUGUUUUUAUCAGGGGGGGGUCUGGAGGCUCAACCGUUCUCACCUGGGAUUUUUGUGGAAACAUUGUGGAUAAGGAGACAGUUUCCUGUCUGAGUCACCUGGGCUCCGUCCCAUCAGUCUGAGGCACUCUUGGAGAGACAAGGUGCCGACCAACAUGACAACACAGGCGCCGACGUUCACACAGCCGCUACAGAGCGUCGUGGCACUUGAGGGUAGUGCCGCGACGUUCGAGGCUCAAGUUAGUGGUACUCCAGUUCCUGAGGUGAGCUGGUUCCGUGAUGGCCAGGUUCUUUCCACAGCCGCUUUGCCCGGCGUUCAGAUCUCGUUCAGCGAUGGCCGCGCUGUUCUGAGGAUCCCCGCCGUGACUGCCGCACACAGUGGAAGAUUUUCUGUCAGAGCCACCAACGGCGCUGGACAAGCCACAAGCACCGCCGAACUACUCGUUACAGCUGAGACGGCGCCUCCCAGCUUCCUUCAGAGACUGCAGAGCUCCGCAGUGAGACAGGGCAGCCAGGUGAGGCUGGACGUCAGAGUCUCAGGUAUCCCAACACCUGUGGUGAAGUUCUACAGAGAGGGAGCCGAGAUCCAGAGCUCGGCCGACUUCAGGAUCCUCCAGGAGGGAGACCUGUACAGUCUGCUGAUCGCUGAGGCCUUCCCAGAGGAUUCUGGGACAUAUUCUGUGACCGCCACCAACAGCAGCGGACGAGCCACCUCCACUGCUGAACUGCUGGUUCAGGGUGAAGAAGCCGUUCCAGCAAAGAAAACUAAAACAGUGAUUUCGACGUCUCAGAUUUCACAGACACGUCAGACCAGAGUUGAAAAGAGGAUGGAGGCCAGUUUCCAGGCCACUGCCAUGAUGGAGAUGCAGGUGGAGGGCGCCGAGCUGACACAGCUGGCUCACAAGACUCCACCCAGAGUUCCUCCUAAACCCACGUCCAAGUCCCCAACUCAGCCCUCGCUGGUCGCCAAGGUGACCGCAGGACGCCAACAGUCACCAUCACCUGUCAGACACGUGAAGGCGCCCACGCCCACGCCUGUCAGGCCUGCCUCUCCUACUUCAAGACUCUCAGUCUCCCCCAUCAGGCCGGUCAAGUCCCCCAUCACCACACGCAAGCAAGUGGCCGUCAGCGCUGAUGUCCUGCCACCCUGGAAGCAGGGAGACUACAUGUCAGAGGCCAGCUACACCAGUAUGACCAGUAUGACCAGUAUCACCCAGCGGGGCCAGGAGCAGCGCUGGGAGCGGGUCACCGGAGUCAGAGAGGCUGAGGGAGGGAAAAGAGCCGGGGCAGUGGCCACGGUGAUGGCUGCCGUUGACCUCGCUCGUGUCCGUCAGCCUGUGCAUGUCAAGGGCGAUCCAGCUGAAGAGGAGGAGGCUGAGGCUGUAGAGGCAGAGUUAAGGCAGGAGGCCGCCGCUGCCGCCGCUGCCUUGGCUGCCGAUCAACAGUAUCAAGCCAGCCGGACAACAACAAGAGUACAGGCUGGUCAAAUGCUUACUACUGCUCAAGAGUUUACACCUGAACCAACCCUGCCACCGCCUCAGAUUCAGAAAACGACAGAAAUCAUCUCCCAUGUGGAAACUGGUCCCGCUCCGUCCCCAGUUCCACAUUUCACAGUUUCUAAAGUUUCUGUCCCAAAACAUGAACCUAGCUCUGAGGUUUCCAUCGCCGGCUCUGCUAUCGCCACUCUGCAGAAGGAGUUAUCUUCUUCCUCUGCCACAGCUAGAAAGAUCAUCAAGCCAGUCAAGUCUCCCAGUCCGUCUCGUACAGUGGUGGAGACCAGAAAGACACUGGAGCCAAUCCCUCCACCAUUCAAGGACUUCGCUGAGAAAUAUCAGAGUCACUUAGGCACUGAGUUACAGACUGGGAAGGUGUUCUCGGGGGGCUUGGAGAGAGUAUAUGAGGAGUGGGGAGUCCAGGUGAUGGAGGCAGCAGCUGUACCUGCUGCAGGUGGCGCCGUAGUCCCACCCACACUGGUUUCAGGCUUGAAGAACACAAAUGUGACAGAGGGCGAGUCGGUGACCCUGGAGUGCCAGAUCAGCGGUCACCCCACACCUGUCAUCAUGUGGUUCAGAGAGGACUACAAAAUUGAGAGCUCCAUUGAUUUCCAGAUAAGCUACGUGAACGGAUUCGCCCAGCUGGUGAUCCGCGAGGCAUUUGCUGAAGACAGUGGACGCUUCACCUGCACUGCCACAAAUGAGGCUGGAACCGUCAGCACCUCCUGCUACCUGCUUGUCCAGGUGUCCGAGGACAUCGAGGGCAGAGAGGAGAUGACUAUCGUCACUGAACGUGUUGAAACUGCCGAGAAACUAGUAACCGAAGAAGCCAAAGAGGAGGUGGCUGAGUCAGAUGCUGCAGCCGCCGCUCCCUUCUUCAUCAAGACACCAACCAUCCAGAAGCUGGUGGAAGGAGGAAGUGUCGUGUUUGAAUGUCAGGUUGGAGGAAGCCCCAAACCUCACAUCAUCUGGAAAAAGAGUGGUGUACCACUCACCACUGGGUACAGAUACAAAGUUGCCUACAAGAAGGAGACUGGAGAAUGCAAGUUGGAGAUCUCCAUGACCUUCGCUGAUGACGCCGGAGAAUACUCUGUCUUUGCCAAGAACAAGCUGGGAGAGGUCUCAGCCUCCGCCAGUCUGCUGGAGGAAGAGGAAUAUGAAGCCUACAUGAAGAAACAAGAAGCAACAUUUAAGACUGAAGUGACAGCCGUGGUGCAGGAGCCCAAAGUGGGAGAUGUUCCCCCCGUUGUGGUUACGACCAUGGAGCAGAUGACCACCACCAUUAUAUCUGGACAGGAAUUCCAUCUCUCUGCCAUUGAGCUGAGGAUCAUCCAGGAGAUUGAAUUCCGCAUUAUGAAGAUUACCUACAAAGAGAUUGUGACAGAAGACGGAGAGUUGAUGGUGACCGCUGACCCCACUGAGGCCGUGCAGCCUGCCUUUGACACUCCCGUCAAAAACUACAGGAUCAUGGAGGGAAUGGGCGUCACAUUCCACUGCAAGAUGAGUGGAAUGCCGCUCCCCAAGAUUGCUUGGUUCAAAGAUGGCCAGCGUAUCAAGCCUGGCGACCGUUACCAGAUGGAAGUUCUUCAAGAUGGACGAGCCAGCCUUCGUCUGCCUGUGGUGCAACCAGAAGACGAGGGCGUCUACACCGCCUUCGCCACCAACAUGAAGGGAAAUACUGUCAGCUCUGGGAAGCUCUACGUAGAGCCAUCCGGAGCUGGAGCACCUCAGAGAUUCGCACCACAGCCAGCGAUGCAGAGGAUCAGGUCCACAUCUCCUCGUUCUCUGAGCCGCUCACCUGGACGUUCUCCCAGCCGUUCUCCCGGACGCUCACCAGCCCGCCGGCUUGACGAGACAGAUGAGGCUCAGCUAGAAAGACUCUACAAGCCUGUUUUUGUCAUGAAACCUGCCUCAUGUAAAUGCUCUGAGGGGCAAACCGCCAGAUUCGACCUGAAGGCUGUUGGCAGACCGAUGCCUGACACAUACUGGUUCCACAAUGGACAACAAGUGGUUAGUGACUACACCCACAAGAUAGUAGUUAAAGAGGAUGGUACCCAGUCCCUGAUUAUUGUCCCAGCCAUGCCACACGACUCUGGAGAGUGGACAGUCAUCGCUCAGAACAGAGCUGGACGUUCGUCUAUCUCCGUCACCCUCACUGUUGAUGCUAAAGAAACUUUGGUGCGCCCCCAGUUCAUUGAGAAGCUGAGGAAUAUCAGUGUAAAGCAGGGUACUCUGGUUGAGUUGGCUGUCAAAGCCAUUGGAAACCCCCUGCCUGAUAUUGUCUGGCUGAAAAACAGUGACAUUAUCACCCCACACAAACACCCAAACAUAAGGGUGGAAGGAACCAGAGGAGAGGCCAAAUUCCAGAUUCCCUCAGCAGCUGGCUCAGACAGCGCCUGGUAUACAGCUACAGCCAUUAACAAGGCCGGCAGAGACACCACUCGCUGCAGAGUCAACAUUGAGGUGGACUAUGUUGAACCUGAACCAGAGAGGAAGCUCAUUAUUCCCAAAGGAACCUACAAAGCCAAAGAGAUCACCCCUCCAGAGGUGGAGCCCCUUCAUCUGCGAUAUGGUCAAGAGCAGUGGGAGGAGGGCGACCUUUACGACAAAGAGAAGCAGCAGAAACCACAGUUCAAGAAGAAGCUGACCUCUGUCCGAAUGAAGCGCUUUGGUCCAGCUCAUUUUGAGUGCAGACUGACCCCUAUUGGUGACCCCAACAUGGUAGUGGAGUGGCUGCAUGAUGGCAAACCUCUGGAAGCUGCUAAUAGGUUGCGCAUGGUCAAUGAAUUUGGCUACUGCAGUCUUGACUAUGAAGUUGCUUACGCCAGAGACAGCGGUGUCAUCACCUGCAGAGCCACCAAUAAGUUUGGAGUCGACCAGACCUCGGCCACUCUCGUUGUCAAAGAUGAGAAAGGCCUUGUUGAGGAAAGCCAGCUUCCUGAAGGCAGGAAGGGAGUGCACAGAAUGGAUGAGAUCGAGCGCAUUGCUCAUGAGGGAGGACCUGCAGGAGUCACCACUGAUGAAGAAAUAGAGAAGACCAAACCUGAGAUUGUCCUUCUUCCUGAACCAGCAAGCGUGCUGGAAGGCGACAUUGCACGAUUCCGCUGCAGAGUGACCGGCUAUCCAGCACCCAAGGUUAACUGGUACCUCAAUGGGCAACUCAUCCGCAAAAGCAAGAGAUACAGACUUCGUUAUGAUGGUAUUUACUAUCUGGAGAUCACUGAAAUCAAAUCCUAUGAUUCAGGAGAGGUCAAAGUGGUGGCUGACAACAUCCUGGGCUCAGCUGAGCACACCGUGAAACUGGAGAUUAAGCAGAAAGAGGACUUCAGAACUCAUCUGCGCCGAGCCCCAGAGGGUAAGGCAGCUGAGGCACCUGAACCUGGAAAAAUGCCCUUUGAGGUGGUGAAGGUUGAGAAGCCCACAGAGGACUCUCAGCUGAAAGAGGUAGUCAAGCUCAAGAAGGCCCAGAGAAUCGUCCAUGAGAAAGCAACGGAGGAGACAGAGGAGCUGAGGAGCAAGUUCAAGCGCAGGACAGAGGAAGGAUACUACGAGUCCAUCACUGCAGUGGAGCUCAAGUCACGUAAGAGGGACGACUCCUAUGAGGAUCUGCUGAAGAAAACAAAGGAGGAGCUGCUUCACCACGCCAAGGAGAAGGAGGAGGCUGAGAAGAAGAAGGAGGAAGAGCGCCGCAAAAUUACAGUUAAACCUUUACAACCAGAGCGGGUCAAGCUUUCCGCCAGCAUGGAAGCUCCAAAGAUCCUGGAGCGUAUUACCAGCCAGACAGUCGCACUGGGCGAAGAAGUCAAGUUCAGAGUCAGGGUCGUUGGUAGACCAGAUCCUGAGUGCCAGUGGUUCAAAAAUGGUGUUCAGCUAGAGAAGUCUGACCGUAUUUACUGGUACUGGCCUGAGGAUCACGUGUGUGAACUGGUGAUCAGAAAUGUCAGGGCCGAGGAUUCUGCCAGCAUCAUGGUUAAAGCUUUGAACACCGCUGGAGAAACUUCCAGCCACGCCUUCCUGCUGGUGCAAGCAAAGCAAGUCAUCACCUUCACACAGAAGCUGGAGGAUGUGAACGCCAAAGAGAAGGACACCAUGGCUACUUUUGAGUGUGAAACCAAUGAGCCUUUUGUCAAAGUCAAAUGGCUGAAGAAUAACAAGGAGAUCUUCUCUGGAGACAAAUACAGGAUGCACUCUGACAGAAAGGUCCACUUCCUGUCUGUGUUGGUGAUUGACAUGAGGGAUGAUGCAGAUUUCACCUGCAUGGUUGUAGAUGAGGACAUCAGUACAACUGCCAGGCUCAAUGUUGAAGGAGCCCCUCUGGAGAUCCUGAAGCAGCUGGAGAGCACUGAGGUUCCUGAGACAUACACUGGAGAGUUUGAGUGUCUUGUGACCCGUGAAGAUGCUGAGGGCAGCUGGUUCUUUGGAGAAAAGAUGCUCUCUCCCAGCAGUAAAUACAUCAUGUCCUCCCGCCGUGGAAGACACACCCUGUCCGUCAAAGAUGUCAAGAAGGAGGACCAGGGAAAAUAUACCUUCAAAGUGGGCGAGUUCAAGACAAGUGCUUCACUGAAGAUGAAAUUGCGUCCAGUGACCCUGGUGCAGCCUCUGACGGACCUGACCGUCUGCGAGGGCGACAUCGCUCAGCUGGAGGUCAAGUUCUCCCAGGAGAAUGUUGAAGGAACCUGGAUGAAGAACGGGGAGCCAGUCACCGCCUCCAACCGUGUGCACAUUGUUAUCGACAAACAGAUUCACAAACUUCUGAUUGAAGACACCACCAAGGACGACCUUGGAACCUACUCCUUUGUGGUUCCCGAUCAGGCAAUCACAACCUCUGCAAAGCUGGUCGUCCAGACAAUUGGCAUCUUGAUCCCUCUGAAGGACACUAGCGCCGUUGAGGGCACCAAGGCUGUUCUGGAGGCCAAGAUCUCCGCUCAGGAUAUCAGUUCAGUCAAAUGGUACCACGAUGACAAACUGCUGGCACCCAGCGAACGAGUCCAGAUGGUGGCCAAGGGAGCCAAGCAGCGUCUGGUCUUCAACAGGACCUAUGCCUCUGAUGAGGGACACUACAAACUGGUUGUUGGCAGAGCUGACACCAGCUGCAGAUUUUCUGUCCAGACUGUCCAGAUUGUGAAACCGAUUAAGGAUAAGCAGUGCUCUGAGUCUGAGAACGUCACGUUUGAUGUUGAGGUUUCUCACCCGGGCAUUGACGCCUUCUGGACCUUCAAGAGGCAGCCUAUCAAAGCAGGCCCCAAGUACAAGAUGGAGUCCCAGAACAAGCGCCACACCCUGACUGUCUUGAACUCAAUGAAGGAUGCGGAGGGCGAGUACAUGUUCGCGGCUGGUGAGAAGAUGUGCGCUGCUUCACUCACCGUGAAAGGUGGUGCUAUCAAGAAGCCCCUGCAUGACUUGGUGGUGGCUGACUCUCAGACCGCCAUACUGGAAUGUGAAGUAGCCAACCCGUCUGCUGAGGGCAGGUGGCUGAAAGACGGUAAUCCUGUUGACUUUAAUGAGAACACACUGAGCGAGGUGGACGGCGCCGUCAGACGCCUCGUUAUCCUCAUCACCAAAGCCACCGAUGUCGGAGAGUACACCUACCAGGUCGCCACAUCCAAGACCUCAGCCACCCUUAAAGUCGAGGCUGUGAAGAUCAAGAAGACCCUGAGGAACCUGACCGUAGUCCAGACUCAGGAAGCAGUUUUCAGCUUGGAGCUGACCCAUGAGGACGUGAAGGGAGCGCAGUGGAUCAAGAAUGGGGUUGAGAUCCAGCCCAGCAAUAAAUGCAAAAUCACUGUUGAAGGCACAAUCCACACCCUGAGGAUCAACAACUGCAACACACAGGACGAGUCUGUUUACUCUUUCAAAUUGGGAAAACUGUCUGCAAACGCCAGACUGAACGUUGAAACCCUUAAGAUCCUGAAGAAGCCAAAGGAUGUGACAUCACUGUUGGGUGCAACUGCUGUAUUUGAGGUGGGCAUCUCCGAGGACAACAUCCCUGUUAAAUGGAUGUUCAACAACACAGAGCUGAGGCAGGACGAGAACUACAGGAUGCUGUCCGAGAAGAAGACCCACAAACUAAUGGUCCACGACGUGGACAGCAGCAAAGAGGGAGAGUACACCGUUGUUGUGGGCCACCUGCAUUGCAGCGCUCACCUCUUCGUCGAGUCCCUGCGAGUCACCAAACCCCUGAAGAGCGUCCAGGUUGCAGAGACCCAGGUGGCCACGUUCGAGUGUGAAGUUUCUCACUUCAACGUGCCGUCCACCUGGCUGAAAGACGGCGUUGAGAUUGAGAUGAGCGAGAAGUUCAGGAUCGUGGUUCAGGGAAAACUGCACCAGCUGAAGAUCAUGAACACCAGCAGGGACGACUCGGCAGAGUACACCUUCAUCUGUGGGAACGACCGAGUCUCUGCUACGCUCACCGUUAACCCCAUCCUCAUCACAACAAUGCUGCAGGACCUGAACGCUCAGGAGAAAGACACCGUCACGUUUGAAGUGAACAUCAAUUACGAGGGAAUCACAUACAAGUGGCUGAAGAACGGCGUGGAGAUCCGGUCCACAGACAGAUGCCAGGCUCGCUGCAAACAGCUGACUCACACUCUGAGCCUCAGGAACGUUCACUUUGGAGACAGCGCAGAGUACACCUUCAUGGCUGGCUCCGCAGUCACUACAGCUAAACUCUAUGUUGAGGCCCGUGUGGUUGAAUUCACCAAACACCUGAAGGACCUGAAGAUCACAGAGAAGAAGAGAGCAACUUUUGAAUGUGAAGUUUCUGAACCGAACAUCCAGGUGAUGUGGAUGAAGGACGGUCAGGAGCUGGAGAUGUCCGACAGAUAUAAAAUGAGCUCGGAUAAAUUUGUGCACCGCCUGGUUCUGCCGUCAGUCCGCAUGUCUGAUGCCGGAGAAUACACCGCCGUGGCCGGAUCGAGCAUGUCUAAGGGCACCCUGACAGUUGAGGGACGGGACAUUAAAAUCUCAGAACCUGUUAGCAGGAACAUCACUGUUGUUGAGAAACAAAGAGCAACCUUCGAGUUUGAGGUGAAUGAGGAAGACGUGGAGGGUCACUGGCUGAGGAACGGGGUGGAGAUCCAGUUUUCUGUGGAGGAGAGGUUCAGCUCUGCCACUAUCAGGAAGCUGCACCGCCUUACCAUCUCUGAGACCUACAGGAGCGACGCCGGCGAGUACACCUUCAUGGCUGGCAGGAACAGGAGCACCAUGAACCUUCAUGUCAGACUGCCGGAGCCUCCUCAGAUCGUCCGCCAGAUGGAGCCCCAGACAGUGAUGUCAGGUAGAUCAGUUCGCUUCAACGUACAGGUGAGCGGCCUCCCUCAGCCUCAGGUGACCUGGUACAAAGACUCCCAGGCUCUGUCCACCAGCUACAAGUGCAAGUUCCUCCACGACGGAGAGGACCACGCACUGUUGCUACUCGAAGUCUUCCCCGAGGACGCUUCCAUCUACAGCUGCGAGGCUAAGAACGACUACGGAGAGGCGACAAGCUCCGCCUCUCUUAUUGUGGAAGUUCCUGAGGUGGUUGAAACCGUGACUCAGGUGUCUCCUCCAGUCCUCAUCACUCCCAUGCGGGACGUCCUGGUCAAAGAGGGACAACCUGCCCAGUUCCAAUGGACCGUUUCUGGGGAAGACCUGCAGAUUUCUUGGUUCUGUGGUGACAAAGAGAUCAGACAGACAGACAUCUUCAGGAUGUCUCAUUAUGGUGACACCUGCCAGUUGGACAUUUCCAGAGUUCUCCAUAACCACGAAGGAGAGUUCUCAUGUGUUGCCUCAAAUUCGGCAGGAAUGGUCACAUGUGCUGCGACUCUGAAUAUCGAUGUAACUGCCGAUGAGCAGGAACCUAUGGUUCGGGUCCAGGAGGAAAUUAAAGCCUUUUCUAGCUCAACCGUCACAGUGGAAGAAGAAACCCAGGAGUCAUACUACACUGGCCUAAAGUUUCCAGAUAAAACCAGAACACUUGAACUCAAGCCAGAGUCCAAACGCUAUUCCAGCACUUUGGAGAAGAAAAAAGAAAAACCAGUUUUCCUCAGCAAACUUUCUCCAGCAGCUGUGACUACUGGAGAAACUGCUACGUUUACCGUCAAAGUGUCUGGUUUCCCAAAGCCCACGGUUCAGUGGUUCCACAGUGGGCAGCUUAUAACAAGUUCGUCAGUGUACACAUUUGUGCACGAGCGUGAUGAGUAUAGCUUGAUCAUUAACAAUGUGCGAAGAGAGUUUGAAGGACCGUACUCUUGUACUGUCAGCAAUAGAUUUGGCCAGUCGACUUGCACUUCUUAUUUACAUGUUCAAGUAAAGGAGCCAGAAAAGGAGGAAAAAAUUGACAGCAGAAAGUUUGUACCAACUGGUAAAGCCCCAGAAUUUACUAAAACGAUUGAGUCUGUUCAGCUGUCUGAGGGAGGUCAAGCUUUCUUCAGGUACAUUGUGACCGGAGAUCCUCUUCCUGAGGUUCAGUGGCUCAAAGGCAGCUUACAUGUUCAGCCUAGUGGGUUCUGUAUCAUUGUGAGCAACCCAGAUGGAUCCGGCUUCAUUAAUAUUAAGAGUGUCAAACAAGAGAACAGAGGUGUCUACACCUGUAAGGCCUCCAACCAACACGGGGAAGCCUCUUGUACAGCUGAGCUGCUGGUUCUCACUGAAGUUCAGGAGGAGCAGACGAUAGUUAAGAAGACAAAAGGUUUGAAAAUAUCAAUGACCGAACAAACCACAGAGUCCAGAUUACAGCAGGAAAGAACUCUGUCUGAUCAGAUGAUUUAUACCAUUAGCACCGAAGACCGGCAGAUUUUUCCCAGUGAGGAGGUGGGAACCCUCAGAGAGCUCGAUAUCUCUGCUGCCACGCUUCAUCGAGAGCAGGUUACCCACCAGACUGCAGUACUGCAGUCUCAUGAAAUACAGGAGAGGGUGUCUGUGGCCCCCGCUCAUCCACCUCAGGCUUCAGCUGUUCCUAUGAAACAGCUUCACAUGGCAACUUUUUUAUCUUCAGUCCAGGAGAAACAAAAGAUCACUGAGCAGCACUCUGAAAGGAUUCUUAGCCCUGAGAUUGUGGAACUGGAGUUAGCCAAAGAGCAGCCAUCGAAGCUCAUGUCGGCCACAUCUGAAGAGGUCCUCCCACUCACCACAGUGAGAGCUGAGGCCUUGACAGACCGGGCUCCAGAGCAUGUGAAGACUUUGAAUGAACCCAGACAGCUUGUUAGCAGUCACCAAGUAGAUUCCACUCUUUUCAUUCUUGAUGAACCUUUAGGCUUUACCCACCGGCCAGAGGAAGAGAGGAGUUUCAAAGUCACAGAGGGGGUUAAGAUUUUAUACUCGGCUCAGUCUACAGGGCAACUGCCAAUCACAGAAAGACACUCUGAGCCUCUUCCGGCUUUAGAUGCAGCCACUAAACCGUUGAUUGAAAAAGAGCAAGCUAAGCCGGUGGUAGCACCACUUAAUGAAACUAGAGUUACUCUAUGCAAAGAGGAGGCUUUUGCAAUACACAGACCAGAGCAGCAGAGCAUCACACCACACAAAGACGUGGCCUGUAAGUCUGCGAUAAUGACUGAAGAGAAAUAUGAACUCCAGGGUGAACAGGCAGGACAGGUGCCAAGUAUAGCAUCAUCUGUGCGUCUGCAGCCUCAACAAGAGGGAGAAAGACUGUUGAAUCUGCAGGUUAUCAGUGAUCAGGAUGUUUUACAGUCUGAGGGACGGUUCAGCAGUGAAAAGCCCUCAGCAGAGCAGGCAGAAGCCAGGAAGAGUCCAACUUUGUUGCAUUCAGUGACUCAAGAAGACCAAAUAACUGCAGUUUGUGAGGCAACUUCAGAGUUCUCAACAAAAACUGAUACUAUUUCCAUCCAACCGAAAAAAGAGUUACCGCCAACAAAAUACCUCCAGUCAGUUCAUUCUUUAUCCGUUUUACCAAAGGAGGGAAUAUUUACCAUCACUAAACCUGACCAGCAGAUGGCAACACAGAAACAGGAAAAGGCUAGAAGGCAUGCAGCUACCUCAGAGGAGAGAAGGGAACUCACUGCUAAUUACCACCAGGAUCUCGAUGUGUCAGUGACCGGGGUUCAGUCACAGCUUCGAACUGAGCCUAGGCCUUCCAGCAUCCUCACAGUCUCCUCCCAACCAAUGCAGCUGCCGAAAGAGAUGCCUUUCAGUACCGAAGUCAAACAGCAGCGAGCCCUAGUCCAGAAAGAGGACUACUGGAAUAUCAUGCAUUCUCUGAACGUCACAGACACCCAGAGUUUGGAGGAGGGCCACACCAGUAGCCUUACAACUGAUGAGAAAUUCAAACCAGAGAUGAAAAUUGAGCCUAAGAUACCCAAAAAACCUGUUUUUAUAGAAGAGAAGGCAGUCGCCACAGAAAGCUGUACAAUCUUAGAAGCUGCUGAGCAGGACUUUGCAGUCCAGAUCCAGGAGGGCCAGUCAGUCAGACAGUCUGUGUUGCUCGAAGAAAAACAGGUCAUAACGGGAGAGCAGUCAAGUGAGAUACAUAAAUCUGAGGGCUCAACUGUCAGCGUCAUGACACAGCCUAAACAAGUUCUGUUUGUUCACGAGUCUCAGGACUCUCUGACUCUACCUAAAGAACUCAACUUUGUCAUCCAGAUUCCCAAACAAUCAAGUUUAAAUAUACGACGUCAGCUCAGAGACUCUCUUCAGUCUGCUGUGGCCAGCGAGCAGCCAGUGUUACUGGCUGAUGUGGUAAAGGGUUUAGAGGCAGUGGAGGUACAGGAGGUGAAGGUUCAAAGAGAGCCCAAACGGCCCACAUCUACAUACCUGAUCACAACACCAAGUGCCCCCUUGGAGAUCACACUGUCUUUUGAAGGUAAAUACCCUCAGACAGCUGACCUCAGGUCUGAACUCCAGGUAGCUCUUCAUACUAUGGUAUUCCAGGAGCAGCAAAGUCUUACCUCAGAGCAGCCAGGCACCAUGCAGAUUGACAGGCCUCAGAAAGCACUAGUCAGAUCAGCGCCGUCCAAAGAGGUGUUGUCAUCUGUGGUGGACACUUUGAUAGUGGCAGAGAGUGCAGUUGGGUUUCCUCAUGCUGUGUCUCAGUCUGCUGCUAUUAAAACUGAAGCUAGCGCUUCCUUCCAAAGCGCGACAGUUCAGAGUCAGUCUGAGAUUCAUGAGGCUCGGCAGGUAAGCAAGAAGACAGUCAGGUCAGAGAGGGAUUCCACCACUGCUGAGGUGACCGCCACAGUGCCUGUGGGUCAGGUUCUGGUUGAACAACGUGAGCACAUUUUUGUCCACAGAGAAACCAGAGAGGAAUAUCUUUCAGAGGCAAUCAUGAUCAGUGAGUCCUCUGACAGUCUGGUAGAUUACCCUGUCGUCAUCGAUUCUCUGGAAGACAUUUGCGUUGAGACAAAUGGCAAGGCCAUUUUCACCGCUACCAUAAAGUAUGUCACCAAAGUUAACUGGUUUUUCAACGGCCAAUUGGUGAAAUCUGGCAAAGAGUUCAAGUGUUCUAAAGACCACGACACAUACACACUCGUAAUCGACAAAGUUGACAAGGAGAAGCAUCAAGGAGAAUAUGUCUGUGAGGCUGAGAAUGAAGCCGGCAGGACUUCAACAUCUUCAAGACUCACUGUGGUCUCAAGAGUGAAACCUGUGUUCAGGCACAGAAUUGUCCCCAUGGAGAUCAACAUUGGCAGCCCUGCCAAGUUUGAAUGUGAAACUGAGGACGCUCAAAAUGUGAGCUUCAAGUGGUUCAAAGAUGGACACCCCAUCAAAGAGGGUGAUAAGUACAGGAUUAUCAGUCGCUUCUGCACUUCCUCUCUGGAGAUUCUGAGCCCACACAAGGAGGAUGGUGGUGAAUACACCUGCAAGGCGUCCAAUCGACAUGGCAGUGAUGAAUGCUCUGCCUCUCUCAGCGUGACAGAGAAAUCCCCCCCUGCCUUUAUAACUAAACCUGACCCUCAGACUGUGUUUGUUGGAAAGAGGGCAGUGAUACAGUGUGUAAUAUCAGGAUCUGCUCCACUGAAUGUUGUCUGGUUCAAAGACAACCAGGCCUUACCCCAUGUGCCGACACACUACCAAACGUCUUGUGACAGAAAUAAGCACACUCUUGAGAUAACCAAACUUGAGCCAGCUGACAGGGGGCAGUAUGUGUGCAAGGUGUCGAAUAAUGUUGGGAUGGCUGAGUGCAGCACGGAGCUGCAUGUUAUUGAUAAGCCCAACUUUGUAAAGCCCCUGGGUCCACUUGCUGCUGUGCUUGGAGGUCCUCUGCACCUGGAGUGCCAGGUGGAUGAGGACACUGGAGUCACUGUCACCUGGACCAGAGAUGGUAGAAAAGUCCAUCAGUCUCCAGACUGUAAACUGUCUUUUGAGGAUAAGACAGUCACUCUUGAUAUCCUAAAGACCACAAUGAAAGAUUGUGGAAAUUAUGUGUGUACGGUGACAAAUGAAGCUGGGAGUGCAACUUGCUCCACCUCGGUGAAGGUACAAGAGCCACCAGUCUUUGUAAAGAGGCUGGAGGCCACCACAGUCUGGAAGCAAGGCAGCACUGCUAGGCUGCAGUGCACCGUCAAAGGAUCCCCUGAACUUCACACCACCUGGUUCUUUAACAACGAUGAGUUGUCCGCUGGAGGCAGAUAUGACAUUAGUAUGAAGGAUGGUGUCGCAACUCUUGAGAUAAGGGAUGUCAUGUUGAGUGACACUGGGAACUUCACCUGUGAGGUUCUCAAUGAGUCUGGCUGUGAAAGCUGCAGCACUAAAGUUACAGUAAAAGAACCUCCAUCUUUCAGAAAGGAGUUAGUGCCUUUAGAGGCUGUCAGAGGAUCUGUAGCUGUGUUGGAGUGUGAGAUUGCGGGCUCUGCACCGUUCGAGGUGGCUUGGAAAAAGAAUAAGAAACGUCUAUCAGCAGAUAAGAAGUACAGAAUAGUGUCACAGGGAGCCCUGGCCUCUCUGGAGAUCCACUCAUUUGAGAGUGCUGAUGCUGGUGAAUAUGAAUGUGUCGUAUCAAAUGAGGUCGGGUCAGUAACCUCAACAUCAGUGACUAAACAGAGAGAGCCACCUAUGUUCUCAAAGAGGAUCGAGAGUGCUACAGCAGUGUUGGGAAAUACAGUGAAGCUACAGGGAACCCUUAAAGGCUCAGCUCCCAUCACUGUUAAAUGGAUGAAAGAUUCUGAGCUGCUGAGAGAUGAUGAUCCAAAUGUCAAAAUGACAUUUGAGAACAAUGUCACCAGCAUUUCCUUCUCCUCUGUUGAGAUAAAACACGGCGGCAAGUACACUUGCCUUGCCGAAAACGAGGCGGGACAGCAGAAAUGUGAAGCUGUCCUAACAAUUCAAGAACCUGCUAGGAUCAUAGACAAAGCAGCAUCCAUCAGUGUGACUGCAGGAGAAUCAGCCACGUUGGAAUGCACGAUUUCUGGAAGCCCAGAGCUCAAAGUGAAGUGGUUCAAAGAUGGGAAGGAGAUGAUCAGUGGCCGUAAAUAUAAGAUGACUGUGAAGGAGACCACUGCUAUCUUAAAGAUCCUUUCAGCAGAUAAAGGAGACACCUCAGAGUACACAAUGGAGGUGUCCAAUAAAGUCGGAAAAGACCAGUGUACCUGCUCAGUCACUGUGAUAGAUCGCGCAGUUCCACCAUCCUUUACCAGAUCUUUGAAGAAAGUGGACGGGAGUAUUGGUAGUGAUGUUACCUUGGAAUGCAGAGUUGCCGGAUCUCAGCCAAUGGUUAUUACUUGGUACAAAGACGAUAAAGAAAUCCACAGCGAUGACAAACAUAAAGUUGAAUUCAGUGAAUUUAAAGCCAUUGUGACCAUAACCAGCCUGGAACAAAGUGAUGGUGGCGUUUAUAAAUGCCGGGCCUCGAAUGAUGCUGGAGUAAAAGAAACCAGUGGUACUUUGUCCAUUAAAGAACCUCCAGUCUUCACGAUGAAACCUGCAUCCCAGGAUGCUGCACCCGGAUCAAAUGUUGUGAUAAAAGCAGUCUUUACAGGAUCGGCUCCUCUGGUUGUUAAAUGGUUCAGAGAGGAGAAAGAGAUUUUCACUGGGGGAAAGUGUUUCAUAAAGAAAGACUCCUCUUCAAGCUCUUUGGAGCUUCACUCAGUGAAAUCCAGUGACUCUGCUAAAUACACAUGCCAAGUAUCCAAUGAUGCUGGGAAGGUGGACUGCACUGCAGCCCUCUUUGUGAAAGAGGCCCCAACAUUUACAAUGAAGCUUGAGCCCUCACAGCUGCUGAAAUCUGGACUACCUCUGAAGUUGUCCUGCAAAGUGCAGGGCACUCCUGUUAUUACCAUCAGAUGGUUUAAGAAUGGCUCAGAAAUCGUUCCAGACCACAGACACACAAUGUCCUUUGACAGCUCAAUAGCAACCCUGGAUGUAGAGAACUGCUCUGUAGAGGACAGUGGAGAUUAUGUCUGUAUGGCGUCCAGUGAAGCCGGCAAAGACCAGUGCAGCAGCACAGUAACAGUGAAAGAGCCUCCAGUGUUUGUGAGGCCUUUUGAAUCAGCUGAGCUUGUAAAGGGGGGCGACAUUUUCCUGGAAGGAACCAUUUCAGGUUCCCCUCCAUAUGAAAUAAGUUGCUUCAUCAAUGAAAAGCUGAUCAGAAAUGACAAAAGGCAUAAGAUCAGUGUUGAAAACGACAUCGUCACUCUUCAGAUUUCAAACUGUGAGCCUGGAGACGCUGGCACGUACCAGUGCACUGUUGCAAACGCUGUCGGGGAGACAUCUUGUUCUUGCCUGGUUUCAAUGAAAGAACCACCAUCAUUUAUUGAGAAACUAGAGGAUAUGUCCUGCACUGUGGGCUCUGAGAUCUCUAUGAAGUGUAUGUUGUCUGGAGCACUUCCCAUGACUGUCUACUGGAUAAAGGAUGAUCAUGAGCUCACAGAAGACGAGCAUAUUAAGAUGUCCUUUGACAACAAAAGUGCCGAGUUGAAUUUGAGAAAUGCUCAGUCAUCCCAUGGCGGGAAAUAUAUCUGUAAGGCACAGAACAAAGCUGGGACUCAGAGAUGUGCCGCUGUACUCAUAGUAACAGAGCCAGCAAGUAUUUCAGAUCAUGCAAAGUCCAUCAGUGUAACGCAGGGUGACCCAGCCAGACUUGAAUGCAGAUUCUCAGGCACCAAACCGCUCAAGUCCAGAUGGAUGAAGGCAGGAAAGGAGCUGACCUCAGGACGGAGAUACAAAAUAAAAAGCACAAACACCAGCUCUGUGCUCACGAUAGUUAAAACAGAGCAAAGUGAUAGCGGUGAAUACACCUUUGAGGUUUCAAACAAAGCUGGGUGUGGUUCUUGUGAGGCAGCUGUUACUGUCUUAGAUCAGAUUAUUAAACCAUCUUUUACAAGAAAACUGAAGCAGACGGAAGGCAUCAAAGGAUCGUUCGCUCAUCUGGAGUGUCUUGUAUCCGGCUCCCUGCCAAUGAUUAUACAGUGGUACAAAGAUGAGAAAGAGAUCCAGACUGAUGAGAAACACAAAAGCACAUUCUUUGAGAAUGUUGCUUUCCUGGAAAUCAGUCGUCUUGACAGUAAAGACAGCGGCAGCUAUACCUGCAUGGCUAAAAACAAGGCGGGAUCCACCCAGUGCUCUGGAAUGUUGAUUGUUAAAGAACCACCAUGCAUCCUUGAAAAGCCUGAAUCCAUGAAUGUUUUGCCCGGGUCAAAGGUUAAGUUUAAUGUUCGUGUCUCUGGCACGCCGCCACUGAUCACCAAAUGGUUUAAAAACAAGAAAGAGAUUUUAUCCACUGCCGACUGUAAUGUGAUCAAAGACAACACCUCAAGCUCACUGGAACUCUUCUUUGCCAAAACCUCAGAUUCUGGAGAAUAUGUCUGUGAAAUACAGAAUGAUGUUGGCUCCACGUCGUGCCAGACGACACUCUUUGUCAAAGAACCCCCGUUUUUCAUUGAAAAACCUGAAGGUGUAUCAUUAGUAAGAGUGGGAGAUAGUAAGGUGUUUGAGUGCACAGUUGCUGGUACUCCAGAGAUCUCUGUGCGUUGGUUCAGAGACGGAGCUGAGAUUCACCAAAGUUUCAAACACAAGAUGUUGUUUUUGAACUCUGUCGCCACCUUAGAGAUUUGUCAAGUUAGUGAAAAUGACAGUGGAAAAUACAUCUGCGAAGCCUGCAACGAAGCAGGCACAGAGAGUUGCACUGUUGAGAUCGAAGUGAAAGAGCCACCUUUGUUUGCUGAAGAGCUGAUGUCUGUUGAAGUUGUUAAAGGUUCCACUGCAGCAUUUGCUUGCAAAGUCGUAGGAACUGCCCCAUUUAAGGUCACAUGGUUCAAAGAUAACAAGCCAAUCAAAUCCAGCCAAAAGUACAUCGUUGAUAGCGAAAAUGUGAGUUUGAAGAUCCAGGACUGUAAAGUGGAAGAUGUUGGUAGUUAUCAGUGCGUCAUAGCCAAUGAGGCUGGAAGUUGUACUGGCUUUGCAGCUCUGUCGUUGAAAGUCCCUCCAACAUUUGUCAAGAAGAUAGAAAAUGUCUCCACUCUUUUGGGAGACGUUGCUGUCUUUCGCUGCACAGUGGAAGGGUCUCUACCUCUCUCUGUACAAUGGCAAAAAGACGAGAACUGGAUCCCAGAGGAUCCAAAGAUUGAGAAAACGUACAAGAACAAAGAGGCUACUCUCAGGAUUCCUGCCUGUGAAGCGACUCAUGGCGGGAAAUACACCUGCCAGGUCGUAAAUGAGGCCGGGCAGGACAAAUGCUUUGCCACCCUUGUAGUGCAAGAACCACCUACGAUCCAAGAGAAACCAGAAGUAGUCAAAGUGACUUGUGGAGAUCCGGUUAGUCUUGAGUGCAGGGUAGCUGGAACUCCUCAGAUCAGGGUAAAAUGGACUAAAGAUGGCAAAGAGCUCCAGUCGAGCAGAAAACAUCGUCUAUGCUACCAGAACAACGUCAGCACUCUUAACAUACAGUCCUCUCAGCUGGCUGACGGGGGAGAGUACCUGUUUGAAGCCACAAACUCUGUGGGGACUUGCAGCUGUAAAAUCACAUUGGUUAUUUUAGAGGAAGUAAUUCCUCCGACGUUCAUUAGGAAGUUAACAAACAUUCAAGCAAUCAUGGGUUCAGUGGUUACCAUGGAGUGCAAAGUGGCCGGUUCUCUUCCAGUAUCGGUCGAAUGGAGCAAAGGAAAAGAAAAGAUCACCAAGAGCUCCAAAUAUGAACUUCUGCAUGAUGAAAAUACUGUUUCACUGCAGUUCAAACUGAGUGAGAGUUAUGAUACAGGAGAAUAUUCCUGUAAAGUUACCAACACAGCAGGCAGCUGUAUGUGCAGUGGAGUUCUCACAGCUAAAGUGCCACCAAGAUUCGUAGCUGAGCCUGUGUCUCAGGCUGUUAUUCCAAAGUCUACUGUACUCUUCAGAAGCGUCUUUGAAGGAACAUCUCCAUUUAUAGUGAAAUGGUUCAAGGAUGACAACGAACUCAUCACAGGACCAUCAUGUUCGAUUAGACGAGAGGAAUAUUCUUCCUCUGUAGAGCUCUGCUCAGUCGGGACUUUGCAAAGUGGAAUUUAUUCUUGCCAAGUUAGCAACAAAGCAGGCACGGUGAAAAGUGCAGCAGAGUUGUUGGUGAAAGAGCCCCCUCAGUUUGUCCUGAAACUUCCUCCCACUACCUUUGUGAAGCAGUGUGAGGCACUCCGUCUUGAAUGCAAGGCCACCAGCUCACACUCCCUGACUAUGUGCUGGUACAAAAAUGACCAAAAGCUAACGGACGGAGACAACUAUAAGAUCAUGUUUGUUGACUCAACUGCGUACCUCCAGCUGCACACCACAAGGUUUGAGGAUAACGGAGUCUACACCUGUGAGGCUCAUAAUGAUGCUGGCAGUGUGAGCUGCAGCACCAUUCUCACAGUUCAAGAGGCCCCAUCCUUUAUUAAAACACCAAGUCCGAUAGAGGGCAUAAAAGGAAAAGAUGCCAGUCUACACUGUGAGGUGUACGGCACUCCACCUUUCCAGGUGAACUGGUACAAAGACAAAAGGCCACUAAAGGAGAGCAGAAAGUGUAAGAUGGUCAGUGAGGGCAGAUCUGCCACACUUCACAUCAUGAAAAUGGACCAAGAAGAUGCUGGUCUUUAUGAGUGCAAAGUGUCUAACAAUGUAGGAACUGAAAGCUGCCGCACUACCAUUAGCCUAAAAGAACAACCAGCAUUUGUCAAGAAACUGGUGGACCAGUCAGUUACCGCCGGUCAGCAGCUAACACUGACAGCUACAGUAAGAGGCUCCGAGCCUUUGACUGUGUCCUGGGUUCAGGACAAAGAUCACAUUCUCAGAGAUGGUGACAACAGGAAGAUCACAUUUGAGAAUAAUGUGGUCACCCUUGUAGUGCCUAAAGCUGACUCAACUACAGCUGGUAAAUACACCUGCCAGCUGAGGAAUGACUCUGGAGUUGUGGAGUCUGUCUCCCAAGUGACAGUUCUAGAACCUGCUGCUGUUGUGGAUAGCCCCGAGUCCUUGAACGUCAAGUCAGGAGACAAUACAGCUAUUGAAGUCACAGUAUCUGGAACACCAGAUCUGAAAAUUAAGUGGUUCAAGGAUAACGAAGCAAUCUCUUCUGGUGCCAAGUAUCAGCUGUCCUUCACAAAGAAGGUUGCAACCCUGAAGAUUCGGUCUGCUGAAAAAGCAGACGCUGGAGAAUACAAACUACAGGUUACAAACCAUGUUGGUACAGCCUCUUGCAAAACUAAGCUCUCUGUCUCAGAUAAAUUGAUUCCACCGAGCUUCAUAAGGAAGCUGAGAGACACCCACCUUGUUGUGGGUAAACCUGGUGAGAUGGAGUGUAAGGUUGCUGGCUCUGCCCCUUUAACAACUUCCUGGUUCCACAAAGGCCAGGAGAUCCAGAGUGGGCCAAACUAUGACAUCAGCUGCACUGAUAAUAGCUGCAGACUGAGAGUCCCAACAGUCAAGAUGUCCGAUUCUGGCAAAUACACAUGUAAAGCUGUAAACGCUGCAGGAGCCAGUGAAACGAGUGCUUCCAUGAAUGUGACAGAACCUCCAUCUUUUGUGGAAACACCUGAAGCGAAGGAAAUAGUGCCUGGCCAAAACGUGUCUUUCUCAGCUAAAGUGAAAGGCAGUGCCCCCCUGAAGGUCAAAUGGUUUAGGGGAGCAAAGGAAAUGCAGCAUGGAAGAGGCUGCGAGAUCGCCCUGAAGAACGACGUCGCCACUUUGGUGCUUCACAGAGUGGACAGGUCCCAUGCAGGAGAGUACACCUGCCAGAUCAUUAACGAUGCAGGGAAGGAAAGCUGCCCAGUUAACCUGUUUGUGAAAGAACCAGUCCACUUUGUGAAGAAGCUGAAGGACAUUUCCUCUGAAAAGGGCAAACCUUUGAGGCUUGAAGUCACAUUCGCUGGAACCCCCAGAAUAAAUGUGACGUGGAAGAAGGAUGGUAAAUUCAUCUGGGCCUCAUAUCAGUACAAUGUGAUCACCACAGACAACUCCUGCAUCCUGGAGGUUCUUUACUCCGACAGGAUGGAGGCAGCCGGUAGAUACUCUUGCGAAGUAGACAACGGAGUCGGAAGUGACAGAUGUGAAGCACAAGUGUCACUUCUAGAGCGACCAUACUUUGUUGAAAUGAUGGAGCCAGUGGAGGUAAUUCUGGGCGAUCCACUUACCCUGAAAUGCUGUAUUGGGGGAACUCCUGACAUCUCCGUAGCCUGGUUUAAAGGUGACGGAAAGCUGCGCAAGUCCAAUACUUGCUUGAUGGACUUCGUAAAGGGUGUUGCCACGUUGAAACUGACCAAAACAACCAAGUUCGAUCAGGGCGAAUAUAUCUGCAAGGCAGAGAACCGGAUUGGUUCAGCCUCUGCCAGCUGUAAUGUGGUGGUGAAAGAACCCGUGCGCUUUAUCCAGAAGCUGGAGGACACCACUUUCAUAGUAGGUCAGCCACUGAAACUCGUCUGCACGUACACCGGAACCCAGAGGGUCUACGUCACGUGGAAAAAGGAUGGCAAGCUGAUUUGGGCCUCUUAUCAGUACACUGUUAGAACAACUGACUCAACCUGCAUUCUGGACGUCCUCAACAGUGACAGGCCUGAGGCAGCUGGAACAUACACUUGCGAAAUUUCCAACGGAGCUGGAACCGACGUCUGCCAUGCUUGUGUCAGGCUAGAACCGGCCCGCUUUGUGAAAAAGCUGGAGGACACUUAUUUCAGACUCCGUGAACCUUUGAGCCUCACAUGUACGUACAGUGGAAGCCAGAGAAUCAACGUGACCUGGAAGAAGGACGGCAAAUUCAUCUGGGCAUCAUAUAAGUACAAUGUCAAGACCACCAAAGACACCUGCACCUUGGAAGUCCUCAACAGUGACAGAGAAGAGGCCGUUGGAAAAUACACAUGUGAAAUUUCAAAUGCUGAAGGAACCGAUAUCUGCCACGCUAAUGUCAAACUAGAACCAGUGAGCUUUGUGAGAAAACUGACAAACACCUACUACAAAAUUGGCCAUCCUUUGACAUUGGAGUGCACAUUCACUGGCAGCCAGAGGAUUUAUGUUAGCUGGAUGAAGGAUGGCAAGCUAAUCUGGGCGUCGUACCAAUACAACGUUAAAACUACCAACUUCUCCAGCACCCUGGAAGUCCUCAACAGUGACCGCCGGGAAGCUGCCGGGAAAUACUCAUGCGAGAUUUCCAAUUCAGAGGGCACAGAUAUCUGCCAUGCUAUGGUUAAGAUAGAACCUGUGCGCUUCAUUUACGAGCUGAAAGACACCACUUUCAGACUCGGCCAGCCCCUGUCGCUGUACUGCGCAUACAGUGCCAGCCCCAGGGUCUAUGUGAGCUGGAGAAAGGAUGGCAAACCAAUCUGGGCCUCCUACAAGUACAACGUCAAGACCACAGAUAACGCCUGUGUCUUGGAGGUCCUCAACAGUGACCGGCUAGAAGCAGCAGGGAGAUACUCCUGUGAAAUUUCUAACUCUGAGAACACCGCAAUCUGCUAUGCACAGGUCACACUAGAACCUGUGCGCUUUGUAAGAAAGCUGGAGGACAUGACCUUUAGGGUUGGCCAGCCUCUGAAGCUCCAGGUCACCUACACGGGCAGCCAGCUCAUAUACGUGAGCUGGACAAAAGAUGGCAAACCCAUCUGGGCUUCCUACAAGUACAACGUCAAGAAAACUGACAACUCCUGUGUCUUGGAGAUUCUCAACAGUGACAGAGAGGAGGCUGCUGGGAGAUAUUCCUGUGAAAUAUCCAAUGCCAGUAGCUCCGCUAUCUGCCACGCUCAUGUCACAUUAGAACCGGUGCGCUUUGUGAAAAAGCUCGAGGACACGUCAUACUGUCUGGACGAUCCACUGAGUCUGACAUGCACGUACACCGGCAGUCAGCAAGUGCACGUGACCUGGAAGAAGGACGGCAAGCCGAUCUCUGCUUCGAACAAAUACCACUUCAAGACCACCGAUUCCUUGUGUGCUCUGGAAGUCCUAAACAGACAAGAUGCAGCUGGGCUCUAUUGUUGUCAAGUUUCUAACGCAGGAGGUUCUGCCAUCUGUGAUGCCUAUGUCAUUAAUAAAACCACUAAGAAAGAGCCUGCUCGCUUCAUCAGAAAGCUGGAAAACAUGACGUUCAGGGUCGGCACACCGCUGACACUUAGAGUCGCGUUCACUGGAAGCCAGAGAAUGUAUGUGAGCUGGAAGAAAGAUGGGAGACCAAUCUGGGCCUCUUACAAGUACAAUGUCAAGACCACAGACUGCAGCUGCGUGCUGGACGUCCUCAACAGUGACCGUGAAGAAGCUCGGGGGAGAUACACUUGCGAAAUUUCCAACGCUGAAGGCUCUGAUAUCUGCCAUGCUCAUAUCAAGCUAGAACCUGUGCGAUUUGUCAAGAAACUGGAGGAUGUCUCCCAUGAGCUGGGUAAACCUCUGAGGCUGGAGUGCACUUACACCGGCAGCCAGAGGGUCUACGUCACAUGGAAGAAAGACGAUCAGCAGAUCUGGGCUUCUUACGAGUACAACGUCAAAACCACCAAUUCCUCCUGUGUCCUGGAGGUCCUCAACAGUGACAGAGCCACUGCGGCGGGAAAAUACACUUGCGAAAUUUCCAAUGCUGAAGGAACUGACGUCUGUCAUGCUCAUGUUAAACUAGAGCACAAAGUCCCUCCAACCUUCACCAAGAAGCCCUCUGAGUCCAUGAUGGACUCUGCGGGUAAGACAGUGAAGAUGGAAGCUCGGGUGUCUGGCUCUCAGCCACUGAGCGUCACCUGGUACAAGGGCAACAGUGAAAUCUACAGCUCUGGCAAAUAUGAUGUCAGCUUUAAGAACAACAUGGCCGUGCUGUCUGUCAGAGAUUGUACCAGCUCUGAUGGUGGUGAAUACACCUGCACAGCUUCCAAUGAAGCUGGCAAAACUUCAUGUCACGUUUCUCUCAACAUCUCAGCUGAAACUGGCCAGGCUCCAAAGUUCGACGUCCCUCUGGAGCCAGUGACAGUGAGCGAGGGCGAGAAGCUGAGCCUCAAAUGCCAUGUCACUGGCCCUACUCCACUGACCAUUCAGUGGAUGAAGGACAGGAGGGAGCUGAAGUCCAGUGCAAACAUCAGAAUCACGUUUGUUGGUGGGACAGCCUCUCUGGAGGUCAGUGCGGCCUCAAAGAGCGAUGCAGGAGAUUACCUCUGCAAGGCCAGCAACCCUAACGGCAGUGACUUCUGCAAGUCCAAGGUCACUGUGAGAGAUAAAGGAGCUAAGCCUGCCCCUGCCGAGCCCGCCGCCCCAGCUGCAGCUGCUCCGGUCAAAAGGCUCGACAACCUGUUCUUCAUCGAGGAACCCAAAAACGUUUCUGUAACAGAGAAGGGCACUGCAACCUUCAUCGCCAAGAUUGGAGGUGACCCGAUCCCCAGCGUGAAGUGGAUGAAGGGCAAAUGGAGGCAGAUGACCCCUGGUGGUCGUAUCUCCAUCGAGCAUAAGGGUCAAGACGCCAAGAUGGAGAUCAGAGAGGUGACCAAGUCCGACUCCGGUGUCUACAGGUGCGUCGCCAGCAACAAACACGGAGAGAUCGAGUGCAGCGCUGAGAUCGAGGUCACCAAGAAGGAGGAAGUGGAAGGAUUCGGAGACAUGAGGACACGGCUGAAGAAGACUCCCUCCAAGCAGAAGAGUCCCAAGAGACCUGAAGACAUUGAUAUUGUGGAGCUGCUCAGAGGUCACGACCCCAAAGACUACGAAAGGAUCCUGCGGGAGCACAACAUCCAUGACUACCGCGCCAUCCUGCAGGCUGUCGAGUUCCUGAAGAAGGAGAAGGAGAUGGAGACUGGAAAAGUGGAGUUGGAGCGUGGCGGCCGGGUGGACGAGGAGGACAUGGCCCGACUCAUCCAGCAGCUGGAGGGACGCGUCGGCACAGAGCCCGUCUCUGUGAUGGAGGACAUCACUGACCAGACGACAAAUGAGAACCAGAACGUCACCUUCGAGUGCCAGAUCCGCAUCAACUACCCGGAGAUCACCGUCAACUGGUACAAAGGCACGCAGAAACUGGACAGCAGCGACAAGUACGAAAUCAGCAGCGUGGGCGACCACCAUUAUCUGAGAGUCAAGAACUGCCAGCUCAAAGAUCAGGGCAACUACCGCGUGGUGUGUGGUCCUCACAUCUCCAACGCCAAGCUCACCGUCACAGGCGCUGGUGUCAGUCCAGCUGAACAAAUUCAGUUCACUAAAUGCAUCAGAAGCAUCGAGGUCAAUGAACGCCACUGCGCCACCUUCGAGUGCGAGGUGUCCUUUGACAACGCCACCGUCACGUGGUACAAAGACUCGUGGGAGCUCAGAGAGAGCCCAAAAUAUAACUUCAGGAACGACGGUCGACGCCACUUUAUGACCAUCCGCAACGUUACGGCAGAGGACGAAGGCGUUUACUCUGUGAUCGCUCGUCUGGAGCCGAUGGGAGAAGCUCGAAGCACCGCUGAGCUUUACCUGUCGGGCAAAGAGAUUGGGUUAGGAAGGGUUCCUCAGGACGUUCCCGACUCAUCCGUUCAUGUCCCAGAAGCUGCUUCGAUGUUUGUCCAAGAUUCUUCUGAAUUUUAUCACUAUGAAGAGCGAACAGAAGUGAAAGCUUUCAAAAGUGUCACCGUUGAAGAAGAGACGGUUUCUGUUCGGUACUCGUCCGUCACAGAAGAGAGAAAACCUGUUGGAGAAGUAAUUGAGAGGACUCAGGUGGAGAUGAGAGAAGAAGUCCCUGACGUUGCUGACAUGUACAGGAGAGCAGAGGAGAAACCCUGGGAGCAUGGGAUGCCGCCUACGGCUGCAGACAAAGACCUUGAAGGAAAGAAGCCGCACGCCGAGGUAGCCUUUGCCGUUCCGGGCGCUCAGCGAGAGGGAGCUCCAGGACAAGAAGUUUACAUCAAACCAGAACCUGUAGAAGAGAAAGUGACCGUUGCCAGAAAGGUCACUCCUGAACCUUAUCAGCCUCCACCUGAGCCAAAAAUGGUUCCUCCAGAGCCUAAAGUGGCACCUCAGAAACCGGCGGCACCUGAGCCCAAAGUGCCCAAAAUGAAGCCUGAACCUGAAGCGCCGAAAGUUGAACCUGCCAAGAAAGCACCAGAAGCUCCUAAGGCGAGAGUGCCAGCUGUAGCCAAACCAGAAGAAGUGGUAGUUCAGCCAGUCGCUUCCAAAGUUACUCCACCAAAGACUGAAGCACCAGAACGACCAACAUUUGAAGAACCUGUGGUUCAGCCAACUGCAGUCAAGGUUCCCCCGUCAGCACCAGAACGUCUCCCAGCUAAAGUGCAAGCUGUACCCCGACCAGAGGAACCUGUAGUUCAACCACCUGCACCAAAGGUUGCUCCACCCAAGGCUGAAGCUGUUCCAACUAAAGUUGUCUCAGAACCGAAGACACCUGAACCUCCAAGGAAACCACAUCUGCUGGCUGAUAAACCUGAGCCAGAGCCACCGAGAUUGGUCUCUGAAACAAAACCAGAAGAACCAAAGAAGGUUCUGGAAGAAACAAAGAGGGUUGCUGAGGUGCAAAAGAAGGUUCCAGAAACACCAGAGAGGGUGCUAGAAGAACCCAAGAAAGUAGAAGAAACACAGUGGGUUCCUGAAGCACCAAAGAAGGUUCCAGAAGAGCCAAAAAAGGUUGCGGAAGAAAGAAAGAGGGUUCCUGAAGCGCCAAAGAUGGUUCCAGAAGAACCAAAGAAGAUUCCUGAAGCCCCAAAGAAGGUUCAAGAAGAACCAAAAAAGGUUGUCGAAGAAAGAAAGAGGGUUCCUGAAGCCCCAAAGAAGGUUCCAGAAGAACCUAAGAAGACUCCUGAGGCCCCAAAGAAGGUUCAAGAAGAACCAAAAAAGGUUGUCGAAGAAAGAAAGAGGGUUCCUGAAGCCCCAAAGAAGGUUCCAGAAGAACCUAAGAAGGUUCCUGAAGCACCAAAGAAGGUCCCAGAAGAACCAAAGAAGGCUCCACCAGCCCGUAAAGUGGUUAUUGAACCACCAGUAGAGCCGGAGAAAACUCCAGAGGCUCCAAAAUUAGUAACAGAGGAACCAGUGCCACAUCGCCGAGCCCCAUCACCACCACAAGAUUUGGAAGCACCAAAGCAAAUUCCUCAGGCUAAAAAGCCUCAGCAACCAGUGUCUCCUCCAGAGGAGAGGAAACCAUCUGCACCAGCACCAAAGCCUUCACCUCCUGCUCCUCCUGCGCCUCCUGCUCCUGCAGCCAGAGUUGCUCCCCCUGAAGUAUCUCCCCCAGAGGAGAAGAAACCAUCUGCACCCGUACCAAAGCCUUCACCUCCCGCUCCUCCUGCUCCUGCAGAGAAAGUUGCUCCUCCUGCAGUUUCUCGUCCAGAGGAAAAGAAACCAUCUGCACCAGCACCAGCACCAGCACCAGCACCAGCACCUUCAGUUCCUACUGCUGCUCCUGCUGCUCCCGCUGCUGCUCUUGCAGCCAAAGUUGCUCCUCCUGCAGUGUCUCCUCCAGAGGAAAGAAAACCAUCUCCACCCACACCACAGCUUCCAGAAGAAAAAGUUACACUUCCUCCAGCUCCAGCAACAGCGGUGAAGACACCCUCGCCACCAUUUAUAGAGGCCAAACCCUCUCCUGUGUCAGAGGAAUCCUACCUCCCUGAAGACAAGGAACCCGUUUCAGCACCUGGACCGACGAAAGUGACGUCUCUUAAGCAAAAGGGUAAGAUCCCAGUUCAGGAUGCGAAAACACCAGAAUCGCCUAAACUGAAGAGUAAGUACACCAGACUACCCAAAGAGAAGGAACCAGAACCAGAGGUCAUCAAGCUGAAGAAGGUUCCAACUAAGCCCAAAGAACCUGAGAAAGAAUUCAUAACUCAUAAAGCUGAAGUGACAAGGCAUCAAGAUGUUGAACUAAUGGUUCAUGGACUUCAUGACAGAGAAGAUCGAGAGAUAAUAACGCUCGGAAGGACUGAACGAGUUUUCACUGCAGAGGAGGAGACGACUCAGUUAGACUACUUUGAGGAAGCUGAAAAGGCUGCGGUUGUUCAGGAACCAGAAAAAGAAGGUUGGACAAGAACCCCUAAAUCUCAGAAAGAGGAAGAACCUGAGCUGCCAAGUGUAGAUAAGAAGAAAAUAACUAAACUGCCAAAGGCAGAUGAGCAGAAAGAAUCAGUCAAACUAAAACCAUUUGAAAAAACAGUUAAACCAGAAGAAGAACCUGGGAAGAUCAAACUAAAAAAGGUGCCAACUAAGCCCAAAGAGCCUGAGAAAGAAGUUAUAACUCAAAAAGUUGAAGUGACAAGGCAUCAAGAUGUUGAACUAAUGGUUCAUGGACUUCAUGACAGAGAAGAUCAAGAGAUAAUAACGCUUGGAAGAACUGAACGAGUCUUCUCUGCAGAGGAGGAGACAACUCAGUUAGACUACUUUGAGGAGGCUGAAAAGGCUGUGGUCAUUCAGGAACCAGAAAAAGAGGGAUUGGCAAGAACCCCUAAACCUCAGAAAGAGGAAGAACCUGAGCUGCCAAGUGUAGAUAAGAAGAAAAUAACUAAACUGCCAAAGGCAGAUGAGCAGAAAGAAUCAGUCAAACUAAAACCAUUUGAAAAAACAGUUAAACCAGAAGAAGAACCUGGGAAGAUCAAACUAAAAAAGGUGCCAACUAAGCCCAAAGAGCCUGAGAAAGAAGUUAUAACUCAAAAAGUUGAAGUGACAAGGCAUCAAGAUGUUGAACUAAUGGUUCAUGGACUUCAUGACAGAGAAGAUCAAGAGAUAAUAACGCUUGGAAGAACUGAACGAGUCUUCUCUGCAGAGGAGGAGACAACUCAGUUAGACUACUUUGAGGAGGCUGAAAAGGCUGUGGUCAUUCAGGAACCAGAAAAAGAGGGAUUGGCAAGAACCCCUAAACCUCAGAAAGAGGAAGAACCUGAGCUGCCAAGUGUAGAUAAGAAGAAAAUAACUAAACUGCCAAAGGCAGAUGAGCAGAAAGAAUCAGUCAAACUAAAACCAUUUGAAAAAACAGUUAAACCAGAAGAAGAACCUGGGAAGAUCAAACUAAAAAAGGUGCCAACUAAGCCCAAAGAGCCUGAGAAGGAAGUCAUUACUCAUAAAGUGGAAGUGACGAGGCAUUAUGAUACAGAACUGACAGUUCAGAAGCUUCGCGAUAGAGAAGAUCGAGAGGUUGUGACACUUGGAAGAACUGAACGAGUCUUCACUGCCGCUGAGGAGGCAUCUGAACUGGGUCAAGCAGAGGAACCUGAAAAGCUGGAGGCUGAAGAUGAGAAAUCAAGAUGGAUAAGAACCCCAAAAGAGCCAAAGGAUGAAGAACCUGAGCCCGAUUUAACCAAAAAGAAAAUAAAGAAACUGCCAAAGAAAGAGGAGGAGCCAGAAGUAGUGACACUGAAACCAUUUGAAAAACCUGAGAAACCCAAGGAAGCUGAACCUCCAAAAGCUAAGAAAGAAGGUGAGGCAAAGACAGAUACAGAACGCAUUCCAUUCAAGAGAGCAGAGACACCACAGAGAGACCAACCCACCGCUGCUUCAAAACACAGAAAAGAUGAAGCCACUCCCUUGACAACUCCAGAGGCAACUCCUGACAUCAGCAAAGACCAAAAGGAGAUCCCACAGAGGAAAAAAGUUGAUCAGGUACCCAAAGAUAGUGAACCUACAGCUGCCGACAAGCUUCGCGGAAAACCUAAAAUUAUUUCCACACCAGAUAAAGAAAAAGAGGAGGUCAAGUUGAAGCCUUUCACCAAAGACGCCAAGCCCGAGGAAAAACCAGCUAAAACACCUGAGGAAGAGAAAAGGAAACCUGUGGACACAAAGGUUCCCAGUAGAGCACCAAGAGAUGAAACUCCCAAAGAUCUGAAAGAACAGCAGCUUAAGAAAGUGGAGAAGACCACAACACCUAAAAAAGAGGAUGACAAACCUCAGGAAAAAGAGGAAUCAGCUGUUCCACCCAAGAAGCCCAGUCCACCAGGAAAGAAAGAAGCAACACUGCAGAAAGAAGUGGAAAAAGAGGUUCCACAAAAACCAACAGAUACCUUGAAGAAAGGAAUCGAACUCAAAAAGACUGCGUCACCUCGAGUGGGUAAAGACAAGGUGGAAGAGGAAAAACCCCUAAAACCUGUUGAGCAACUGAAGAAGGUUGAGCUGAAAAAGACACCAUCACCAAAAGUAGAUAAGCCAAAGCCUAAAGAACUGGAGCAAGUCCCAGUGGAGAAGAAGCCAAGUCUUGAAAAAGUCAAACAGAUUCCCAAAACUGUUUCACCAAAAGACUCUGUUGAAGCUGUGACCCUCAAAAAGGUCCCAAAGAAGCCGUCACCAGAGGAGGUUUCAGAACCAGAAAAGCCCGCUAAAGGGCGAAUCCCCCUGGUGAAGGAGGUCUCCCCUGGAGCUGUGCAGAUGAAGAAGGUACCCACCCAGCCAGAGGAGGAGGUGUUUGAAGAGGAGGCUGAAAUAGUGGAAGGUGAGGAAGAGGAGGAGGCCUGGGGCUGGGAGCUGGUUCCCCCGGAUGACUGGCAAGGUGAAGGGAUGGAUGGGGUGCUGGAGACUCCAGGCAUGCCUGGCGCCAAACGAGAGGGAAAACCGUCAGAAGAGGCACCAAAAGGCAGAGGCAGAGGAUUCGGGGCGAGACAGACCCCAUCUCCUGGUGAUGGUGGCAGGGGCCGCGGCCUGAGGCCCGGUGGAAAAGGUCCGUCACCCCCAGAGGAACCCUUCGGAGGGUUCAAGCUCAAAGCCGUCCCCCUGAAGUUCAUCAAGAAGAUUCAGGACAUUGUGUUGCAGGAGGCUGAGUCUAUUGGCUCCUCUGCUGUGUUUGAGUGUGAGGUCUCGCCUUCCACUGCCGUCACAUCAUGGAUGAAAGAUGGCAGCAACAUCCGCGAGGACCCGAAGCACAAAUUCAUAUCUGAUGGCAAAGAUCGCAAGAUGAACAUUAUUGAUGUCCAGCUGUCGGACACUGGUGAAUACACCUGUGUGGCCAGGAACGCUGGCAAGGAAAUCACAUGCACAGCCAAGCUCAUUGUUGAAGAGCUACCUGUGAAAUGGGUGAAAGAACUGGAACCAGAGACGACAUGUGUAAAGAGUCAGCCUAUGUAUCUGACCUGUGAGCUGAACAAAGAGAGAGAUGUGAUCUGGAAGCGUAAUGGCACUGUCCUGAAGAAUAAGGCUGGAAAAGUAGCCAUUAAUAUCAUUGGUUUGCAGCAUGCUGUGACCAUCCAGAACUCCACCGACGAAGAUGCCGGCGCCUACACAUGUGAGGUGGAUGGAAAGGAGGACAUCAAGACACAGACCAACGUCAAAGUGAUUGAAAUCAUCAAAGACUGGCUGGUGAAGCCUCUGAGAGACCAGCACGUGAAACCGAAGGCUAAGGCCACAUUCAAGUGUGAGCUGUUCAAGGACACUCCCAACUGGAAGUGGUUUAAAGGAGACGACGAGAUCACUCCCUCUGAGAAGACAGAGAUCAUCAAAGAUGGACAGAACAUGACGCUCACCAUCAACAACUGCCAGCCCAGCGAUGUCUCAGAUUACACCAUCCAGGUGGAGGAUCGCAGAUACACGGCCAAACUCACCCUUGGAGAGCGCGAGGCUGAGAUCCUGAAGCCUCUCGCCAACGUGGAGGUGGUGGAGAAGGAGGAAGCCAGCUUUGACACUGAGAUAUCUGAGGAUGAUGUAGUCGGUGAAUGGAAGCUGAGGGGCCAGGUGCUGUUGAGGUCUCCGACGUGUGACAUCAGAGCUGAAGGCAAGAAGCGUUUCCUGACGCUGAAAAACGUCCAGCUUGAUCAGGCUGGUGAAGUGUCAUAUCAGGCACUGAAUGCCGUCACCAGCGCUGUGCUCACCGUCAAAGAGAUUGAAAUGGCUUUUGUCGACAAGCUGAAGGACGUUUCUGUGCCUGAAAAGAAACAGGCUAAGUUUGAAUGCACCGUCACCAAAGAGGUGUCAAAGGUCAUGUGGUUCAGGGGGGCGGAGAUCGUCACCCCGAGCCCUAAAUAUGAAAUACUCGAUGAUGGAAAGAAACACAUGCUGAUCAUAAACAGCUGUGAGUUUGAUGACGAGGCUCAGUACACCAUAGAAGUGUUGGGCCUUAAAUCGACCGCUCAGCUGUCAGUGGAAGGCAUGAGGCUCAAAUUUGUGAAGCAACUUGAGGACCAAACAGUGAAAGAAGGUAAAACAGCUCGAUUUGAGCUCGAGCUGACGCACGAAAACGUGCCGGUGGUUUGGUACCGAAAUGAAGUGAAAAUCCACGUGGGCCGAACAGUGGUUGUACAGGUGGAAGGAAAGAAACACUCUCUAGAAAUGAGCUCAUUGACUCUAGAUGAUACCUGCCAGAUAAAGGCAGAGGCCAAAGGAAUUUACUCCAUGGCAAAACUGAAUGUCAUAGAGGGUGACGCCAUCUUUGUGGUGAAGCUGCAGGACUACACAGCCACAGAGAAAGACGAGGUGACUCUGGACUGUGAGCUGAGCAAAGACGUACCUGUGGUUUGGUACCACAACGAGAAGGAGAUCAUCGCCUCCAAGAUGGUGGUCAUGAGGACAGAGGCCACUCACAGGUCUCUGAUCCUGAAGAAAGUGGAGCAGAGCGAUAAAGGCAAAUACGUAUGUGACUGUGGAACAGACAAGACUUCGGCCAACAUCAACAUUGAAGCUCGUGACAUCAAGGUUGUUCGGCCGAUUUAUGGCGUGGAGCUGUUUGAUGGAGAGACGGCUCGUUUCGAGGUGGAGAUCUCAGAGGACGAUGUGCACGGCCAGUGGAAACUGAACGGAGAAAUCCUUAGUCCUUCUAAAGAUGUUGACAUCAUCGAGGAGGGCGGCAAACACACGCUGAUCCUUUACAACUGUAAAGUGCCCAUGACUGGUGAGGUGGCGUACGCCGCUGCCAACGCCAAGUGUUCUGCCAACUUGAAGGUCAAAGAACUUCCUCUGAACUUCCUCACACCGCUGAGUGAUGUUAGUGUGUACGAGAAGGACGAGGCGAGGUUCGAGCUUGAGGUGUCGAGAAUUCCGAAGAGUUUCCGCUGGCUGAAAGGUUCUCAGGAGCUGCAGAGUGAUGAAAAGUACAAGAUGAUCCAGGAAGGAAACAUGUUCGUUCUGCUGAUCCAAUCGGCCGCCUACGACGACGAGGCAAAGUACAUGUUUGAGGCAGAGGACAAGAGGACAACUGGCAAACUCGUUAUACAAGGUAUUCGCCUGGAGUUUGUCAAACCGAUUAAGGAUGUGACGGUUAAGGAACGUGAAACUGCAGAGUUCAGCGUCGAACUCUCCCACGACAAGAUCCCGGUGGUCUGGUACAAAAACGAUGUCCGCUUGCAUCCCAGCAAGGUGGUCCACAUGUCGGAUCACGAAAAGAUCCACACACUGGCCUUCAAGGAAGUCACAAUCGACGACACCUCCAUGAUCAAAGUGGAGGCCAUGGACAAGAGCAUGACCGCCAUGCUCACUGUCAUCGAGGGCGACUUGUAUUUCACCACCAAGCUGCAGAACUACACUGCUGUAGAGAAGGACGAAGUUAAGCUGGUCUGUGAACUGAGCAAAGCCGUCGCUGAUGUCAAAUGGUUCAAAGACGGGAAAGAGAUCACUCCCUCCAAGAACAUUGCCAUCAGCACUGACGGCAAGAAGCGCAUCCUGAUGGUCAGGAAGGCGGAGAAGGCCAACAUCGGAGAGUACACCUGCGACUGUGGCUCAGAUAAAACUACAGCCAAGCUCAAGAUUGAAGAGCGGGACAUCAAGGUGGUCCGUCCACUGUACAGUGUUGAGGUCACAGAGACAGAAACAGCCAAGUUCGAGACAGAGAUCUCAGAAGAGGACGUUCACGGAAACUGGAAACUGAAGGGAGAAGCUCUGCAUCAGUCUCCUGAUAUUGAGAUUAAGGAGGAAGGAACCAAACAUGUGCUGAUCCUCUACAACGUCCGUAUGGACAUGGCCGGAGGCGUCGACUUCUCAGCAGCCAACGCCAAAUCCAACGCUCAGCUCCGAGUCAAAGCUCGGUCCAUUGGGCUGAUGCGUCCUCUGAAGGACGUGACGGUGACGGCCGGAGAGACGGCGACCUUCGAGUGUGAGCUGUCAUACGAAGGCAUCGAGGUGGAGUGGUUCCUAGGAGGACAGAAGAUGGAGGCCAGUGAUCGGGUGAAGACUCGCGUGGCGGGACGAGUUCAUGCUCUGACCAUCAGAGACGUGAAGCUGUCGGAGGCCGGCGAAGUCAAACUGACCGCCAAAGACUUCCUGACUCAGGCUCAGCUCAUCGUCAGAGAGCCACCAGUGGAGUUCACGAAGCCUCUGGAGGACCAGACGGUGGAGGAGGAGGCGACCGCCACGCUCGAGUGUGAAGUUUCCAGAGAGAAUGCAGAGGUGACAUGGUUCAGGGAAGGGCAGGAACUCAGGAAGACCAAGAAGUACGACAUGAUAGUCGAUGGACGCAAGAGAGCGCUCGUCAUCCACGGCUGCGCUCCAGAAGACGCAAAGAUGUACACGUGUGAUGCCAAAGAGUUCAAGACUUCCUGUUUCCUGGAGGUCACACCUCCUCACGUGGAGUUCACAAAGCCUCUGCAGGAUGUCGAGGUAAAAGAGAAAGAAUCUGCCAGGUUUGAAUGUGAAGUGUCCCGCGAGUCGGCCAAGGUUCGUUGGUUCAAAGACGGCAGUGAGAUCAGGAAAGGAAAGAAGUACGAGAUCAUCGCUAAAGGCGUCCAGAGAAUCCUCAUCGUCCACAAGUCAGUGUUUGACGACGAGGCCGAGUAUGAGUGUGAUGCCAGAACCUCCAAGACAUCCGGCAUGCUCACAGUUAUCGAGGAGGCAGCCAGGUUCACCAAGAACCUGUCCAAUGUGGAGGGGAUGGAGACGGAUAGUGUGAAGAUGAUCUGCGAGGUGUCGAAGGCCAACGCCGAGGUCACAUGGUACAAAGGAGACGAGGAACUGCCUGAGGGCGGACGCUACGAGCAAAUCAUGGACGGACGCAAGAGGAUCCUGAUCAUCCAGGACCUGAGGAUGGACGACGCCGGCGAGUACAACUGCAGGCUGAGUCCCACCGUCAGGACGUCCGCCAGGCUCAAACUCAACGAACUGGCGGCCGAGUUCAUCGCCCGUCCUCAAAACCAGGAGGUGGUGGAGGGUGAGAAGGCCGAGUUCGCCUGCUCCGUCUCCAAGGAAACCUACGAGGUGAAAUGGUUCAGAGGAGACAAGGAGGUAGAAUCAGGGGAAAAGUAUACCAUUGUCAGCGAAGGAAAGAGAAGAGCUCUUAUUGUGAAAAACUGCGAGCUGAAGGAUGAAGGCGGCUACGUCGCCCACAUCGGCGCCGUCAGAGCCUCCGCUGAUCUGCUUGUGAUUGAGAAACUGAGGAUCAUCACGCCAAUUAAAGACACGGAGGUGAAGGAAGGAAGUGAGAUCAUGUUCAACUGUGAGACAAACACAGAGGGAGCGAAGGCCAAGUGGCUAAAGAACGAGGAGACGAUAUUUGAGAGCAGCAAGUACAUGGUGCUUCAGAGGGACAACGUCUUCUCUCUGAGGAUCAGAGAAGCCCAGAAGGCCGACGAGGCCAGCUACACCGUCAGCCUCACCAAUCACAGAGGAGAACACGCCAAGUGCACCGCCAGCGCUAGAGUGACAGAGGAGAAGCUGAAGUUCUUGGAUCCCAUGGAGGACAUCGAGACUCAGGAGAAGAAGACCAUCAGCUUCGUCUGUAAAGUGAACCGGCCUGAGGUGACGGUGAGGUGGAUGAAGGCUGGCCAAGAGUUGACGCUCAGCAAACGCAUCGUCUACAGAGUCGACGGCCUCAAACAUACACUGACCAUCAAGGACUGCGUGAUGGACGACGAGGGCGAGUACACCGCCAUGGUCGGAGAUGACAAGUGCUCCGCAGAGCUGAUCAUCAGUGAGGCGCCGACAGACUUCACGGCACAGCUGAAAGACCAGACCAUCACCGAGUUUGAGGACGCCGAGUUCACGUGCAAGCUGAGCAAAGAGAAGGCCCUGGUGAAGUGGUAUAGGAAUGGACGAGAGAUCAGGGAAGGACCAAGAUAUCACAUGGAAAAAGAAGGCAAGACGUGCACACUGAUCGUUAAGGUGUGCAGACCGGAUGAUGAAUGUGAAUAUGCCUGUGGUGUAGACGAGAGGAGGACCAGAGCCAGACUCUUUGUAGAAGAGACGCCAGUGGAGAUCGUCAGACCUCCUCAGGAUGCAUUUGAACCUCCAGGCUCAGACGUUGUGUUUGAGGUGGAGCUCAACAAGGACAGAGUGGAGGUGAAGUGGAUGAGGAACAACAUGAUCAUCGUCCAGGGAGACAAAUACCAGAUGAUCAGCGAGGGUAAAGUCCACAGACUGCAGGUCUGUGAGAUUAGACCUCGAGAUCAGGGAGAGUACAGGAUCGUCGCCAAAGACAAGGAUGCCAGAGCCAAGCUGGAGCUGGCAGCUGUUCCAAAGAUCAAAACUACCGACCAGAACCUGGUAACAGACGCUGGUAAGCCCUUCAUCAUGAGCGUGCCCUACGACGCCUACCCUCGCGCUGAGGCAGAGUGGUUCUUCGAAGGCACCAGCCUGCCUGUCCAGAACAUCGAUACCUCAACCGAUAAGACUGAGCUCCGCCUUAAGAGCCCCAGCAAGGAGGACCAGGGCCGCUACAGGGUGGUGAUCAGGAACAAGCACGGCCAGGGAGAGGCCUUCAUCAAUCUGGACGUGAUUGAUGUCCCUGGACCUGUCAAGAACCUGAGGGUGGUUGACACCGCUGAUAAUGAGGUCAGUUUGGCUUGGGAGGAGCCUGAGAGUGAUGGCGGAAGCAAGAUCCUCUCCUACGUGGUGGAGAGACGUGACGUGAAGCGUAAGACCUGGACAUUGGCUACAGACCGUGCUGAUACUCUAGAGUACUGUGUCAGUGGCCUCCAAAAGGACUCCUUCUACCUGUUCAGAGUCUGCGCUAGAAACAGAGUCGGCAGUGGGCCCACUGUUGCCACAGAGGAUGCAGUCCAGGCCAAGAACAAGUUUGAUGUUCCAGAUGCACCGGAGAACGUUGCAGUUGGCGUGGUGAACAGGUUUGGUGCCACCAUCCACUGGGAGCCUCCCUUGAAUGAUGGCGGUUCUGAGAUCAUCGCCUACGUGAUCGAACUCCGUGACAGGACCUCUGUAAAGUGGGAGGCGGCCAUGGUCUGUGGCGCCAACGACCGCUCAGUCACGCUGAAUGACGUUGUUGAGAACAAAGAGUACAUCUUCAGAGUCCGGGCCGAGAACAAGGCAGGCAUCGGCAGACCCAGUGCCGCCACCACACCUGUCAAGAUCAUGGAUCCCAUUGAGAGGCCUAGCCCACCUCUGAACCUGAACUUUAGUGACCAAAUCAAGACAGCAGUCACGCUGACCUGGGAGACACCCAUCAACAACGGCGGCAGCACGAUCACAGGAUACAUCAUUCAGAAAUGUGAAGAGGGCACCGAUAAGUGGAUGCGCUGCAACGCCAGACUGUGUCCUGACCUCUCCUACCGGCUGUCUGGUCUGAAAGGUGGUCAAAAAUACCUCUACAGAGUUAGUGCUGAGAACGCAGCUGGUGUCUCUGAUCCAUCUGAGCAGCUUGGACCCCUGCUUGCUGACGACCCUCACGUUGGUCCGACCUUUGACUUGAGUGGCUUCAGGAAAGGCCUGGAAGUGAUUGUCCCUCAGCCCCUCACCAUCAGAGUCCCCAUCACUGGAUACCCGACUCCCGUCGCCAAGUGGACCUUUGGAGAGAAGGAGCUGACCACUGAGGAUGAGCGCGUCUCCAUGGUGACAAAGCCCACAUUCACAGAGCUAACGGUCACACCAAGUGUCCGUCCCGACAAAGGCACCUACACCCUGCAGCUAGAGAACGAUGUUGCGUCCAUCUCGGGAGAGAUCGAAGUCAACGUCAUUGCGACACCUAGUGCUCCUAAAGACUUCAAGGUGGCCGAGGUGACCCGACACCACGUCCACCUGAUGUGGGAGGCUCCGGAGCAUGACGGAGGAAGUCCAGUCACUCACUACCAGAUCGAGAAGAGAGAAGUGUCUCGGAAGACCUGGGCCAAGGUGGCUACCGGCAUCCUGGACCUGGAGUACACAGUAACAGAUGUGAUUGAAGGAAAGGAGUAUCUGUUCAGUGUCUCUGCCUGCAACAAGUGUGGACCUGGAGAGCCAGCAUACAACGACGAGCCCGUCAACGUGUCCUCUCCUGCCACUGUACCUGAUCCUCCUGAGAACCUUAAGUGGCGCGAUAAGAGCGGCAAGACCAUCUUCCUAUCCUGGGAGCCUCCAAGGUACGACGGCGGUGCCCCUCUCAAAGGCUACGUGGUGGAGAAGUGUCAGCGUGGUACCGAAAAGUGGGAACCCUGUGGUGAACCCAUCCCUGAACUGAAGUACAAUGUGAGAGGCCUGAUCGAGGGUCACUGGUACGCCUACAGAGUCAAAGCUUUCAACAAGUUGGGAGCCAGCCGACCCUGCAGGGCUACCGAUGAGAUCCAAGCCGUCGACGCCAGAGAGCCUCCAGAGAUCCAGCUGGAUGUGAAGCUGCUAGCUGGUCUGACCGUCAGAGCUGGUACGAAGAUCGAGCUUCCAGCAGACAUCAAAGGAAAGCCGGAUCCCCGAGUGAAGUGGACCAAGGCUGACCUGGUCUUGCGGGCUGAUGACCGCAUUAACAUUGAAACCCAGCCUGGAAACUCCAAGGUGACCAUUGCCAACACAACUAGAGGAGACACCGCCACCUACAUCAUCGAGGCAGUCAACCUCUGCGGACGUGCCACCGCCACCAUUGAUGUCAACAUUCUUGAUAAACCCGGUCCUCCAGCCGCAUUGGACAUCUCCGAGAUCACCAAUGAGUCAUGCUUCCUGGCGUGGAACCCUCCCAGGGAUGAUGGUGGCUCGCCUGUCACCAACUACAUCAUUGAGAGUCGGCAGACGGACAAAGAGGAGUGGGUGAAGCUGUCUGCCACAGUGAAACAAACCACUUUCAAGGCCUGCAAGCUCACACCUUUGAAGGAGUACAUCUUCAGGAUUAGUGCAGAGAACCAGUACGGCAUUGGCGAACCUGCAGAGCAUGUGCCAAUCACUGCGAAGUAUGCCUUCGAUCCUCCUGGUCCUCCAACCAGAAUCACUCCCUCCGAUAUCGCCAGGGAUGCCGUGACUCUGACCUGGAUCGAGCCUGAUGAGGAUGGCGGCAGUCCCAUCACCGGAUACUGGGUCGAGAAGCUUGAUCCAGAGACAGACAAGUGGAUCAGAUGCAACAAACUGCCCAUCACGGAAACGACCUUCAGAGUUAAGGGACUCCCCACCAAGAAGAAGUACCGCUUCCGUGUAUUGGCAGAGAAUCUGGCUGGACCUGGAAAACCAAGCGUAGAGACUGAUCCCAUCCUCAUCAAAGAUCCCAUCGAUCCUCCUUGGGCUCCUGGUAAACCUGUCAUCAGGGAUAUCGGCAAGACCACAGCCCUGCUGGCAUGGACCAGGCCGGAGCACGAUGGUGGGGCAAAGAUCGAAGGCUACAUCAUCGAGUUCCAGAAGACUGGAAGUGAGGAAUGGAUUCGCAUUGCAGAGGAUGUUCCUCUGACUGAGCACCAGCUACAGGGUCUGAUGGAGAAGCAGGAGUACUCAUUCCGGGUCAGGGCUGUCAACAAGGCCGGACAGAGUGAACCCAGCGAUCCCAGCGACCCCGUGGUCUGCAAGGAGAGACUCUAUCCCCCAUCUCCUCCUCAGUGGCUGGAGGUGACAAACAUCACCAAGAUCAGCGCCGACCUGAAGUGGCAGGCUCCAAGCAGCGACGGAGGCUCGCCCAUCACAAACUACGUGGUGGAGAAGAGGGACGUUAGGCGGAAGGCCUGGCAGACUGUUGACACCACCGUCAAAGACCUCAAGUACACGGUGACUCCCCUUAACGAAGGGUCGCUGUAUGUAUUCCGCGUCGCUGCUGAGAAUGUUGCUGGGAUGAGUGAAUUCUGUGAGCUGGAGGACGCUGUGCUCGCCAAAGACACUUUCACCACACCUGGACCUCCUUAUGCCCUUACGGUGGUGGAUGUCACCAGGAGACAUGUGGAGCUGAAAUGGGAAGCUCCUAAGAGCGAUGGUGGAAGAAUCAUAACCAAGUACGUGAUUGAGAAGAAAGAGAAGGUUGGAACUCGCUGGUUGAAAUGCUGCAAGACUCCAGACAGAAAGACUCAGUUCAAGGUGACGGAGGUGGACGAAGGCUCUGAGGUGCAGUUCCAGGUCAGAGCUGAGAACGAGGCUGGAGUUGGAGAUCCAAGCGAACCCACUGAGAUCCUCACCGUUGAGGAUGCAACCAGCGUCCCAUCUCCUCCUGAGGAAGUGAAAAUCCCUGAUGCCAGCAGAGAGCACAUCAAUGUCACCUGGAAGCCUCCGGCCAAAGAUGGUGGCUGCCCAAUUACCGGCUACCAUGUGGAGGUGGCUGAGGCCCGUCCAGAGCUGAAGUGGCUGAGGGUGAACACCAGACCCAUCAAGGAGCUCAAGUUCAGGAUUGAGGAGGGAAUCAAACCAGAGAAGAAGUACGUCAUCAGGGUCCGCGCCAUCAACUCUGUUGGUGUCAGUGAACCCUCUGAGAUCUCUGACAAGGUCUUCACCAAGGAUCCUGACUGUGCUCCAACCAUGGAUUUGGAGGCAAAGGAUGUGGUCAUUGUUGAAGGGGAGAAGCUGCACCUGAACAUCCCCUACAGGGCGAUCCCCACACCCAAGAUGGUUUGGCAGAAGGACACGGUAGAGUGUAAAGCCGACGAUCGGCUUACCAUGACGGUGGAGAUGAACAAUGCUCACCUAGAGCUGCUCAAGUGCAAGCGUGCCGACGCCGGCGCCUAUGCCAUCACCCUGGAGAACACUCUGGGAACCGCCACUGGGACGGUCAACGUCACAGUCAUUGGACUCCCCGGUCAGUGUAAAGACAUCUCUUCCAGCGACGCCACCAAGAACUCCUGCAAGAUCAGCUGGGUAGCCCCAGAGGAUGAUGGUGGCACUCCAAUCACUAGCUACACACUGGAGCGACGCGAGGCCUCCAAGAAGACCUACAUGCCUGUCAUGUCGGGAGAGAAUGUCCUGACCUGCACCAUCAAAGACCUUUUCAUGAACUGCCAGUACUACUUCAGAGUGAAGGCCAUCAACAAGGUCGGAGCCGGAGAAUAUCUGGAGCUACGCAACCCAGUCUUCAUAGAGGAAGUCAAACGGAAACCCGACCCACCCAUCCAGGUGGAGGCUAUCGACCCGACAUCCAAGUCCAUCACGGUCACCUGGAUGGCACCAGACAAUGACGGUGGCUGUCCCAUCCAGGGCUACAUCUUGGAGAAGAUGGAAAAGGAUGGUGACCGCUACGAGAGGGUCACCCCGAGCCUGGUCCCUGGUUUCUCCUAUGUGGUGACAGGCCUGACAGAGGAAACGGAGUACCAGUUCAGGGUUAGAGCUGAGAACGCUGCCGGAGUCAGCGAACCAUCCCGCAGCACACAGCUCAUGAAGGCUGCAGACCCUGUCGAAAAACCAAAGGUCACCCUCCACGCCCGCGUGCAGUCCGGUUUGUGCGUUAAGAAGGGCGACGAGAUCUGCAUCGAGGCCUACAUCUCCGGCUCCCCGUAUCCCAAAGUCACUUGGAUGAGGAACAACGAGGAUGUCACUAAAGAGCCAACCAAGAAGAUCAUGCCCUUAGUCAGGAAGAAGAAGAAGAGCAAGGCCAAGGUUCCUGAACCAGAGGAGGAGUUUAUAACUCCCCUGCGUCAACGUCUGGGUUUGGAUCAGACCAAGAGGGGUCAGUCCAUACUAAUGAUCCGCGAAGCCGUCAGAUCCGACCACGGCGAAUUCACCAUCCAGGUGGAGAACACUCACGGUGUUGCUAGCGCCUCCUGCGAGGUCAACGUCCUCGACAAACCUGGCGCUCCGAUCAACAUCACCUUUGACGAGAUCAGGGACACGUCUGUCAUCUGUAACUGGGAGCCACCCGUGGAUGAUGGAGGCAGCGAGAUCUUGAACUACAUCUUGGAGAAGAAGGACAACAAGAACGAAGAGGUCAGCUGGAUCACAGUCACCACCACCCUGAAGGGCACCAGCUGCCCCGUCACCAAACUCAUCGAAGGGAAGGAGUACAUCUUCAAAGUCACCGCCGAGAACAAGUAUGGCUGCGGACCGCCAUGUAUCUCUGAACCAGUGGUUGCCCACAACAUGUUUGAUCCUCCCGACGCUCCCAACACCCCCAGAGUCCACGAGGUGACGGCGAGCAGCGUCCGCAUGUCUUGGCAUGAGCCGAAGGAUAACGGCAGCCCAAUCCUGGGCUACUGGAUCGAGAGGAAGGAGGUGAACAGCAAAUACUGGACCCGAGUCAACCGUGUCCUCCUCAACUCCCUGGAUAUGAAGGUCACCGGCCUGAUGGAGGGACUCACCUACAUCUUCAGAGUGUGUGCAGAGAACCUGGCCGGGCCUGGGCCCUUCAGCGAGCCCACCGACCGCAUCGUCGCCAUGGAUGCCAUCAUGCCUCCUGGCCCCCCAACUCCAUGGAUCGUGGACACUGGGAAGACCUCUGUCAUCGUGGCCUGGAAGCCCCCACUGUACAAUGGAGGAGGAGAGAUCCUGGGUUACCACGUUGAGAAGGUUCUGGUCGGAGAGAAGAACUGGACUCGCAGCACAGAGUUCAGGUGUAAAGAGCUGACUUACACUGUGACUGGUCUGACUGAGGGAGGGGAUUAUUACAUCCGGGUCAUGGCCGUCAACGACGCUGGUCCUGGAGCUCCCGGUGUGACCGAACCUGUCACCGUCAGAGAGCCUCUAGAACCUCCUGCUGUGAACUUUGAUGCAUCUGUGAGGAACGGCGUCUUGAUCAGGGCUGGUGAGUCACUGAGGCUUCCGGCCGUGGUGACCGGCAGACCCCAGCCCGAAGUCCAAUGGGCCAAAGAUGGCGCCGAAGUUGACAAGGAGCGUAUGAUUGUGGAGACGGAGGGCAAGAACACUGUUCUGUUCAUCAAGACGACCGUGAGGGCAGAUCACGGAAAAUACCAGGUCUCCGGCACCAACAGCCAAGGGGCCAAGACGGCCGAGACCACAGUGGAUGUCAUGGACGUCCCUGGACCAGUGGUGGACCUGAAGACGGUCGCAGUAACCAAGAAGAACAUCGUUCUCACCUGGUUGGACCCUCUGGAUAACGGCGGCAGUGACAUCAUCGGCUACGAGGUGCUUAGGAAAGACUCCAAUAUGAAACUCUUCCGUCAGCCCCUGGAGACGGCGUCCUGCAAGUGCGACGUCCAGGGUCUGCUGUCUGGCGAGCAGUACGACUUAAGGGUCGUCGCCAAGAACAAGUACGGCUACGGAACUCCGACUGACCUGGGACCCAUCCUGGCCGAAGAUCCCAAAGAUGUUCCGUCUGCUCCCGAGAAGCUGCGCUACACCGACAGAACCAAGAGCACCAUCACCUUGACCUGGCUGCCACCUCUCUCUAACGGCGGCAGCCCCAUCAUGGGCUACUAUGUGGAGAAGAUGAGGUCCGACAGCACUGAGUACGAAGCGGCAAACCGCAAGAUGUUCACAGAGUGCUGCGGGACCAUCGAUAGCCUUUCGGAGAACCAGGAGUAUGACUUCCGCGUCAAAGCAGUGAAUGAGGUUGGGAUGGGAGAGCCCUCCAAGUCUAUCAACGCCAAGAUCCAGGACGAUGAAAUCCCUCCAAGAAUUACUAUCCUGAAGUACUUCAAGGCCAACUCCCUCUUUGUGAAGAAGGGCGCGGCCAUAGACAUCCCCGCGGAGGUGAUGGGACUUCCUCUGCCAACGAUCCGGUGGAUGAGGGAUGAUGUGGUGUUGGAGAAGCCGGAGGACGAGAGGAUGACGAUGGAGACUGAGGAGGUGGACCGGACAACUCUGAGGACAAAGAUCGCCUUCCCAGAGACCGUCAGGAAGGACAAAGGCAACUAUAAGCUGGUGGCUGAAAACUGCCACGGCAAAGCUGAACAAAUCAUCAGAGUCACGAUCUUUGACCGCCCUCUUCCUCCGAGGAACAUCGUGAUCUCAGACAUCACGUCCGAUUCGUGCUACCUGACCUGGUCAGCCCCAGAGGACAAUGGAGGCAGUGAGAUCAGCAACUACAUCGUGGAGCAGAGGGACGCCAGCAAAAAGAAGUCUGACUACGAGGUUAUGACCAUCAACCUCAUUGACAGGAGAUAUGCGGUCCACAAACUUAACAUGAAUGGUAUCUACCAGUUCAGGAUCAUAGCUGAGAAUAAGUAUGGAAAGAGUGACGGCUGCGAAUCAGAGAAAGUCGAGCUCAGGGAUCCAUUCGGCCUCCCUGGACCACCACGUAACCCCAAGAUCAUUGCCGCCACAGGGACCACCAUGACUGUGACUUGGGAGCCUCCUCUGGACAACGGUGGCUCCACCAUUCAGGGAUACUGGCUGGAGAAGAGGGAGCGAGGUGCUGUGUACUGGGGACGCGUCAACAGAGCUCCAGUCACCAAACCGUCAGUUAAGGGCCUGCAGUACACCGUGCUCAGGCUCAUAGAAGGAACCCAGUACCAGUUCAGGGUCUCAGCCUGUAACGCUGCAGGAAUCGGACCACACAGUGAAUACACCGAGUGCCGCUUCGCCGAGGAUCCAUGCAAUCCUCCCAGCCCUCCUGGAACCCCGGAGGUUAAAGACAAGACCAAGAACAGCAUCUCACUCACCUGGAGCCCACCAGACAGAGAUGGUGGUACCCCCAUCAAGGGUUACAUCAUCGAGGUCCACGAGGAGGGCACUCUUGAUUGGAGGAGGGUGACUCCUGCCGACAAGCUCCACUUAUCCACUGAAAUCACCGUCCCAGACCUGAAGGAGGGCAAGAAGUGCAAGUUCAAGAUCUACGCUGUGAAUGCUGUCGGAACCUCUGAGCCCGCCAGGACGGGUGACAUCCUGGUUCAGGACAUCUUGAUCGAGCCGAUGGUGUCUCUAGAAGUGGACGUUAACGACCUGCUCACCUGCAGAGCGGGAACAACCAUCAAGAUUCCCGCCACCAUCACCGGACGACCCAUCCCCAAAGUCACCUGGCACUUCGAUGGAAACGCAGAGAUGGAGAAGAAGAACGAACUCCACAUGCUGCCCAUCGACUCAGAGAUCUACUCCACUGACACGACCUCAGUGAUUGUGAUCCCAGAUUGCAAAAUGCACCACAGUGGCCGAUACAUCCUCAACGCCGAGAGCCCCGCCGGACACAAGGUGGUCAAAGUCCGUGUCACUGUGCUCGACCUGCCCGGACCUCCCAGAGACCUGAAGGUCAGCGACGUGACAAGAGGAACUUGUCGCCUCACCUGGAAACCUCCAGAGAACGAUGGCGGAGACAGAGUGAAGAGCUACUUCAUCGAGGAGAAGGCGGUGGGCGGCAAAGCCUGGACCAAGGUGAACCCGGCCUGUACUUCUCAGUCUGUGGUGGUCGCAGACCUGAUCAACGGUCAGGACUACUUCUUCCGCAUCCGGGCUGAGAACCGCUUCGGCUUCGGGCCGUAUGCAGAGACCAUCGAGCGCACCUGCGCCAGAGAUCCAAUCCAUCCUCCCGACCCUCCAACCAGGCUGAAGAUCACAUCCGUGAGGAAGGGCACGGUGUCUUUGACCUGGAAGGCUCCAAAGAACGAUGGCGGUUCACCCGUCACCCACUACAGCGUUGAAAUGCUCUGCUGGGAUGCCAGUGGCCAGAGGGAGGCCUGGAGGAGGUGUAACAGAAGAGAUGUGGACACCACCAGCUUCAAGGUGGAGGACCUGACGGAGGGAGACGAGUACGAGUUCAGAGUGAUGGCACAUAACGAGGUCGGACCCAGCCGACCUUCAUCCACAGCUGGACCCGUCCUUAUUCAGGACCAGACCUGUGCUCCAUCCAUCGAGCUGAAUGAGUUCAUGGAGGUUGAGCAGGGCACCGACAUCAAAAUUGUGGCCAAGAUCCGUGGCUGUCCAUUCCCAAAGCUCACCUGGUACAAGGCUCCACCCCACAAGUCAGACAAAAAGGAGGAGGUUCAGUACGACGAGCACAUCAACAAGAUCGUGUCCGACGACACCUGCACGCUGCUCAUCCAGCAGGGCAAACGUCCUGACACCGGCCUGUACACACUGGUGGCCUCCAACAGCCUCGGCAAGGCCUCCAAGGAGAUGAGGCUCAACGUGCUCGGACGGCCCGGUCCUCCCUCUGCUCCCAUCAAGUUCGAGGAGAUUGGAGCCGAGAAGAUCACGCUGUCCUGGCUGCCGCCGAAGGACGAUGGAGGCUCCAAGGUCACAAACUAUGUCAUCUGGAAGCGCGUGGCCAGCAGGACGUCCUGGGUGCCUGUCACCAGCGAGCCCAAAGAGCGGAUCUGGACCGUGGAGAACCUGUUGGAAGGACACGAGUACGUGUUCCGGGUCAUGGCCCAGAACAAGUACGGAGUUGGAGAGCCACUGGAUAGCGAGCCUGAGGUCGCCAGAGAUCUCUUCAACAUCCCUGGUCAGGUCGAGAAGCCGACGGUAAGCGGCAUCACCAUGGAUUCCAUGACAGUAAGCUGGGAGGAGCCCGAGGAGGACGGUGGCACCCCGAUUACCGGCUACUGGCUGGAGCGAAAAGAGACAACAGGCAAACGCUGGACCCGCGUCACCCGCGACCCCAUCCGUCCCAUGGGCAUGGGCGAGUCGUAUGUGGUGAGUGGACUCAUUGAGGGCUCCCAGUACCUGUUUAGAGUCUGUGCCAUCAACGCCGCAGGACUUGGACCCUACAGCCCCACCACAGACCCCAUCUUUGCCAGAGACCCCAUCUCCCCGCCCUCUCCUCCGACCCCGAAGGUUAAUGAUUGGACGAGGUCCACAGUGGACCUGGAGUGGAUCCCUCCUUUGAAGGAUGGAGGCUCCAAGAUCAUGGGUUACUGGGUGGAGUACCAGGAGGAGGGCACUGAGCCCUGGGUCAAGGCCAAAGAGACCGAAAUUCGUGGCACCCGCUUUGUGAUCACCGGUCUGAAGACUGGUGGCAAAUACAAAUUUAGGGUGACAGCCUUCAAUGCUGCCGGUAACGGCGAGCCAGGAGUAAUCCCAGAGGUGCUCGAGGUCAACGACAGAACCAUUGCUCCUGAGGUCGACCUGGAUGCCUCAGUGAAGGAUAGGAUGGUGGUCCACGCCGGUGGUGUGAUUCGUAUCAUUGCCUACGUGUCGGGCCAGCCAACCCCGGAGGUGACCUGGGGCAGAGAAGGAGCUGCGCUGCCUCCUGAGGCUAAAAUUGAAACAACAGCUAUCAGCUCAUCUCUGGUCAUCAAACCCUGCACCAGGAAUCACCUUGGCAUAUACACACUGACCGCCAAGAAUGCUGGAGGGGAGAAGAAGAAGAGCAUCACUGUGGAAGUUUUAGAUGUCCCGGGGCCAGUCGGCAUUCCCGUCACUGCAGAGAACCUGAGCACUGACACCUGCAAGAUCAACUGGUUCUUCCCCGAGAGGGAUGGUGGCUCUCCAAUCAGCAACUUCAUCAUCCAGAAGCGUGAAGCAGAGCACAAGGCCUGGACCUCUCUGCAUUUUACCGCCAGCAGACAGAAUGCCAUAGCUCAAGGCCUCACCGUCGGAAAGUCCUACUUCUUCAGAGUAGCCGCUGUGAAUGCCAUUGGCAUGGGACCUUUCGUUGAGACCGCAGCCGAGCUCGUCGUCAAGGAAAAAAUCAGUGUGCCUGACCGCCCCGAGGGGCUCGAGGUCACCAAGGCCACCAAGGAUUUGAUCAGCAUCACCUGGAAGCCGCCCAAGUUUGACGGUGGUUCGGACAUCACCAUGUACAUCCUGGAAGCUCGUAUGAUCGGCAAAGACAAGUUCACCAGAGUGACGAAGGAGAGCCUGAUGGAGAGGAAGUACACCUACGAUGGGCUGAAAGAGGGAGAAACCUAUGAGCUACGGGUCAUCGCCGUCAACGAGGUUGGACCCAGCAAGCCGUCGUUUCCCACCAAACCAAUCACCUGCAAGGAUGAACUGGAGCCGCCAACCAUCGAGCUGGACUUCCGCGAUAAGAUCAUCAUUCGUGUAGGCGAGAGCUGCCUGCUGCAGGGCCGCUACACCGGCAAACCUCCUCCGUCCAUCGUGUGGUACCGUGACGACAAGGAGCUGAAGGCUGACCAACACAUUAUGUUCAAGAACACGCUGACCACUAUGUCGCUCGGCCUGAUGAAAGCCAAGCGUGAGCACAGCGGCAAAUAUGUGGUUGUGGUGGAGAACAGCACCGGGUCCAGGAAGGGAGUCUGCAACAUCACGGUUGUCGACCGUCCCUCUCCUCCUGUUGGCCCCGUGGUGUUUGAGGAGGUGCAUAGGGAGUACAUGGUCAUCUCUUGGAAACCUCCUCUGGACAGCGGUGGUAUCGACGUCUCCAACUACAUCAUUGAGAAGAGAGACGUUAACAGAGACACCUGGACCACAGUAACGUCUGCCACGACCAAGACCACAUGCAAGGUUCCAAAACUAACGGAGGGCAGGGAGUACAUCAUGAGGAUCUCUGCUGAGAACAUGUAUGGCAUCAGCGAUCCUUUGGAGUCCGAGGAGAUGAGAGCCAAAGAUCUUUUCAGAGUCCCAGAGGCCCCUGAGAUGCCGACAGUCAGGGAGGUGUAUGCCACCAACACUCUGGUGCUUUGGACCCGGCCCCGCGAUGGUGGGAAGCCGAUCACCAACUAUAUUCUAGAGAAGAGGGAGGUCGGAGCCAAGAGGUGGUCCAGAGCCACCAGGGACCAUUUGUACCCGGCCACUCAGUAUCGAGUCCAGGAUCUGAUUGAAGGCUGCGAGUACGAGUUCAGGGUGAUGGCUGAGAACGAGUUGGGAAUCGGAGACCCCAGUCCCCCCUCCAAACCCAUUCUUGCCAAAGAUCCCAUCGUGCGUCCCAGCCCUCCAGUGACCCCCGAGGCCUACGAUAAGACCAAGGACUCUGUCAGCUUGAGGUGGAAGUUGCCCCGCCAUGACGGGAAGGGUCGCAUCUUUGGCUACCUCGUCGAGUAUCAGAAGCCCGGUGCUGUGGAGUGGAUUCCAGCCAAUGAGACCCCGGAGCAGUGCCCCGACCUCCACUAUGUGGUGACGGGCCUGCUCGACAAACAUGAGUAUGCCUUUAGGAUCUUCACCGUCAAUGCCGCUGGCAAAUCUGACCCAGCUUAUGUCAAAGAGACCAUCACAGUCCAUGACAGACUGGAGGCACCAGAGUUGAUGCUGGACGCCAACAUGGCACGAGACCACCUGGCCAUGCUGGGCACUGACAUCACCUUGAGCGCCACCUUUAAAGGUGUGCCACAACCCACCGUCAGCUGGAAGAAGAACGACGGUGACGUUCCUUCUCACAUCACUGUCGCUGUCACCACCAGCAGCAGCAAACUCUUUAUCCCCAAGUGUGUCCGGCCAGACUCUGGAGACUUUACCAUCACUGUGGAGAAUGCUGCUGGCAAGAAAUCUGCAACCGUUUCUGUGCUUGUGCUGAACAAGCCUACCCCUCCCAGAGAUCUGGUGGUCUCUGAGGUGACAAGCGAGUCGGCCUACUUGACAUGGAAGGCUCCCGAGGACAAUGGUGGUGCCAUCAUUUCCCACUACAUUGUGGAGAAGAAGGACGUUGCCUCCGAGCAGUGGGUGCCGGUCUCUGCAGCCAAUAAGAAACUGAGUCUGAUGGCCAUGUACCUGAUGGAGGGAAUCCAGUACCUAUUUAGGGUUGCUGCUGAGAACCAGUUUGGCAGGAGCGACUACGUGGUGACCAAGACACCCAUCAAGGCCGUUGAUCCACUCUAUCCUCCUGGCCCACCCAAAAACCUGCACCACACUGAUGCAGAGAAGACCGAAGUGUGGCUGGCAUGGGAGUGGCCAGACCGAACCGGAGGAAGUGAUAUCACUGGCUUCAUUGUGGAGCACCAGGAAGAGGGCCAGACAGACUGGGUCACCUUCAAGACCGUCAGCAACGAGCACGCCCACGUCACUGGUCUGGUGGAGGGCAAGACUUACCGCUUCAGGGUCAAGGCUCAGAAUGCAAUCGGCGUGAGCCGUCCUGACACCAGCGUACCCAUCACCUGCCAGGAAAAGACAUUACCACCAACUAUUGAAGUUGAUGUGAAGCUUAUUGAGGGUCUUGUUGUCAAAGCUGGCAGUCCUAUUGCCCUUCCAGCCAAGAUGACAGGCAUCCCCACUCCUACUCCCAAAUGGAUGUCCGAUAACAAGGAAAUCAUAUCCGAGGGACGCUAUCACAUUGAGACUGUUGGAUCCUCCACCACCCUUGGUAUCCCUGAGAGCCAGCGAGGAGACACUGGAGAGUACGUCCUCACUGUGACCAAUCCUUCAGGCAACAAGACUGUUGCCCUGCAUGUCACCGUGCUGGAUCUUCCAGGUCCACCCCUCGGACCUAUCAAUAUCUUGGAGGUCACCCCUGAUCACAUGAUGAUCCAAUGGAGGGCACCCAAGGAUGACGGUGGCACACCCAUCACCAACUACGUGGUGGAAAAGAGGGAUGUGAAGAAGUCAUGGGAGCCCUGGUCUGUAGUUAGCUCUGGCGGCACCAGCACCAAGGCCAAGGUGUCCAGGCUGGAGAAGGGCCGUGAGUACAUAGUCCGUGUCCGAGCAGAAAACAAGAUUGGCAUCGGCGCACCACUUGAGAGUCCUCCCACUAUUGCAAAGCACAUGUUUAACCCUCCUGGUCCUCCAGGUCUGCCAGUGUGCUCUGAUAUCACUGAGAAUGCUGUGACAGUAGAAUGGCCCCUGCCUGACUAUGAUGGCGGCAGCCCUAUCAGUGGAUAUGUGGUUGAACGCAGAGAAAUGACAGGAAAGUGGAUCCGCGUCAACAAAACUCCGGUGCUGGACCUCAGAUACAGAGUCUCAGGUCUGUUUGAAGGCAACAGCUAUGAGUUCAGAGUGUUUGCUGAAAAUGUUGCUGGUAUAAGCGAGCCUUCUCCCAACUCUGACCCUGUCAAAGCUGCUCGUGCCAUCACCAAACCUGGACCCCCCGGCAAUCUUAAACUUAAGGACUGGAGCAAGUCCUAUGCUGACAUCUGCUGGACCAAGCCUACCCGAGACGGUGGCAGUCCCAUUCUGGGCUAUGUGGUUGAGAUUCAGAAGUCAGGAUCUGCCAAGUGGGACAGAAUCAACAAGGACCUCAUCAAGAUGUGUGCCCACAGAGUUCCAGGCCUCAUGGAAGGAAUGGAGUACAGAGUCCGCAUCAGAGCCACCAAUAAGGUUGGAGACAGUGAACCCAGGGAGCUGGCUAAGACUAUCUUAGCAAAGGAUAUCCUGGUGCCCCCUGAGGUUGUUGUUGACGUGUCAUGCCGCGACUCUCUGACAGUCAGGGCAGGUCAGAUCAUAAGUUUAAUAACCAGGGUGAAAGGCAGACCUGACCCAGAGAUCACAUGGACCAAGGAUGCCAGAGCCUUAUCCCGGGACAAGCGCACUCAGCUUAACAACAACUAUCCUCUGUGUGAAUUGGUUAUCAAUGAUGCAGUCAGGUCAGACUACGGUAAAUACGCCAUUCUCGCCAAGAACAGUAGUGGACAGGCACAGGCAACCAUCAUUGUCAAUGUCCUUGACACACCAGGACCUUGCCAGAACCUGAAAGUGGCCUACGUGACCAAGAAGUCCUGCAUGGUGUCCUGGGAGAAUCCUGAGGACAAUGGAGGCAGUGAGAUCACUCAGUACAUUAUUGAGAGCCGUCAGCCCAGCCAGAGAGGAUGGACUUUGGUCUCCAAUGACUGCACCAAGCGCCUGUUGAAGGCCCCUCUUACUGAAGGCUGCGAGUACUUCUUCCGUGUCAGUGCAGAAAACAAGAUUGGUGCUGGUCCACCCACUGAGACAAAACAAGCUGUGUUGGCAGUCGAUCCCGUUGAGAAGCCUGGUGAACCCAAUGACUUCCACAUCUCUGAGAUCGGCAAGACCUUCUGCUUCCUCAAGUGGAAGAAGCCAGACAAUGAUGGUGGUAGCCGUAACCUGGCUUAUCAUGUUGAGAAGAAGCCAAAGGAGGCUGAGGAGUGGGAGAGGCUUCACAAGGGUGCUAUCAAGGAGACUUACUUCAUGGCUGACAGGUGCAUUGAAAACCAGAUCUACCAGUUCAGAGUUCAGACAAAGAACGAAGGAGGUGAGAGCAACUGGGUGACCACAGCUGAAGUCCUGGUGAAGGAAGAGCUUGUGGAACCUGAAGUCAAGAUUAAACUAGAUGCAACACUCGUGGUCAAGGCAGGAGACUCCAUUCCUAUCGAGGCAACAGUUAAGGGCAAACCCCAGCCUGAUAUCAAAUGGACCAAAGAUGACAGCACAGAGGAGAUGAAGAGGGGCCCCAGGCUUCAGAUCGAAACUGGUGUUGACUUCUCAAAGCUGCUGAUUACUGGCGCCAAACGAACUGACAGUGGAAAAUAUGUUGUUACUGCCUCCAACAGUGCAGGAACCAGCACUGCCCACGCUAAGGUCAACGUACUGGAUAGACCUGGACCUGUCAGGGAUCUCAAGGUGUCUGGUAUCACCAUCGACAGGUGCCAUUUGGCCUGGGAAGUUCCAGAAGAUGAUGGUGGCUGCGAUAUCUACAACUACAUUAUUGAGAAAUGUGAGACCAAGAGAGGAGUGUGGUCAGUCCACUCCAACGCUGUCAUCACCAAUAAAGCUAAUGUCACCCGUCUUAUCGAGGGUAAUGAGUAUAUCUUCAGAGUUCGUGCUGAGAAUAAGAUGGGUCCUGGACCUGCAGUGCAGAGUGAAGCCAUUGUUGCUGGCACCCAGUUCAAUGUGCCUGGCGCUCCCGAGGCACCAGAAGUCACUAAGAUUGCCAAGGAGGAGAUGACUGUGCAGUGGUCAGAACCCGAGAGAGAUGGCGGAAAGCCAGUCACAGGUUAUCUGUUGGAGAAGAGGGAAGAGCAUGCCGUUAGGUGGUCUCCUGUCAACAAGGAUCCAAUUCCUUCAACUCGUUUCACAGUUACUGGACUCCUGCCCCUCCAUGACUACCAGUACAGAGUCAAGGCUGUCAAUGAAGUUGGCAUUGGCAGUCCAAGCAAGCCCUCACGUGCCAUCACUGCCAAGGACGCAGUUGAGCCUCCUGCACCUCCUACCAACUUGAAGGUCACGGACAGCACCAAGUCCACCAUCACUCUGGGCUGGACCAAGCCUGUAUCAGAUGGUGGAGCUCCCAUCAUUGGCUACGUUGUGGAGAUGAGGGUGCAGGGAAGUGCCAAGAAAGGAGACGAUGGGUGGAAGAGGUGCAACGUGGCCGCACAGCUGGUCGUGUGCGAGUUCACAGUCACAAGUCUAGAUGAGAAGCUUAUAUAUGAAUUCAGAGUGUCAGCUCAGAACCAGGUGGGCAUGAGCCUGCCCUGUGACCUGGAGGGCGCAGUGAUCCCCAGGGAGAUUCUAGAGGCACCAGAGAUUGACUUGGAUGCCAACCUGAAGCAGGGCCUGACAGUGAGAGCCGGCUGUCCCAUCAGACUAUGUGCCACCAUCAGAGGUAGACCAGCUCCCAAAGUCACAUGGAGAAGAAUGGGCAUUGACAACGUGGUCAGGAAGGGAAAAGUCGACCUCAUUGAUACCAUGACCUUCCUAAUCAUCCCCGACAGCACCCGCAAUGACUCUGGCAAAUACUGCCUGACGCUACAGAGUCCAGCCGGAGAGAAGGCUGUGUUUGUUAAUGUUAAGGUUCUGGACACUCCAGGACCUGUGAUGAAUCUGGAAGUUACCGACAUCACACAGACAUCCGCCAUGAUGUCCUGGACUCCUCCAGAGGUUGACGGUGGCAGCGAGGUCACUCACUACAUUGUUGAGAAGCGCGAGAUUGACCGCAAGACCUGGGCAACCGUCAAAGCCGAAGUUGCGAAGGAUAAGAUUCCCUUCAAAGUCACCGGUCUGGUGCCAGGCACUGAGUACUACUUCAGAGUCAUGGCUGUUAAUGAGUAUGGCUCUGGAGUCCCCAGGGUGUCACCCACUUCCUACGUGGCCUCUGAUCCUGUCAGUAAGCCUGAUCCUUGUCAGAAGAUCGAGGUUCUGGAGAUCACUAAGAACAGUGCUGUUGUCGGCUGGGUGAAGCCCUUAAGGGACGGCGGUGCCAAGAUUGAUGGUUAUGUUGUUGAAUACAUUGAGGUCAAACCUCCUCCAGAGCCUAAAGCACCUGUGGAGGUUCCGGGGGGAGAGGGGGCUCCUCCUCCACCUCCACCGCCUCCAGUGGUAGAGGAGGAGAAGGCAGAACCUGAAAAGGAGCUGUGGAACGCCUACACAACGGUGAAAGGUUUGACAAUCAGCAUCAGCGGCCUGAAGGAGGGCAAGAGGUACAGAUUCAGAGUGGCUGCGAAGAACAUCAUGGGCCAGAGCUUGUUCACCGAGACCAGGCAGCCAGUCGAGAUCAAGGAACAGAUGUUGGAGCCAAAGAUCGUCAUGCCAGAGACAGUGAGCGCCAGAGCAGGAGCCAAGCUCAGAGUGGAGGCACUGGUUUCCGGAAGACCGUCUCCAACAUGCAAGUGGAUGCGUGGCGAGGUCGCAGUGGUCCCAUCCAGCCGUCUGGCCGUGCACCAGUCUGGCAACCUGUGCGUCCUGAUCAUCAAAGACGUGUCAAGGACAGACAGUGGAGAGUACAGCCUGGCGGCUGAGAACAGCUCUGCAAAGGUUGUCGAGUCCCUGAAGAUUAUCAUUAGAGACAUUCCUGGUCCUCCUGAAGGCCCAGUGGAGAUCAGCGAUAUCGACUCUGAUGCCUGCUCCCUGUCCUGGAACAAACCACUGGAGGACGGAGGCAGCAAUAUCACCAACUACGUGGUAGAGAAAUGUGAUGUGAGUAGAGGCGACUGGGUAACUGCUACCUCUUCUGGUCAGAAAACCAGUUGCAGGCUUGGAAAGCUCAUCCCCGGAAAGGAGUAUGUGUUCCGUAUCCGUGCUGAGAACCGCUAUGGAGUGUCAGACCCCAUUCAGUCUGACAGGAUGGUUGCAAAGUUCCCCUUCGACGUUCCUAGUGAGCCCCUCAACUGCCGCAUUAACAAGACCAACAAGGACUGUAUGUUCGUUGCUUGGGAUACGCCUGAGAGCGAUGGCGGCAGUCCCAUCACAGGUUACUACAUUGAACGUAAGGAGAGGAACAGCCUGCUGUGGGUGAAGGCCAAUGACACCGUUGUCCGCACCACUGAGUACCCGUGUGCUGGCCUUAUCGAGGGCCUGGAAUACACGUUUAGAGUGUCCGCCAUCAACCGUGCUGGCCAGGGCAAACCAAGCAAGAAGACUGACUUUGUCACUGCUAGAACACCUGUUGACACUCCAGGUAAACCUGAAGUCUUGGAUGUAACCAAGAACUCCGUUACUCUGGUCUGGACGCGUCCCAAAAAUGACGGUGGCAGCAAGAUCAUUGGAUACUAUGUUGAGGCCAUGCAGGUGCCAGGAGACACCUGGAUACGAUGCAACACCAGCAGCCAGAAUGUCCCAAGGGAGGAGUAUACGGUGACUGGUCUAGAGAGAGAUUUGCAGUACCAGUUUAGAGUCAUCGCCAAAACUGCUGUGAACUUGAGCAAACCCUCUGAGCCCACAGACCCUGUCUUGGUCUGUGCCGAGAACGUUCCACCGAGGCUGGAGCUCAACGCCAAGAUGCAGAAAGGUUUAAAGGUAAAGGCCGGAACCACAAUCGUCCUGGAGGCUGAGGUAUUUGGAAAGCCUAUGCCCAAAGUGACAUGGAAGAGAGGGGAUGACAACCUGAAAUCAGGUGAAGGCCAGGUCAUCACCCAUCAGAGGCAUCACUUCCAGCUGGAGAUGGCAGGGGUCACCAAGGAGCACACAGCAACCUACUCCAUCGUGGCAGAGAAUGCUAGCGGCUCCAAGACUGCCGAAAUCCAGGUCAUAGUCCUGGAUGUGCCUGGCCCUCCUGCCAGUGCCAAAUAUGUUGAAGUGUUUGCCACCAGUAUCAAGGUGUCCUGGGAGCCUCCUCUGAAGGACGGUGGCGCUAUCAUUACCAACUACAUCGUGGACAAGCGUGAGACCAGCAGAGCAAACUGGGCCCAGGUCUCCUCCAAGAUCAAGGGAGACAUUCAUGAGUUCAAUGUGGAGAAGCUAAUUGAGGGUCACGAGUACCAGUUCCGAAUCCGUGCUGAGAACACGUGGGGAGUUGGUGACCCCCUCAUCACCAACCCUGUCAUCGCCAAGAACCCAUUCACUGUUCCUGGCCCUUGCGAGGCACCAGUGAUCACCAACGCGGCCAAGGAUCGUAUGACUGUGAGCUGGAAGGAGCCUGCCGAUGAUGGAAAGUCCCCCAUCCUGGGCUACAUGCUGGAAAAGAAAGAGACCAAGGAGCUGAGUUGGACCAAGCUGAACAGGAAGCCCAUAACAGAGAGGAGCCUUGAAGUUACAGGCCUCAAAGAGGGAGCUGAGUACGAGUUCAGAGUCAGUGCUGUCAAUGUGGCAGGGGUUGGCAAACCCAGCGAGCCCUCCACUGGCGCCAUUGCACAGAAUCCUCUCACUCCUCCUGGCCCCGUUGUUAACCCCAAUGUGACAAACACCACCCACAGCACCAUCAGCCUUGCUUGGACCGCCCCUGCCAACAAUGGCGGAAGCCCCAUCAUUGGAUACUUGGUGGAGGUCAAGAGGACUGACACCACAGACUGGAUCCGCUGCAAUGUCCCCAGGAACCUGCAGGAGACCAACUACGUCAUCCAGAACCUCAUACACAAGUCCGAGUACCAGUGCCGCAUCACUGCUGUCAACAAGGUUGGCUUCAGCGAACCAGUUGAAGUACCCGGCACACAUGUUGCCAAGGACAUCAUGAUUCCUCCUGAGGCAGAGCUAAGUGCAGAGCUGAAGGAGGGUCUUGAGCUACGUGCUGGUGCUGUCAUGAGGCUGCAUGCCUCCAUCAAGGGCACUCCCAUCCCCAAGAGCACCUGGGCAAAGAUGAACACCAACAUCAAGGACCGCCAGGGCCUCAUCAUGAAAUCCACCAACUUUGACACAACAGUGAUUGUAGAGAAUGUCAACAGAUAUGAUGCUGGCAAAUACAUUCUGAGUCUGGAGAGCUUGGCUGGCAUUAAGAUGUACACCAUUGUUGUCAAGGUUCUUGAUACUCCCGGACCACCAGUCAACCUGAUGGUGAAAGAGGCAAACAAGGACAGUGCCUCCAUCUACUGGGACACUCCACUGAUGGAUGGUGGCUCUGAAAUCACCCACUACAUCGUGGAGAAGCGUGACACUGAGAGGAAGGCCUGGUCCAUUGUCUCCAAAGACUGUACCAAGACAUCCUUCGACGUGCCAGACCUGGAUGCCGGGCGGUCCUACUGCUUCAGGGUGUCAGCAGUUAACAAGCUUGGCGCUGGAGAGCGUUGUGAGACAGCCGACUCUGUCAAGGCAUCUGAGGAGCCUGGGCCUGUCAUCGACUUCAAGACCCUGCUUGUCACCAAGGACUCUUGCACCCUGAGCUGGAAGAAACCCCUCAGCGAUGGUGGCAGCCGCAUCAUCUGCUAUGUGCUGGAGGUUCUCAAUGGUGAAGACAAGUACAAGGAACUCAUGAGGUCCAAGAACAUGCAGUACAGUGCCAAGGACCUGGUGGAGGACAGAGAGUACACCUACAGAGUCAAGGCUGUCAAUGACUCAGGAGAAGGUUCUCCCAAGGAGCUGAAGGUGGUUGCCAAAGACCAGAUCAUUCCUCCCAACUGUGACUUGAGGGAGCUGCCCAACAUGUGCUACAUUGCCAAGGAGGGCAGCACCGUCCGUCUGAAGAUCCCAAUUGUUGGCAAACCUCCACCCAAGGUCACCUGGAAGAAGGGAGAUGACGAAGACUUGACAGACACCGGCCGAGUGUGCGCAGAGUCUUCUGCAGUUAAUACCACCCUCAUGAUCAGGGACUGCCAGAGGAGUGAUGCUUCCAAGUACUGUAUCACCCUGAGGAACAGUGCUGGAACCAAGGAGUCCACCAUCUUCAUCAGGGUGGUGGGUAAACCUGGCAUCCCUAUUGGACCUAUUAAGUUCAAAGAUGUUGCUGCUGAUGGUGCUACGCUGAAGUGGGCCACUCCUAAGGAUGAUGGUGGCUCAGAGAUCACAAACUACAUCCUGGAAAAGAGGGACUUCAUCACCAACAUGUGGGUCACUGUGUCCUCUGCUGUGGAGGAAAACACCUUUAGGGUGACUGGUCUCCAUGAGGGCACAGAGUACAUCUUCAGAGUCUGUGCUGAGAACAAGUAUGGUGUUGGAGAGGGACUCAAGUCUGACCCCAUUGUUGCUAAACAUCCAUUCAAUGUUCCCGAUGCUCCUCCUCCACCUCAGGUCAUGAGCAUGCGCCACGACUCUGCUUACUUGGCCUGGUCUGACCCCAGAAAGACUGGAGGAUCUCCCAUCACAGGCUACCAUGUUGAGUUCAAGGAGAGGAACAGUAUGUUGUGGAAGAGGGCGAGUCCAGCUGCCUUGAAGAUGAAGGAACACAAAGUAACUGGGCUGACUGAAGGUCUGGAGUACCAGUUCAGAGUCAUGGCAGUCAAUCUGGCCGGCAUUGGCAGACCAAGUGCUCCCACAGAUCCACAGGUGGCCCUGGAUCCCAUUGAUGCCCCUGGGAAACCUGAUGUGAUCAGCGUCACCAGAAGCACCGUGACCCUACAGUGGACCGAGCCACAGUUCGAUGGUGGCCACAGACUGACUGGCUACAUUGUUGAGAGGCGUGACCUGCCCUCUAAGAUCUGGGUAAAGGCCAACAAUGUAAAUGUUGUGGAGCCUGCAUUCACUGUAACUGAUUUACAGGAAGGCUGCAAAUACGAGUUUAGAAUCAGGGCGAAGAAUGCUGCCGGUGCUCUCAGCCCACCAUCAGAGCAGACAGAUACUAUUAUCUGCAUGGAUGAAUAUGCUGCACCAACCAUUAUUAUCGACGCUCAGGUGAAAGAGGGUGUGACUGUCCGGGCUGGUGACACUAUUGUAAUUACUGCCACAAGCAUUUUAGGCAAACCUGCGCCAACCUCAUGCUGGUCAAAGGGAGGAAAAUACUUUAAACCAUCUGAUAUUGUUCAUAUUGAGACCACUGCAACUUCCUCCACCCUGUCCAUCAAGUACGCUGGCAGGAAAGAUUCUGGGGAGUACGUCAUCACUGCCAGUAAUCCCUUUGGUGUAAAGGAGGAAACCGUCAAGGUCACAGUUCUAGAUGUUCCUGGUAUUCCUGGACCCAUUGAAUGCAGUGGUGUCUCUUCUGAAAAGGUCACUCUUACCUGGACAGCUCCCACUGAAGAUGGAGGAUCUCCUAUAAAGUAUUACACCCUGGAGAAGAGAGAGACCAGCCGCCUGCUCUGGACUAUUCUGGAAGAGAAGGUCAUUGACUGUCACUAUGUGGCCAACAAGCUCAUCCAGGGCAAUGAGUACUUCUUCAGAGUAUCUGCUGUUAACCAGUAUGGUGCUGGUGAAGCAUCUCAGUCUGAGGCAGUUAAGAUGAUUGAUAGAUUCGGUCCUCCUGGCCCACCAUCCAGACCAGAGGUUGAAAAAGUUGAUGGACAUUCCGUCACAGUGACCUGGAGGAGACCAGCUGAGGAUGGAGGAAGUGACAUCAUAGGAUACUGUGUUGAGAAGAAGGAGAAAAAGGGGAUGAGAUGGGUCAGGGCAUCCAAGAAAUCCAUUGCUGAGCUCAGCUAUGCAGUCACUGGUCUCACUGAGGGCAUAGAGUAUGAGUUCCGUGUUCUUGCUGAGAACAAAGCUGGCUUCGGAGAGCCAAGUGAACCAUCUAUGCCUGUCAGAACGAUAGUUGUUGCCUAUGUGCCUGGACCUCCAGUCAAUCCAAGAGUCACAGACACAACCAAGACCACUGCCACCCUGAAUUGGGGAAAACCUCUUGAUAACGGUGGACUUGAAGUCACUGGAUAUGUGGUUGAGCACAAGAAGGAAGGAACAGAAGAAUGGGUCAAGGACACCCCUUCAUCUCCACUUAGGAUCACAGAAUUUGUUGUGCCUGAGCUGGAAACUGGUGUAAAAUACCUCUUCAGAAUUAGCGCUGUGAAUGCCAAGGGAGCAGGUGAACCUGCUGUAACUCAGGAACUGACUGAGAUAGUGGAGCAUGCUGCUGAACCUGGUUUUGAGCUGGAUCUUGAGCUCAGAAGAACCCUUGUCGUUAGAGCUGGCUGCUCCAUUCGCCUCUUUGUGCCAAUCAAGGGACGUCCUACACCUGCCGUCACCUGGACAAAGGAGGGUGGUCCUGUCCCACGUGCAGUCAUUGACAGCACAGAGUCAUUUACAAUGCUGAUUGUCCCUGAGAGUUCAAGGAUUGAUGCAGGUAAAUAUGAGCUUACCCUCGAAAACUCAGCUGGAAAGAAGAGUGCCGCUAUACAAGUAAGAGUUCUGGAUUCUCCUGGACCUCCACUCAACCUGAAACCAGUCAAGAUUGACAAGGAAAGCAUUACUCUUCAGUGGGAGAUGCCUCUCAUUGAUGGUGGAGCCAGGAUCACAAACUACAUCAUUGAGAAGAGAGAAUCAACACGCAAGGCUUUUGCUACUGCUGUUACAAACUGCCCAACCACUUCAGUCAGGAUUGGUGACCUGGGUGAAGGCUGUGAAUACUACUUCAGAGUGUCUGCUGAGAAUGAAUAUGGCAUUGGUGAGGCGGUUGAAACUGUUGAUCCAAUUCGUGCUUCGCAGGCACCAACUCCUCCACAGAGUAUUAUUCCUACUGAUAUAACCAAGAACUCUGUGAGCCUGGCUUGGACUAAACCCAAGCACGAUGGUGGAAGCAGAAUUACAGGAUAUGUUCUUGAAGCCCAGAAAAAGGGAACUGACCAAUGGACACAUAUUACAACAAUCAAGAACAUGGACUUCACAGUGAAGAAUCUCAAUGAGAGCGAGGAGUACACUUUCCGCGUAAUGGCUGUCAAUCUCUCAGGUAGAAGCGCUCCACGUGACAGCAAACCCAUUGUUGUCAAGGAUUCUACUUCCCUGCCUGAGUUUGACCUCCGUGGCGUAUGUCAGAAGACUAUUAUUGCCAAGGCAGGAGAUGACAUCAAGGUUGAAAUUCCAGUUAUGGGACGUCCUAGACCAACUGUCUCCUGGCAAAAGGAUGGCGCAGCCCUGAAGCUGACACAGAGAACCAAUGUGGAAACUACUGCUGCUACUGUUAUCCUCAGCAUUGGUGAAUGCAACAGAGCUGACAGUGGUGUUUACACCAUGACGGGAAAGAACAUUGUUGGUUCUGUAACAGACAAUAUCAUUGUCAAAGUACAUGAUGUACCUGGACCACCCAAGGGACCAGUGAAGAUUGUGGAGAUAGCUCGUACCUAUUGUAUCUUUGCAUGGGACCCUCCUGAGAAUGAUGGAGGCGUUCCAAUCAACAAUUAUGUGGUGGAGAUUAGAGACACCACUUCCCAAACAUGGACAGAGCUGUCUUCUACUGUCAUCCGUACCAUGUUCAAAGCCAUUCGCUUAAACACUGGAUCAGAGUACCAAUUCAGAGUAAAGGCUAAGAACAGAUAUGGUGCUGGAGCUCCCAUUACCUCAGAGGCAGUAGUGGCUGCCUAUCCAUUUAAAGUCCCUGGCCCUCCUGGUACUCCCAAUGUUGUUGCAUUUACCAAGGACUCAAUAACAAUUGGCUGGAAUGAGCCUGUGGCUGAUGGUGGAAAUGAGGUCAUUGGUUAUCAUGUUGAGAGGAAAGAAAGGAGCAGUAUCAUGUGGCAAAAGAUCAGCAAGGGUCUGGUGAAAGGAAACAUAUUUAAAUCCACUGGCCUUGAAGAUGGAAUUGCCUAUGAGUUCCGUGUCAUGGCUGAAAACAUGGCUGGAAUUGGUAAGCCCAGCAAAGCCUCAGAACCAAUACUGGCCUUGGACCCUGUAGACCCACCAGGUCAGCCUGUGCCAAUAUUUGUCAACAAGAAUGUCAUCACCAUUCAGUGGACAAAGCCUGAGUAUGAUGGUGGUUUCAAAAUCACUGGCUACAUAGUGGAGAAGAAAGAACUUCCUACUGGCCGCUGGAUUAGAGCCAACUUCACCAAUAUCAUUGAGACAACAUUCACUGUCAGUGGACUGACUCAAGAUGCCUCCUAUGAGUUCCGCGUUAUAGCCAGAAACUCAGCAGGUGCAGUGAGUGUGCCCUCUGAGCCCUCAGACCCAAUUACCUGCAAAGAUGAUAUUAUUGAGCCACGCAUUAUGGUAGAUGCCAUCUUUAAGGAUGUUAUUCUACUGAAGGCAGGGGAGUCCUUCAAGCUUGAUGCUGAUAUUGCUGGUCAACCAACCCCAUCUAUGGUUUGGACCAAGAAUGGAAAGGAGGUUGAGAACACGCUGAAACUGGAGAUAAAGUUCACUGAACUGGAAACCACUCUGACCAACAAGGACUCUGUCAGAUCAGAUGGAGGAGAAUUUGUUUUGACUGCCACUAAUGUUGGUGGAUUUGCUAAGCACAUCUUUAAGGUUAAAGUGCUUGACAGACCUGGACCACCGGUUGGACCUCUUGAGGUGUCUAAUGUCACCGCUGACAACUGUAUACUGACCUGGGCUCCACCAGCAGAUGAUGGAGGUGCCAAAAUUGAAGGUUAUGUGAUUGAGAAGCGUGAGUCAAGCAGACUGGUUUGGACCAAUGUAGUCUCAGACCUGCAAGUUACACAGUACAAGGUGACCAAGCUGCUUAAAGGAAAUGAAUACAUCUUCAGAGUUAUGGCUCUAAACAAGUAUGGACUUGGCGAGUCUCUUGAGUCAGAACCCACUAUUGCAGAAAACCCAUAUGUGGUUCCAGAUCCUCCAGGAAAUCCUGAGGUGACUGCUAUCACUAAAGAUUCAAUGGUUGUUAUGUGGCAAGCGCCUAAGAGUGAUGGUGGAACUCCCAUCACCCACUACAAUAUCCAAAGGAAAGACAGAAUAGGCCUCCGUUGGGUCAAAUGCAACAAGAGGAAGGUCAAAGAUCUACAGUUUAAGGUAACAGGCCUUGUUGUCGGACAUGAAUAUAAAUUCAGAGUAGUUGCAGAGAAUGCUGCUGGAGUAAGUCCACCAAGUGCCUCGAGUCCAUUCUACAAGGCCACCGACGGACUGUAUAAGCCAGGAGCCCCAUCCAACCCCAGAAUCUUGGACACAACUAAGUCCUCAAUUACUGUUGCCUGGAACAAACCUGUAUAUGAUGGUGGCUCUGACAUCACUGGCUACAUGGUGGAGACCUGCAUCCCAUCUGAAAAGGCGGAAGAUGAGGAAUGGACUAUUGUGACACCCAAAGAAGGACUUCUUGCCACCUCAUUCACCAUUAUUAACCUGAAGGAAAACCAGGAGUACAAGAUUAACAUCUCUGCUGUCAACAGUGAAGGAGUUGGAGAGGCAGCAUCUGUACCUGGUAAUCCCAAGGCAGAGGACAGGCUCCUCCCACCUGAGAUUGAGUUGGAUGCUGAGCUCCGCAAGGUUGUCAGUCUUAGAGCUUGCUGCUCACUUAGACUGUUUGUGCCUAUCAGAGGCAGACCAGCUCCUCAGGCUAAAUGGACCAAAGGAGACGGUGAGCGUGUUGAGAGGGCAACCAUUGACAGCACAACAUCAUACACGUUACUUGUAAUUGAAAAUGUCAACAGAUUUGACAGUGGGAAGUAUAAUCUUACAGUUGAAAACAGCUCUGGCUCUAAGACAGUUACGGUCCAAGUCAGGGUGCUUGACACACCAAGUGCCCCACAGAAUCUCAAGAUUACAGCUGUAACUAAAGAAGCUGUCACUCUGACUUGGGAUCCACCAGCGAAUGAUGGAGGAGUAAAGAUUAAGAAUUAUAUUGUUGAAAAACGCGAGUCCACAAGGAAAGCAUAUGCCACAGUCAAAGCCAUGUGUCAUCAUACCACCUUUACAGUGGACCAACUCUUGGAAGGUUGCAACUAUUACUUCAGAGUUUUAGCUGAGAAUGAAUAUGGCAUUGGCCUGCCCAUUGAGACUAUUGAAUCAGUUAAAGUGUCUGAGAAACCACAGCCACCUGGCAAAAUCACUCUUAAGGAUGUUACCAAGAACAGCGUCACCCUCUCCUGGGAGAAGCCAGAGCAUGAUGGAGGAAGCAGAGUGGGCUGUUAUGUUGUUGAGAUCCAGCCAAAGGGUGUUGAUAAGUGGACCCAGGCUGUGAUAGUAAAGGAAACAGAAGCUACUAUUAGUGGACUCAUUGCAGGUGAAGAAUACAUGUUCCGUGUAGCAGCAAAAAAUGAGAAAGGAGCAAGCGACCCACGUGAAUUCGGUGUGCCUGUGAUUGUGAAAGAUCUUGUGAUUGCCCCUGUUGCCAAAAUGUUGUUCAACACAUUCAGUGUGUUAGCAGGAGAAGACCUGACAGUACAGGUUCCAUAUGUUGCACGUCCCAAAGCAGCUAUCUCCUGGGUAAAAGAUGGUCAGCCUCUGAAGAGAACUACCAGAGUAAACUUUAGUGAAACAGACACACUGUUGGACCUCAGCAUAAAAGAAGCUACUAAAGAUGAUGUUGGAAAGUACCACAUUACCUUAAGCAACACAGCAGGAGAGUCAUCAGUUGACAUUGGCGUUGUUGUGCUUGACAAACCUGGCCAGCCUGGUGGUCCAGUAAAGGUGGAGGAGGUCACCUCUGACAGUAUAACCAUCUCCUGGAAGCCACCAGAGUAUGAUGGUGGUUGCACCAUCAAAAACUACCUUGUGGAAAAGAGAGACACAUCCACAACGAACUGGAUGGUUGUGUCUCCAAACCUUGCAAGGACCAAAAUCAAGGCAGGCAGGUUGAAGACUGGGUCUGAGUAUCAGUUUAGAAUCACAGCCGAAAACAGAUAUGGGAAAGGCCCAGCUCUACUCUCAGAGUGUAUUGUGGCUCAAUAUCCAUACAAGCUCCCAGGACCCCCAGGAACACCAUCCAUUGCAGCCUGCACCAAGGACAGUAUGGUAGUGGCCUGGAAUGAACCUGUGAUUGAUGGUGGAAGUACCAUCUUGGGCUACCAUCUUGAACGCAAAGAGAGAAACAGCAUCCUGUGGGUGAAACUUAACAAGUCUCUUAUUACAGACCAGACCUUCAAGACCACUGGUCUCGAACCAGGAAUGGAAUAUGAAUUCAGAGUUUAUGCUGAAAACAUUGUUGGAAUAGGCAAAGUGAGCAAAGUGUCUGAGGGACGUGUUGCUAGAGAUCCUUGUGAUCCCCCUGGUACCCCAGAGGCAACAAAGAUCAGUAAGGACUCCGUGACCAUUGCUUGGACCAAGCCUGAAUAUGAUGGUGGAGCAAAGGUUACAGGCUACGUUGUAGAAAAGAAGGAUCUUCCUGAGGGUCGCUGGGUGAAGGCUAACUUUACCAACAUCAUUGAGACCGAAUAUGUUGCAACUGGACUUGUGCAGGACAACCAGUAUGAGUUCCGUGUCAUUGCCAGAAAUGCUGCUGGUGUUUUCAGUAUGCCCUCAUACAGCACUGGUCCUAUCACUGCAAGGGAUGAGAUUGAACCACCACGUAUCAGCAUUGACCCAGAGUACACACAGACUAUUGUUGUUAAUGCUGGAGACAACUUUAAGAUUGAUGCUGAUGUUCAUGGCAAACCAUUGCCUUCUAUCCAUUGGAUGAAGGGAGAGCAGGAACUGGGUAACACUAUUCAUAGAGAAAUUAAGAACACACCCACCAAAGCAUAUAUAUCUGUCAAGGAAGCUAAACUUUCCGAUGGAGGCCAGUACACUCUGCUACUCAAAAAUCCAGGAGGAGAAAAGGCUGUACAGGUCAAUGUUGUUGUUCUGGAUAAACCCGGAGAACCACAAGGACCUCUUGUUGUUACAGGAAUAACCAAAGAGCAGUGCUGCCUUGCUUGGAAGCCACCACUACAGGAUGGUGGCAGCAAGAUCUCUCACUACAUUGUAAAGAGGAGGGAGACAGGCAGACUCGUCUGGACUGUUGUUGACUCAAAAGUGGAGAAGAUUUGUUUGAAAAUUACUAAGCUCCUGGAAGGAAAUGAGUACAUCUUCAGAGUCCAUGCUGUCAACCAAUUUGGAGUGGGUGCACCACUCGAGUCUGCUGCUGUCAUGAUCAAAGAUCCAUAUGCUGCCCCUGGAGCACCUAAGAGCUUGGAAGUUUCAGAUAUUAAAAAGGAUUCAAUGGUGCUCACUUGGGAGGCUCCUUCUGAAGAUGGAGGCAGUCCUGUCACUGGAUACAUAAUUGAGAAACAUGACAAAGAAGGUGUAAGAUGGACAAGAUGCAACAGGAAUACAGUCACUGACUUGACUUUCAAGGUCACUGGGCUCUUGGAGAGCCAUAACUACGAAUUCAGAGUUGCAGCUGAGAAUGCUGUAGGUGUUGGUGAGCCAAGCUCCCCAACUGUGUUCUAUAAAGCCCUUGAUCCCAUCUUUAGGCCUGGCCCACCACACAAUCCAAGAGUAACUGACACAACUAAAUCCUCAGUUUUCCUGUCAUGGGGCAAGCCUGUCUGUGAUGGAGGCUGUGAGAUUCAGGGAUAUAUUGUUGAGUGCUGUACUACCACAGAGCCAGCAGUUCCAGCUGAAGUUCCAGCCGCAAAGGAAGCUGCUACAGAAGCCCCUGCUGAGGAAUGGACAAUGUGCACGCCACCAACAGGUGUCAAGAAGACCAAGUUUGAGGUUGCAAACCUGAAGGAAAACCAGGCAUACAAGUUUAGAGUGUGUGCUAUCAACAAAGUAGGAGUUGGUGAGCAUGCUGAUGUCUCUGGAGCUGUUGUUGCCCAGGACAGGGCAGAAGAGCCGGACCUUGACAUUGACCCAGAACUGAGAAAGAUUGUGACCAUAAAAGCUGGAGCUUCCCUCAGACUAUUUAUUCCCAUCAAAGGAAGGCCCACUCCUACCAUCAAGUGGGACAAAGAUGAAGCUGCACUUAAAGAGACAGCUCAGGUCGAGGUGACCAGCAGUUACACAUCCCUUGUAAUUGACAAGAUGAGCAGAAAUGAUAGUGGAAAAUACACCAUCACUGCAGAAAAUGCCAGUGGAACCAAAUCUGCAUUUGUUGUGGUCCGUGUUCUUGACACACCUAGUGCUCCUGUUAACUUGAAAGUGAAAGAAAUUACAAACCAGUCGGUGACACUGGCAUGGGAGCCACCUCUGUUGGAUGGGGGCUCCAAGAUCAAGAACUAUGUCGUUGAAAAGAGGGAAAGCACACGCAAAACAUAUGCAGCUGUUGUAACAAAUUGUCAUGCUCUUUCGUGGAAGAUUGAGCCACUUCAGGAGGGUUGUAGUUACUACUUCAGAGUCCUUGCUGAGAAUGCACAUGGUGUUGGCCUGCCUGCGGCAACUGUCGAUCCUCUUAAGGUCUCCGAGGUGCCCCAGUGUCCGAAGAGCUUGAGUGUUACAGAUCAAACCAGAACAAGCAUCUCAUUGGCCUGGGAGAAGCCUGAGUAUGAUGGUGGUAGCAGAGUCAUGCAGUACCUGCUAGAAGUGAGCCUUAAGGGCCAGGAGAAGUGGUCUGCUGUUAACACGUUCAAGACAAUGGAAGCUACUGUUUCCAAUCUGAACGCAGGAGAGGAGUAUCUGUUCAGAGUUAUAGCAGUCAAUGAUAAGGGAAAGAGUGAUCCCAAAGCCCUUGCUGGUCCAGUGAUGACGAAGGACUUAGUCUUUGAGCCAGAUGUUCGACCAGCAUUCAGCAGCUACAGUGUCAAUGUGGGCAAAGACCUGAAUGUUGACAUUCCCUACUUUGGACGUCCUAAGCCAACAGUCUCAUGGAGUAAAGAUGGAGCUCCUUUGAAAUUCACUACCAGAGUUAACAUUCACGAAACACCAACACAUACGACACUGAGCAUUAAGGAGGCAGCAGGUGAUGAUGGUGGCAUGUACAGUAUAAAUGUAGCUAACUCAGCUGGAAAGAAGGAUGCAACAGUUGAAAUCAUUGUACUUGACAAGCCUGGACCUCCAUCCGGCCCUGUGAGGUUUGAUGAAAUCACAACACAGAGUGUCACUCUUUCAUGGAAUCCACCAAAGCACAAUGGUGGCUGCCAGAUUUCAAACUACAUUGUACAGAAGAGAGAUACUACCACAACAACAUGGGAAAAUGUCAGCAUCAACUGUGCCAGAACCACCAUCAAAGUGCCUAGACUGAAGACUGGAGCGGAGUACCAGUUCAGGAUCAUUGCUCAGAACCGCUAUGGCAAGAGUCAUGGUCUAGAUUCAUCUUCUGUGGUUGCUCAGUACCCAUACAGAGAGCCAGGCCCUCCAGGCACUCCCUUCAUCUCUUCUCUCUCUAGGGACCACCAAAUUGUUGAGUGGCACGAGCCUGUCUCAGAUGGAGGCAGUGCUGUCCUUGGCUACCAUCUUGAAAGGAAAGAGAGGAAUAGUAUUCUUUGGGUCAAGAUCAACAAGACACUUAUACAUGAGACUACUUUCAAGAGUCACCCCCUGGAGGAGGGUAUUGAGUAUGAAUACAGGGUUUAUGCUGAAAACAUUGUUGGCAUUGGCAGGUGCAGUAAGGUCUCAGAGGGCUGUGUUGCCCGUGACCCGUGUGAUCCUCCUGGUACACCAGAGGCCAUCCAUAUAACCAAAGAUACUAUUGUCAUCCAGUGGACUAAACCAGAGUAUGAUGGUGGCAGUAAUAUAACUGGCUAUACUGUGGAGAAGCGUGAUCUGCCAGAGGGCAGGUGGGUAAGGGCAAACUUUACCAAUGUGAUUGAGACCCAGUUCACUGUCACUGGACUGACUGAAAAUACACAGUAUGACUUCAGAGUCAUUGCUAAAAAUGCUGUCGGCACCAUCAGUAAGCCAUCCUACAACAGCGGACCAAUCACUGCAAGUGAUAAGUUAGAGGCACCCAAAUUCUCCAUUGACCCUACAUUUACCAAGACCAUUAUCGUCAAUGCUGGAGAGACCUUUAAGCUGGAUGCUGAUGUCCGUGGCAAGCCACUCCCCACCAUCCAGUGGUUCAAAGAUGAAAAGAUAAUCGAGAAUACACUCAGACUAGAGAUUAAAAACACAGAGGACCGUGCAAUGAUUGUCAUUAAGGACUCUGUUAGAAUUGAUGGUGGAAUUUACACACUCCAAUUGACAAAUAUGGCUGGUAGUGAAACUGUUCCAUUCAACGUUGUGGUCCUGGACAGGCCUAGCCAAUGUGAAGGACCCCUUCACAUCACCGGAGUAGCUGAAGAUAGAUGCACACUGGUGUGGCGUGCCCCUCUACAUGAUGGAGGUAGUCCUAUUAAGCACUACGUAAUUGAGAGAAGAGAGACCAGUCGUCUAGCUUGGACAAUUGUUUCUAGCAGCUGUGAAACCACACGCUAUAAAGUCACCAAAUUAUUGGAAGGCAAUGAGUAUAUGUUCCGUGUCAUGGCCGUUAACAGUUAUGGUGCCAGUGAGCCACUGGAGUCUAGUGGAGUGAUUAUGAAGACUCCAUUUGUUCCUCCUGGUCCACCUCAUAUUGAGGAUGUAUCAAACAUAGCUCAUGAUGGCAUGACUAUCACUUGGUCAGCCCCUGAGACAGAUGGUGGCAGUGAGAUUACCAAUUACAUAAUUGAAAAGAAGGACAGACAUGGAAUCAAAUGGACCAGAUGCAACAGACAAAAAGUCACUGAUCUCACCUUCAGAGUUACAGGCCUAUCCACCGGCCAUGAAUAUGAGUUCAGGGUGGCUGCAGAGAAUGUAGUUGGAGCAGGAGAGCCAAGCCUUCCUAGUUCAUACUACAAAGCCAGUGAUCCCAAGUACAAACCCGGUGCCCCAGCAUAUGUGAAUGUAAUUGACUCCACUAAGAGCUCCAUUACAGUGUCAUGGGGUAAGCCUCUCUCUGAUGGCGGUAGUGCCGUUCAAGGAUACAUUGUUGAAGUCUGCAAGGCUGAGGAGGAGGAAUGGACCAUGGUCACUCCCCCCACUGGCCUGCGUGUCAACAAAUAUGAAAUAACCAAACUUACUGAGAGUCAGGAGUAUAAGAUUCGGGUGUGUGCUUUGAACAAACUGGGAGUUGGUGAGCCAGCAGCUCUCUCUGGAACAGCUAAGCCAGAGGAAAGGGUGGACCCACCAGAGAUCCACCUUGACUCUGUGCUGAGGAAGGGCAUCACUUUGAAAGCUGGUGGAUCUGUGAGAAUCCAUAUUCCAUUCAAGGGCAGGCCAACACCUGAAAUUAAGUGGACUAAGGAUGAGGGAGCCGUAACUGAAAGAGCAGUUAUUGAGAAAGCUCUUAACUUCACACAGUUGUCCAUUGACUCAUGUGACAGGGGUGACUCAGGAAAAUACAUGCUGACCCUGACAAACAGCAGUGGCUCUGUGUCUGAGCUUGUUGCUGUUAAAGUCCUGGAUACACCUGGUGCCCCACAGAACCUUGUUGUUAAAGAUGUCAAAAAGGACUCAGUCAUUCUUGUAUGGGAUGCCCCACUGAUUGAUGGAGGUUCCAAAAUCAAGAAUUAUGUAAUUGACAAACGUGAAUCAACCAGAAAGGCAUAUGCAAAUGUGUCCAUGAAAUGCACGAAGACAACUUUCAAGGUUGAGAACUUGAUUGAAGGCGCUAUGUACUACUUCAGAGUCAUGGCUGAGAAUGAAUAUGGAAUCGGCCAGGCUGUUGAAACAAAGACUGCUUCGAAGGCCUCUGAGGUACCACUGCCUGUUGGAAAAAUUUUCCUCACUGAUGUCACCAAGGCCAGUGUCUCACUGGCCUGGGAGAAACCUGAGCAUGAUGGAGGUAGUAGAAUUGGUGGAUACCUAAUUGAGAUGCAACCCAAGGGUACAGAUAAGUGGGGAGUUGCAACAAAUACAAAGACAUGUGAGGGCACUGUCACAGGCCUCUCAGCAGGAGCAGAAUACCUAUUCCGUAUAAUUGCUUACAAUGAGAAGGGAAAGAGUGAGCCAAAGGCACUUGCUGCACCUGUUGUCGCCAGUGACAUGACCAUGGAGCCAAGCAUUAAGAUGCAAUUCAACACCUACAGUGUAUUAGCUGGAAAGGAUUUGAAGCUGGAGUUCCCUGUGCUUGGCAGGCCCAAACCUCAUGUUACCUGGACGAAGGAUGGUCAGCCUUUGAAGGUGACAUCCAGGCUCAAUGUUUUACAAACUCCAACAACAACUGGAAUUCAAAUUACAGAGGCAUCCAAGGAGGACUUUGGCAAAUAUUCCAUUACAGCAACCAGCAAUGUCGGCACAAUCACUGAGGAUGUUACUGUCAUUAUCCUUGACAAGCCUGGUCCACCAAAAGGUCCAAUCAAGGUUGUUGAAGUGAGCAACACCUUUGUCCAUCUCUCCUGGGAGCCUCCAGAGUAUAUGGGCGGAUGCCAGGUAAAGAACUACAUAGUGGAGAAGAGAGACACUACCACCACAACAUGGCAGCCAGUCACCACGCAGCUUGCUAGAACAGCUUUUAAGGUCACCAAGCUGAAAACUGGUGCAGAAUACCAGUUCAGAAUCAUAGCUGAAAACAGAUAUGGAAAGGGUGUGUCUCUGGAUUCCAAGUCCAUUGUUGUUCAAUAUCCAUACAAACCACCAGGGCCUCCAGGAACACCAUUUGUCAAAUCUGCAACUAAGGAAAUGAUGAUCAUUGAAUGGAAUGAGCCAGUCAAUGAUGGUGGAAGUGCAGUUAUUGGUUACCAUCUAGAAAGCAAGGAGAGGAGCAGCAUCAUGUGGAACAAACUGAACAAGACUCUUAUCACUGAUACUCAAUUCAAGAUCUGCAAUCUUGAGGAGGGUGUUGGAUAUGAAUUCAGAGUCUAUGCUGAAAAUAUUGUUGGCAUUGGAAGAUGCAGUAAAGUAUCCGAGUCCUUUGUUGCUCGUGACCCAUGUGAUCCGCCCGGUGCUCCUGAAGCUGUAUCUAUUUCUAAGACCCAAAUAACGAUUCAGUGGACCAAGCCUCAGUAUGAUGGUGGCAGCAAAGUGAACGGCUAUAUUGUAGAAAGAAAAGAUCUUGCCUCCCCUGAUAAGCGCUGGGUAAGAGCUAAUUUCACUAAUAUAAUUGAGACUGAGUAUACUGUCACUGGCCUGACAGAGAAUGAGCAAUAUGAAUUCAGAGUUGUUGCAAGAAAUGCAGCUGGAGUCUUCAGCGAGCCAUCUGAUAGCUCUGGACCUAUUACUGCUACUGAUGAAAUUGAACCACCCAGAGCCUCAAUGGAUCCCAAAUACAAGGAUGUUAUUUUUGUCAAUGCUGGAGAACACUUGCUUCUUGAUGCCGACUUUUAUGGAAAACCGAUUCCUGAAGUUGCCUGGCUAAAAGAGGGCAAGGAAAUGGAAAAAGCCCUGCGCAUUGAAGUGAAAACAACACAAAAACGUGCAGCCAUGACCAUUAAGGAUGUAACCAAACUUGAUGGUGGCCACUAUGACCUUGUUCUCAAAAAUCUGGGUGGUACAAAAACCUUCCCUAUCACUGUCAAAGUCCUUGAUAAGCCAGGUCCACCCAUUGGACCAAUGAACGUGACAGGAGUCAUGGCCGACAGGUGCAUCCUUUCCUGGUCUGAACCAGCUCAGGAUGGUGGGGCUAGCAUCACUCACUACAUUCUGGAGAAGAGAGAGACUAGCAGGUUGUCCUGGACAGUGGCUGCACCAAAUGUCAAGGGUCUGUUCUAUAAACUAACAAAUCUGCUCCCUGCAAAUGAAUACAUUUUCAGAGUCAGGGCAGUCAACAAAUAUGGUGCUGGUGAUUGUCUUGAGAGUGAACCCAUCAUUGCACGCAAUCCUUACAAGCCACCUUCAGCCCCUGGAACUCCAGAAGCAAGUCAGAUUACAAAGGACUCUAUGGUACUAUCAUGGACUGCUCCAGAACAGACUGGUGGAGCUGACAUUGAAGGCUACCACCUUGAAAAACGUGACAAAGAUAGUGUAAGGUGGACAAAAUGUAACAGACAAAAGCUAACUGACACACACUUGAAGGUCACAGGUCUAAUGACAGACCACUUCUAUGAGUUCCGUGUUGCUGCUGAGAAUGAGGCUGGAAUGGGAGAGCUUAGUGAACUGUCCCUAUUCUACAGAGCAUGUGAUGCCACAACACCCCCUGGACCUCCACACCAUCCUAAGGUAACAGACUACACAAAGUCUUCUGUGUCUCUGUCCUGGGGCAAACCUGACUUUGAUGGUGGUGCCUACAUAAAAGGUUACAUUGUUGAAAUGAGGGAGUAUACACCAGUGCCUGAAUCAACAGAGGAGACAGAAGUAGCCCCAACAGUGGAAAAAGAGUGGACCAUGUGCACUCCACCCACUGGCAUUCAAGCCACUAAACUCUGUAUCACAGACCUGAAGGAGGGUGGAGAGUAUCAGUUCCGUGUCUGCGCUAUCAAUUCUGAGGGAGUGGGGGAGGCUGCUAACAUCCACAGCACUGUGGUUACUUCUGACAGGGUAGAAGCACCAGAGAUUGAGCUGGAUGCUGAUCUCAGAAAGGUGGUGUCUGUGCGUGCUGGUGGAACUCUGCGUCUGUUUGUCACCAUCAGGGGAAGACCUGAACCUGCUGUGAAAUGGGAGAAGGUUGAGGGUACUCUCACAGAGCGUGCUGCAAUUGACACCACCAGUUCAUACACCAUGCUUGUCAUUGACAAUGUUAAUCGCUUUGACAGUGGCAAGUACUCCCUAACACUUGAGAACAGCAGUGGUUCAAAAUCAGCUGUUGUUGCAGUGAGAAUUUUGGACACACCAAGUGCACCACAAAACUUUGCUGUGAAGGAGCUCAAGAAGGACUCUGUGACUCUUGCCUGGGAUACACCACUCACUGAUGGUGGUUCUAAAAUCACAAACUACAUUGUAGAGAAGAGAGAGUCUGUCAGGAAGGCCUAUACUACAGUCACCAGCAACUGCAUGGCCAACUCGUUCAAGAUUGAAGAUCUGCCUGAGGGUGGCAUUUUUUACUUCAGAGUUUGUGCUGUAAAUCAGUAUGGCCAAGGACAGAUGGUUGAAACCAAAGAAGUCAAAGUGGCUGAGGUACCACUGCCACCAAGCAAGGUUAGCCUUGUGGAUUUGACAAAGACCAGUGUGUCACUGGCAUGGGAAAAACCUGCUCAUGAUGGUGGAAGCAAAGUCAUGUGUUACAAUGUAGAAUUUAUGCCUAAGAGGGGAGACAAAUGGGGCACAGCAUGCACAGCCAAGGGGCUAGAAGCAACUAUUCCUAAUCUGACUCCUAAUGAAGCCUAUUUAUUCAGAGUUAUUGCAAUCAAUGAGAAAGGAAAGAGUGAGCCAAAGGAUCUUGGCUUGCCUGUGGUUGCAAAGGAUGUUGCAAUUGAACCAUCUGUCAACUUACUAUUUACCACAUACAGUGUGAAGGCUAAAGAUGACCUCAUUGUUGAGGUUCCUGUAAGAGGCAGACCAAAGCCUGUUGUAUCCUGGAAGAAGGAUGGCCUUCCUUUGAAGCAAACAUCAUCAGUGACCAUUGAAAGAACUGCAACCUCAACCAAAAUUAUCAUCAAAGACGCUAACAAAGAACAUGUUGGCAAGUAUGAACUCACCCUGGCCAACUCAGCAGGAACUGUCACAGCAGAUAUUGGAAUUGUUGUUCUUGAUAAACCAGGUCCACCUAAGGCUGUUAAGGUGGAUUCUGUUACGUCAGACAGCAUCACGCUGUCCUGGUCUCCACCAGAUUACGAUGGUGGCUGCUCAAUCAGUAACUAUAUUGUGGAGAAGAGAGACACAAACACACAAGAAUGGCAGAUGGCAGCAAGUAACAUUGCCAGAACAUCUUUCAAGGCUGGCCGCCUGACACAUGGAUCAGAGUACCAGUUCCGCAUAUAUGCAGUCAACCGUUAUGGAAAGAGUGUGUAUGUGGAUUCACCUGGAAUCACUGCUCAGUAUACUUUCAGACAACCCGGACCUCCCUCCACGCCUAUAGUGAAAUUGGCCACGAAGUCUUACAUGGUGGUGACUUGGAAUGAGCCAGUCAAUGAUGGUGGUAGUCCUGUUGUGGGCUACCAUCUGGAGAGGAAGGAGCGUUCUAGCAUUCUUUGGACAAAGAUGAAUAGAGGAAUGAUCAAAGAUACAGAAUACAAAGUCAAUGGAGUUGAAGAGGGCAUGAUGUAUGAAUACCGUGUCUAUGCUGAAAAUAUUUCUGGUAUUGGUAAAUGCAGCAAGGCCUGUGAAGCUGUAGCAGCCAGAGAUCCAUGUGAUCCUCCAGGCACACCUGUGGUCACUGCUAUUACCAGAACAUCUGUUUCCUUGUCUUGGGAUAAACCAGAGUAUGAUGGUGGAGCCAAGGUUACUGGCUACACCAUUGAACGCAGAGACCUUCCUGCAGGACGCUGGACAAGGUGCAACUUCACCAAUGUGCCUGAGACCCACUAUGAGGCAACAAGCCUUGUAGAAAACAGCCAGUAUGACUUCCGUGUCAUUGCUAAGAAUGCAGCUGGAUUGUUCAGUGAACCAUCUGACAACACUGGCCCCAUCACUGUCAAGGAUGAUGUGGAUCCACCGCGCAUCAUGAUGGAUGUCAAGUUCAGAGAGACAUUGCUUGUGAAAGCAGGAGAAACUCUGAAGAUUAAUGCUGACCUUGCUGGACGCCCCGCCCCUGUCAUUUCCUGGACCAAGGAUGGCAAAGAGAUUGAGCUGAGAGCCAGAAUCCAGAUUGUUUCAACUGAUACUAGCACUUCUGUCAUUGUGAAGGAUUGCAUUAGAAAAGAUUCUGGACAGUAUGCCCUGAUUCUACAGAAUAUUGGUGGAACAGUAACAAUGCCAAUAAACUGUGUGAUUCUAGAUAAGCCAGGGCCCUCAGCAGGACCUCUGCAGAUCACAGGUCUCACAUCUGAUUCAUGCACUCUGUCAUGGGGCCCUCCUCAGGAGACUGGUGGUGCUGAUAUCACACAUUAUGUUGUUGAGAAGCGUGACACCAGCCGCUUGGCAUGGACAGUGGUGAAGGGAGAAGUCACAAAAACAUACCUCAAAGUCACAGGACUGCUUAAGGGAGAUGAAUAUAUUUUCAGGGUUUUGGCUGUCAACAAGCAUGGACUUGGUGAGGCUCUGGAGAGUGAUGCUGUAAAGAUUACAGAUCCAUACACUGUUGCCGCUGCUCCAACGAAUGUUGACGUCACUACCAUAACUGGAGAUUCAAUGACCCUCACCUGGUGCAAGCCACCCAGUGAUGGAGGCAGCCCUAUCACUGGAUAUGUGAUUGAGCGCCGUGAGAAGACGGGUAUGCGCUGGGUCCGUGUGAACAGAGAUCCAGUUGUUGAAUGUACCACAGUUGCAACCAAACUACGUAAGGGUUGUGAGUAUGACUUCAGAGUCUAUGCUGAAAAUGCUGCUGGUCUGAGUCCUCCAAGUGAACGAUCUGCAACAUUCAGAGCACUAGAUCCUUUGGUUGCUCCCUCUCGCCCAACCAAGCCAAAGAUCGUGGAUUCAACCAAGGCCAGUGUGUCCAUUGUCUGGAAACCACCAGCAGAUGAUGGUGGUGCUCCCAUCCUUGGAUACAGUGUAGAAUACAGAGACUACAUCCGCAAACCAAAGCCAGAGGUUGAGGAAGAAGAGGAAGAAUAUGAGGAGGAGGAAGAGGAAGUGCCUGAAUCACCCGAAGAAUUAGCAAGAUGGGUUGAAGCUAUCCCUCUUACCAAAAGCUUGGAGUUCACAGUUACUGGACUUAAGACAGAUGCAGAAUAUGAAUUCUGUGUCAAGGCAAUAAACAAAGUUGGCAGCAGUGUGCGUAGCCCAUAUUCAGAUGGAGCUGCAGCAAAGGACAGAACUGCAGAGCCAUCAUUUGAUGUUGAUAUUGAGAUGCGUAAAGUACUUAUUGUCAAGCAUGGCACAGCAUUUACUCUCAAUGUACCAUUCAAGGGCAAACCUGUGCCUUCAGUGGCAUGGGCCAAGGAGGGCAUUGAUCUGAAGGUCAGAGGUACCAUUGAAUCAACAGAAAAUAGUACUUCACUGACCAUUGAGAAGUCAUCCAGAAAUGACUCUGGGGAGUACUGCGUCACUCUUGAAUCAUCACUGGGAAAAGCAACAUUGCCUGUGGUUGUCAAGGUGCUUGACUCUCCUGGACCUCCUGUCAAUGUCAAAGUUUCAGCGGUGACCAGGGAUUCUGCAACCCUCACUUGGGAACUUCCAGAGAAUGAUGGUGGUGAUGCAGUGAAGGCCUACCAUGUUGAAAAACGCGAGGCCAGUAAGAAGGCCUGGGUGACUGUGACCAGCAACUGUCGCACACUGACAUACAAGGUAGAAGACUUGCAAGAGGGUGCUGUGUAUUACUUCAGAGUUAUUGGAGAAAAUGAGCAUGGAGUGGGUGUCCCUCAGGAGGCCAAGGCUGGAACAAAGAUCACAGAGGUACCAAGUCCACCCAUGAAACUUGGAGUUGCAAAUGUUACCAAGGACAGCGUUACGAUUGCCUGGACAAGACCAGAAUACGACGGUGGUAGCAGAGUCACUGGUUACCUCAUCGAUGCCCUGGAGAAGGGACAGACCAAGUGGGUGAAGUGUGCCACUGUGAGGACCAUGACCCACACGAUCAAGAGCCUGAGGGAGUGUGCCGAGUACUACUUCAGAGUCCGUGCAGAGAACCAUGCUGGACUCAGUGAACCGAAGGAGAUGAUUGUUCCUGUUAUUGUCAAGGAAAUACAUGAGGCACCAGAGUUUGACCUAAAGAACUACCCCAAGAAUACAGUUUAUGUGAAAGCAGGAUCCGACCUGACCUUUGAGAUUCCUCUCACCGGCAGGCCCAUGCCUAAGGUGACAAUGUCCAAGAACAAUGUUGUCAUUAAGGGAUCCAAGAGGCUGCUAACAGAAGUAACUCCAGACAGUUUAAUCAUCACCCUAACUGAAAGCAUUUCAAGUGACGCUGGCAAAUAUGAAGUCACUGCCUCAAAUCCGGGAGGUACCACCAAGAUCCCCCUUAUUUUUGUUGUGCUGGACAAACCUGGACCUCCUGUAGGUCCAGUCGAGGUCGGAGAGGUCGGAGAGACCACAGUGUGUCUGAAAUGGGGUCUUCCAGAGUAUGAUGGUGGCAGUCCUGUUACCAACUACAUUGUUCUGAAACGUGAAACCAGCACUCCUACCUGGGCAGAGGUGUCAACUACCAUUGCCAGAAGUGCAAUCAAAGUGACUAAGCUGACCAAAGGAGAAGAGUAUCAGUUCAGAAUCAAGGCUGCGAAUCGCUUCGGUGUCAGUGACCAUAUUGACAGCAAGCCAGUCAUGAUAAAGCUUCCAUACACCAUCCCUGGACCUCCAUCCACACCAUGGCUCAGCUUUGUCUCUAGAGAGAGUCUGACAGUCUGCUGGAAUGAGCCGGUCAAUGAUGGUGGAAACCCUGUAAUUGGAUACCAUCUCCAGAUGAAGGAGAGGAGCAGCAUCCUCUGGCAGAAGAUCAAUAAGACAGCAAUCUCAGGAAACCAGUGGCGAGUCACAAACAUCUGUCCUGGCCUCAUCUAUGAAUUCAAGGUGGCAGCAGAAAAUGCCGCCGGAAUUGGAAAGAUGAGCAAGACCUCUGAAGAGGUGCUUGCUAUUGAUGCUUGCGAGCCCCCAGCAAAUGUCCAUAUCACAGAAGUCACCAAGAACUCAGUCAGCCUUGCCUGGCAGAGACCUCCAUUUGAUGGUGGCAGCAAGAUAACAGGUUACAGUGUGGAGAGGAGGGAAGCUCCCAGUGGCAGAUGGGUGAAGGCCAACUUCACAAACAUCAUUGACCUGGGCUUUACUGUAUCCGGACUGACCCAGGAUGAGUCUUACGAGUUCAGAGUUUUCGCCAAGAAUGCUGUUGGAUCUGUCAGCAACCCAUCUCUCAUUGCCGGCCCAGUCACUUGUGUUGAUGCAUGUGGUGCCCCAGCCAUUGACCUUCCUCCAGAGUAUCUGGAUGUGGUUCAGUACAAGGCUGGAGCUUCAGUUAAGCUUAGAGUUGGAAUCAUUGCCAAGCCUCUGCCAACAAUUGAGUGGCUCAAGGAUGGAAAGGAGCUGGUACCAACCUCUACCCUGUCUGUUGAAAGCACAACUGACACUUCUGCUGUUCUGAUCAAGGAUGCAUCUCGCUUCGACACGGGCUCAUAUGAGAUCAAGAUCAAGAAUGUUCUUGGCUCAGCAUCUGCAACCAUCAGGAUUGAAAUCCUAGACAAACCUGGACCCCCGGCAGGUAUCAUUAACUUCAACUCUGUCACGGAAGACAGGAUCAUCUUCAGCUGGGAGCCUGUGCCUGAGUCUGACCAGGGAGGUUUCAAGGUGACCCACUACAUUGUUGAGAGGCGCGAAACCAGUCGAGUGGUCUGGUCCACAGUUUCAGACCGGCAUGAGCAAACACACAUAACAGCCAGCAAGCUAAUGCGUGGAAAUGAGUAUGUGUUCCGCGUAAUGGCUGUUAAUAAGAUUGGAGUUGGAGAGCCACUGGUAUCGGAGCCGGUCAUUGCUAAGAACGCCUUUGUAACUCCUGGGCAGCCUCACACUCCUGAGGUAAAUAUCAUCACUAAGUCCACCAUGGUGGUGGAAUGGGACAAACCAGGUGUAGAUGGAGGUAGCCCUGUUACAGGCUACUAUCUGGAGAGACGUGAUAAGAAGAGCUUGCGCUGGAUUAGAGUUUACAAAGACCCUGUCAAAAACAUCAAACAGACAGUCUACCAUCUGACAGAAGGAAAUGAGUACCAAUAUCGCGUCUGUGCCAUUAACAAGGCUGGAGAGGGACCAUUCUCUGAUGCAUCAGACUACUACAAGGCUGCUGACCCAGUUGAUCUACCUUAUGAGCCUUGCAAGCUGAAGGUGGUGGAUUCCACCAAGACAUCCAUCACCUUGGGCUGGUCCAAGCCAGAAUGGGAUGGAGGCAGUGAGAUCACCAGCUACAUGGUGGAGAAGCUUGUUGAGGGAGAGGUGGAAUGGGCUAUGAUCACCUCCAAGGGAGAGGUCAAGACAACAGAGUACACAGUUCACAACCUAAAACCAGAUGUCAACUACUUCUUCAGAGUGUCAGCAGUCAACUGUGCUGGCCGUGGAGAACCUCUGGAGAUGACUGAGCCUGUGCAAGCCAAGGAUAUCCUGGAGGAGGCCCAGAUUGACACAGAUGUAGCCAUGAGAACUCACUAUAUUGUUAAGGCUGGCAAAGAUGUGGAGCUCUCUGUUCCUCUAAAGGGCAGACCAGCUCCCACUGCUUCUUGGAGUAAGGGAGAAGAAUGCAUCGAUCGUGACCCCAAAUAUGAAUUCCACCACUCAGACACUACCACAGUCCUUGUUAUGCGUGAGGUUACCAGGCUUGACACUGGAAAGUACACAGUGAAGAUAGAGAAUGGUGUUGGAGAGCCAAAGACCCUAACCCUGUCUGUGAAGGUUCAGGAUACUCCAGCUCAGUGCAGGAACCUGGUCCUGAAGGAUGUGACCCGUGGAAAGGUCACUCUCUGCUGGGAGCCUCCACUCCUUGAUGGCGGUGCUGAGAUCACAAACUACAUUGUUGAAAAGAGGGACUCCUCCAAGAGAUCCUUCUCUGCAGUGACAAACAAAUGCACAGACACUACAUAUACCCUUGAAGACCUCUCAGAGAAGACAUCCUACUUCUUCCGUGUGUUAGCAGAGAAUGAGAAUGGUGUAGGUGAUCCAUGUGAAACAGUUGAGCCUUUGAAGGCCACAGAGACUCCAGGACCAGUCAAGGAAGUUUCCAUGAAGGAUUCGUCCAAGACUUCCAUCACUCUGCAGUGGCUGAAGCCAGAUUACGAUGGCGGCAGCAUCAUCUCUGAUUACGCAAUUGAGAAGAAGCUCAAGGGCGAGGACUGGUCAAUGGCAGGAACCAGCAGACAAUGUGAGUUUGAGGUCAAGAAACUCAAGGAGCACUCAGAAAUGUUCUUCAGAGUUGCUGCCAGGAAUGAGAAAGGACGGGGUGACUUUGUUGAGAUUGGGCCUAUCAAGGUCAUUGAGUACCUUAUCACACCUGAGGCAAACCUUUCAGAGUACCCACAAGGCCGCAUUAAUGUUCGUCUGGGUCACAAUGUGCACAUUGAGCUGCCAUACAAAGGUAAACCCAAACCCUCCAUUCUGUGGCUGAAGGACAACCUGCCUCUGAAGGAGAGUGACCAAAUCCGCUUCAAGAAGACAGAAAACAGAGCCACUCUAAUGAUUAAGAAUGUGAAGAAGGAGAAUGAGGGUAAAUACACCCUGACACUUGACAAUUUGGUCAACAGGAAAUCCUUCCAUGUCCAUGUCAUCACACUUGGACCACCAUCAAAGCCUGUUGGACCCAUCCGCUUGGAUGAAGUGAGAGCUGAGAGCAUCAUGAUCUCCUGGGAAGAACCUGAUGACGAUGGUGGUGGAGACAUCACCUGCUACAGUGUAGAGAAGCGUGACACCUCCCAGCCCGACUGGAAGAUGGCCUGCUCCAGUGUAACAGGUACUCAGUUCAAGAUCCCCAACCUGAUCAAGGGUGUCCAGUACCAGUUCAGAGUGUGUGCUGAGAACAGAUAUGGUGUCAGCGAGCCUCUGGUCUCACAGAUGGUCAUCGCCAAGCACCAGUUCAGGCCCCCAGGCCCACCAGGCAAGCCUUUCGUUUACAAUGUCACCAAUGACGGCAUGUCCAUCCAGUGGGACAAGCCCAUCUAUGACGGUGGUACCCCCAUCCAAGGCUUCCAUGUGGAGAAGAAGGAAAAGAACAGCAUCAUGUGGCAAAAAGUGAACACUAUGCUGAUUAAAGAAACAGAAUACAGGAUCCUGGAGCUCAUUGAGGGCCUUGAGUACUCCUUCAGAGUCUAUGCCCAGAAUGAUGCUGGCUUCAGCCGAAUGAGUGAUGAGAGCAAGCCAGUCAUGGCUGUCAGUCCUGUUGAUGCUCCUGGCCAGCCUGACUACAUUGAUGUGACCAGUGACUCAGUGACACUGAAGUGGGAUGCCCCCAAACAUGAUGGUGGUAGCAAGAUUACCAGCUACAGCAUCGAGAAACGCCAAGGACAAGGCCGCUGGUUCAAGGCCAACUUGACUGAAGUACAUGACUGCCAGCACACUGUCACUGGAUUGGCAACAAAUGAACGCUAUGAGUUUAGAGUGACAGCCAGAAAUGCCAUUGGUGUUGUUAGUCCGCCCUCCAACUCCUCUGGCAUGAUUGUGGUCAGAAGUGAGAAUGCUGCUCCAAUUAUUGAGUUUGGCGCAGAGUACUUUGAGGGUUUGACAGUCAAGGCGGGAGACCACAUCAGGCUGAAGGCGACCAUCACUGGACGCCCUGUUCCUAAGGUCAUUUGGUUCAGAGACGGUGUGGAAGUUACCAAAAAGAUGAUGGACAUAAUCACUGUGGCUGGAUCCAGCACCCUGUUUGUCAGGGAUGCUGAUCGUACACACCGGGGCCUCUACACUGUCGAGGCUACCAAUGGAUCUGGAAGCAAGAAGCUGGACAUCCUUGUUCAAGUUCAAGACACACCUGGGGAGCCGGUAGGACCCAUCACUUUCAGCAACAUCUCAGAGGGUAAGUGCACUCUGUCUUGGAACCCACCUGAGAACGACGGCUGCUCGGAGAUCUCACAUUACAUCAUUGAGAAGCGCGAGACUGCCAAGAUCUCCUGGGCUUUGGUGACUGAUGAAUGUAAGGAUUGCUUUUUCAACGCAACAAAGCUCAUCAAGACCAAUGAGUACCAGUUCAGGGUCUCUGCUGCUAACAAGUUUGGAGUUGGCAGGCCUUUGGAAUCCAGCCCCAUCAUUGCACAGAUGCAAUACACUACUCCUGAUGCUCCAGGCACUCCUGAUGCUACUGAGGAGACGGGAGAGAGCAUCACCCUUUCCUGGACUCCUCCAACAUCUGAUGGAGGAAACCCCAUUCAGUAUUACAUCUUAGAAAAACGAGAAAAGAAGACUGUCCGGUUCUACAAGGUGAUUACCAAGAAGCCCAUCAUUGAAUGUGCUCACAGGGUGCCCAAUCUGACAGAGGAUAUGGAAUACGAGUUCCGUGUGAUGGCCGUAAAUGACGCUGGUGUUGGAGCUCCUAGCAACAUCUCACUACCCAUCAAAGCCGCUGAGCCAAAGGAUGUUCCUUGUGCUCCAUCUGUGGUUUGUGUGUGCGAUUCCACUAAUACUUCCAUCAGCCUGGAAUGGUCCAGGCCUGCGGAUGAUGGAGGCAUGGAGAUUCUAGGCUACAUUAUUGAGAUGGUAAAGGGACAAGAGACCGAAUGGAAGAGAGUAAAUGAGGAGCUGGUGGCAGUAACAAAUUACACGGUAACUGGUCUACAGACAGGAGCCGAGUACAAAUUCCGUGUCGCAGCUGUGAAUCAUGUGGGUAGAGGUGAGGACCGAGAGAUUCCAGAGCCUGCUCAGGCUGUAGACAGACUAACACCACCACAGGUGGAUAUUGACGCCACCUUCAAGCAGACACACAUUGUCAAGGCUGGAGGCUCAGUGUGCUUGGGCAUUCACUUCAGAGGAAAGCCAAUGCCUAAUGCCACCUGGGUGAAGGAGGAAGGGCAGCUGGGUGUCAUGUCAGAGGUCACAACUACAGAUGGCUACAGUUCUCUAAGCAUUGAAAACUGCUCGAGAAAUGAUACAGGAAAAUAUACUGUUAACCUGGAAAACUCUAGUGGCAGCAAGGCCAUUACAUUCACUGUAAAAGUGAUAGACUCUCCUGGACCUCCACAGGCUGUUGCCUUCAAGGAGGUGUCCAGAGGCUCAGUCACACUUGUCUGGGAGCCUCCUCUCAAUGACGGUGGUGCCAGAAUCCAGCAUUAUAUUGUGGAGAGACGUGAGGCUAGUCGCCGCACUUGGCAGCAGUCUGGUGGCAAGUGCACGCAGCGUAUCCUUAAGAUCCAGGACCUGCUGGAGGGAGUGCCAUACUUCUUCAGAGUCUCAGCAGAGAACCAGCAUGGUGUGGGUGAGGCAUUUGAGAUCACUGAGCCUGUCAUUGCCACCGCAGAGCCAGCAGCUCCAAAGAGAAUGGACAUCCUGGACACCACAGAUAACUCUGUGUCACUGGGAUGGCUGAAACCAGAGCAUGAUGGCGGUAGCCGCAUCCAGGGUUAUAUCAUUGAAGCUAAGCCAAAGGGUGCAGACAAAUGGGUCGUAGUUGGCAACACCACCAAUCUCACUUAUGUGGUUGAAAAGCUCAACAAGGGUGAUGAAUAUAACUUCCGUGUGAAGGCCAAGAAUGAGUCUGGCUACAGCUUGCCCAGGGAAACUCUGGCUCCUGCGCUGGUCAAAGAGCCUCACAUUGAACCUGCUGCUGACCUCAGUGAGCUCACCAAUCAGCUCAUCACAUGCAGGUCUGGCAGUUCCUUUACCAUUGAUGUUCCCAUCAGUGGUAGACCUGCUCCUACGGUAACCUGGAAGCUGGAAGAGAUGAGGCUAAAGAGCACAGACAGAGUCUCCAUCAAAGUAACAAAGGACAGAGCCAGCAUCACAGUCAAGGAGGCCAUGAGAGGAGAUGGUGGUAAAUACUACCUGACUCUGGAGAAUGUGGCAGGAACCAGGACCUUCACUGUUGAAGUUAAUGUCACAGGAAGACCCAGUCCUCCAACCGGACCCAUCGAAAUCUCAUCCAUCACCUCUGUGUCCUGUGUCCUUAACUGGCAACCACCAGAUGAUGAUGGAGGCACUGAUAUCACCAACUACAUCGUAGAGAAGCGUGAGUCUGGCUCCACAGCCUGGCAGCUGAUCAACUCCAGCGUGAGGGGCACAACUCUCGAUGUCAAUCACUUGACCAAGUACAUGCAGUACACAUUCAGGGUCUCUGCUGAGAACAGAUUUGGUGUCAGCAAGCCCACUGAGUCUAAGACUAUUGUCGCAGAGCAUCCUUUCACACCUCCUGGCCCACCAACAAGGCCUACAGUCUUUAACGUCACUGCUAAUACAAUGACCAUGAAAUGGGAGGAGCCUUACAGUGAUGGCGGAAGCAAAGUGACAGGAUACUGGAUUGAGAAGAAGGAGAGGAACAACAUCCUGUGGGUGAGGGAGAACAAGAUCCCUUGCUUUGAGUGCUACUAUAAGGUGGAAGGUCUGGUUGAAGGCCUGGAGUACCAGUUCAGGGUGUAUGCCAUGAACAGUGCUGGGUUGAGCAAAGCCAGCGAGGCCUCCAAGGGAGCAGUUGCUCAAAACCCAGUUGAUCCACCAAGCAAACCAGAAGUCACAAAUGUCACAAGAACCACUGUGUCCCUCAAAUGGUCAGCUCCACUGUAUGAUGGUGGCAGUCCCAUUGUGGGCUACAUCAUUGAGCGUAAGCCGUACACUUUGGCCGGUGAGGGCCGCUGGCUCAAGUGUAACUACACCAAUGUGACAGACACUUUCUUCACUGUUACCGCCCUGGGAGAGGGAGAGCCCUAUGAGUUCAGGGUCAUUGCUAAGAAUGCUAACCAGGUCCUCAGCAUUCCCUCGGUAUCCACCGGCUCUGUGCAAUGCAAGACCGACUUCGAGCCUCCAAAGGCCCAGCUGGACAGCAAGCUCCUGUCCGAAACUGUCAGGGUCAGAGCUGGUUCAGACCUGGUUCUGGACGCUGCUGUAGGAGGCAGGCCUGACCCCAAGGCUUCCUGGUCAAAGGGCAGUAGGGAUCUAGAGUUGUGUGAAAAGUACCACCUGCAGUACACUCCCACCAGGGCCAUGGCCAUCAUCAAGUUCUGCGACAGAGAUGACACUGGAAAGUACAUCCUCACUGUCAGGAACGUAAGCGGAACCAAGACUGCUGAGGUCAAUGUCAAAGUACUUGACACCCCUGGAGUAUGUGAAGGCAGCAUUGAGAUCAGCAAGAUCACAGAGGAGUCCUGCACGCUGAGCUGGAAGCCUCCUCUUGAGGAUGGCGGCGAUGACAUCUCCCACUACAUGGUGGAGAGGCGCGACACCAACAGACUCAACUGGGUCAUCAUGCAUGACGAGUGCAAGGAACUCACCUGCAACAUCACCGGACUGUUCAAGAACACAGAGUACCUGUUCAGAGUCCGAGGCGUCAACAAGUAUGGAGAAGGAGUCAACCUCCAGUCAGAACCCAUGGUUGCCAGAAACACUUUCACUGUGCCAUCUCCUCCUGGUGCUCCAGAGAUCUUGGCAUCAGGAAAGGACUUUGCCACCAUUGAGUGGUUGAAGCCAGAGAGCGACGGUGGCAGCCCGCUGAUCCACUAUCUGGUGGAGAGGCGCGAGAGAAAGAGUGCUCGCUGGGUGAAGGUGAACAGGGACGGAGCUCAUCUGGACACCACAUUGAAGGUGUCUGGUUUGACCGAAGGCAACAUCUACCAGUUCAGAGUGACAGCCAUCAAUAAGGCCGGAGAGAGCGAAGCCAGCGAGGUUUCUCUAUAUGUUGUCUGCAGAGUGCCAACAUGCACCCCUGCUCCUCCUUCCAUUCCCCGUAUCACUGACACUCACGCUGACAGCAUCAGCCUGGCCUGGUCCCGCCCCGUGGAGGACGGAGGAGCUGAUGUGAUGGGCUAUAUCCUGGAGAUGCAGGAAGCCGGAGCAGAGGAAUGGAAGAAGGCCCAUGAAAAGACCUUGCGUGCUACAGAAUACACUGUGACCGGACUUUCUGCAGGCAAGAAGUACUGCUUCAGAGUGGCUGGCAUCAACAUUAAUGGUACAGGAGACUUCAGUGAACCAUGUACUGAGACUGAGCCAGUUGAAAGAAUUGAAACUCCUGACUUCGAGCUCCACGAUGAUCUGAAAAAGACCAUCUGCCUGCGCGCUGGAGGAUCCCUCCGCCUGUUUGUUAAUGUCAGCGGUCGUCCCACUCCCACCAUCACUUGGAGCAAGCCUGAUGUUGACCUCCAUAACAGAGGAUUCAUUGAUGUCACCAGCACAUCCACCACACUCAUCAUUGAUAGGGUCCACCGCUACGACGCUGGCAAGUACACGCUGGUGGCUGAGAAUUCUGCCGGGAAACAGGAAGUCAGCAUUCUGGUCAAGGUCUAUGAUACUCCUGGACCAACUGGACCUAUCAAGAUCAAGGAGCUGACCAAGGAGUCUGCAACUAUUUCCUGGGAAGCCCCAACUGUGGAUGGCGGUGCUCCUGUCAACAACUACAUCAUUGAGAGGCGUGAGGCGUCUAUGAGAGCCUACAAGACUGUCACAUCCAAGUGCAGUAAGACAUCUUACAAGAUAGAUGGCCUGAUGGAGGGCAUGCUGUACUACUUCCGGGUCCUCCCUGAGAACAUCUAUGGUAUUGGUGAGCCCCGCGAGACUCCUGAUGUCAUCCUGGUUUGCGAGGUGCCUCUGCCACCACAGAAACUGGAGAUGAUUGAUGUCACCAAGACCACCGUCACCCUGGGCUGGGAAAAGCCUGAGCAUGAUGGUGGCAGCAGGCUGACGGGUUACAUCAUUGAAGCCUGCAAGUUCGGCACAGACAAGUGGAUGAAGGUGGCCACGCUGAAGACCACAGACUUCGAGCACACUAUCGAUAAGCUGAAUGAGGGCGAGCAGUACUUGUUCAGAAUCAGAGCAAUCAACAGCAAAGGAGCCAGCGAGCCCAAAGAGCUUGUUACAGCCAUCACUGUACAGGAACAGAGAGUGAUGCCUGUGGUGGACUUCUCCAGCAUUCCUCAGAAGGUUAUCAAUGUCUUGGCUGGCAAGACUCUGGAGCUGGACCUGCCCAUCAUUGGCCGGCCUCCUCCCGUCUGCUCCUGGUACUUCAAAGAUAACAAAGUCAAAAUCACAGACCGUGUCAAGAUCAAGAGCACUGGCAAAUUCUCCAAACUUACCAUGUCUGACACCACUAUCGACGACAGUGGUGACUACACCCUGGAGGUGAAGAACGCCGUUGGUGUUAUCUCUGAGGUCAUCAAGGUCAUCAUCCUCUCUAAACCUGAUGAACCACAGGGACCUAUCAGGUUUGAUGAGGUCGAUGCUACCUUCGUCAGCUGCAGCUGGGAUCCUCCGGCCAGACAAGGCGGAGCUCCCAUCAGUGGCUACGUGGUGGAGCAGCGCGACGCUCACAGACCUGGCUGGGUGCCUGUCUGUGAAUCUGUUAGCCGACCAACCUUCAAGUUUGAAAACCUGAUCGAAGGGGAUGAAUAUGUCUUCCGUGCUGCUGCCAUAAAUCGCUACGGCACUGGAGAGUUCCUGCAGUCUGAGGUCGUCACCUGUAGGAGCAUGAAGAAUGCGCCUGGACCUCCUGGCCGUCCAACCGUCUUUGAUGUUUCUCGUGACGGCAUGACCGUGGCCUGGAACCCACCUGAUGAAGACGGUGGCCUUGAGGUUUCUGGAUACAUUAUUGAGCGUAAAGAAGUCAGGUCUGACAGAUGGGUGCGUGCCAACAAGAAUCCCAUCACCAUGACCAGAUACAGAUCGACAGAGCUGAUCGAAGGCCUGGAGUAUGAACAUAGAAUCACCGCCAUUAAUGCCAGAGGAGUGGGCAAACCAAGUCUGCCAUCCAAACCAGCAGUGGCAACAGAUCCCAUUGAUCCACCUGGCUGUCCUCAGAACCCAAGGAUCACCGAUACCACCAAAUCCUCCGUGUCACUGGCUUGGAGUCCUCCCGAUGAGGAGGGAGACGCAAGGGUGGACGGUUACUUGAUUGAGAUGCAGAAGGUGGGCACCAUGGCCUGGAUCAAGUGCAACACCUCACCAUCUCUGAUCUGCGAGUACACGCUGACCAAAAUGCCACAAGGAGAGGAGUUCAAAUUCCGUGUGAUGGCCUGCAAUGCCGGCGGCUGUGGAGAGCCUGCUGAAGUUCCUGGAACUGUUGUUGUGACAGAGAUGCUUGAGUCUCCUGACUAUGACCUGGAGCUGAAAUACAAAGACGUGUACGUGGUACGUCAUGGAGGUGUGAUCAGACUCUCUGUACCCAUCAAGGGUAAACCUCAUCCAACCUGCAAGUGGUCCAAAGAUAGCGGUCCAGUCUCCACCAAGGCCAUGAUUGCCUCCACAGAGGAUGCCAGUGAGCUGGUGAUCAAGGGAGCUGAGAGAAGUGACUCUGGCGUGUAUGACCUCCUCCUAGAGAAUAAGGUUGGCAAGAAGAAAGCCCAGAUCAAGGUGAAGGUCAUUGGCCGCCCAAGUGCUCCAGAGGGACCAACAGUCUUUGAGGAAAUCCAGGCUAACUCUGUCAAGGUGUCCUGGAAGGUGCCCAAGGAUGACGGUGGCUCAGAGAUCCUGGGUUACAUCGUAGAAAGACGUGAGGCAGCCAGAAACGCAUGGUACACUGUGGACUCUAGAGUGACUGACACUCAGCUGGUUGUUAAGGGCCUGAAGGAGGGAACAGAGUACCACUUCAAGGUCACAGCUGAAAAUGCCUUUGGUAUCAGCGCCUCUCUGAAGUCAGACAAACCACUGGUGCCCACGACUCCUCUCUGUCCCCCUGAGCCUUCAGGCACUCCACCAGAGAUCAUGGAUGUUACCAAGAGCUCUGUGGCACUGGCCUGGUCCAGACCAAAGGACGAUGGUGGUUCUGCCAUCACUGGCUACUUUGUUGAAUACAAGGUGGUGUCAGCUGAGACAUGGUCCCGCCACCAGACCAAGAUCACCUCCACCAUGUUUACUCUGCCUGGACUCACCCCCGAUGCAGAGUACCAGUUCCGCAUUGUUGCUGUCAACGACAUUGGCGAGAGCGAGGCUGGUCCUGUUUCUGAUGUGGUCACAUGCAAGGAUCCAUUUGACAAACCAAGUCAACCAGGCGAGAUUGACACAGUAAAUGUGACAAACAACUUCAUCACCAUUCGCUGGCAAGCUCCAGAAUGUGAUGGUGGAAAGGAGGUCCUGGGCUACUGGGUGGAGUACAGGAAGUCCAUUGAGAGCACCUGGAAGAAGUGCAACAAGCAGAGACUGAAGGAAAAAGAGUUCACCAUGCCUGGACUGGCUGAGGCCACAGAGUAUGAGUUCAGAGUGUUUGCUGAGAAUGAGACAGGAAUGAGCAGACCUCGUAGGACUGCCACAUGCAUCAAGACCAAACUGAGUGCUGAAAGUAAACCAGGCCUGAGAAAGGAAAUGGAUGAAGUAACUGCCAAGCUUGGCCAGCCUGCCGUCAUGAAGUGCCAGAUUAUUGGCAGGCCUGUCCCUGAAAUCAAGUGGUAUCAUGCCGGCAAGGAGAUUGUUGAGUCCCGUAAGUACGAAAUGAGCUCAGAUGGCCGCAACCACUCGCUGUCCAUUAUGACCGAUCAGCAGGAGGAUGAGGGACAGUACACCUGCAAGGCCAUCAAUGACGCUGGAGAAGCCGAGACCACAGGCGUCUUAGUGUUGGAGGCUGCUGCAUCCUUCCAUCCUGAUUACCCACUAAAGGAAACCUACUACGCCGGCCUGGGAUCCACUCUGCGCAUCCAUGCCGUCUACAUUGGCCGUCCUGAGCCAAAGAUCAUGUGGCUGCAUGGGGCAAAGACUCUGGAGAACACGGAGGACAUCAGCAUUGAGACCACCGAGCACUACACACACCUGGUGAUCAAGAACGUGCAGCGCAGAGUCCAUGGAGGCAAAUACAGGAUUAGACUGCAUAACCACUUCGGCAGAGCUGACACAGCAUUCAAUGUUGAAAUUUAUGACAAACCUGACAUGCCUCAAGGUCCAAUUGUGCUGGAGGCCCUCCUGAAGAACUCUGUCAUCAUCAGCUGGAAGGCUCCCAAGGAUGAUGGAGGCUGCAUGAUCACCAACUACAUUGUGGAGAAGCGAGAGGACAAGGAGGGUACUGAGUGGGAACUGGUGUCCUCAUCCAUCAAUAGCACAUCUUGCCGUGUGCCCAGCCUCAUUGACAGCGCUGGAUACUUCUUCCGUGUGUACGCUCAGAACCGCUAUGGCAACAGCGAACCACUGGAACUCACUUCUCCUAUCCUUAUCAAGAGCCAACUGGACAAACCAUCACCACCUCUGUCGCCAGUUGUUUCUGGAAUCACCAAGGACUCCUGCGUGGUUUCCUGGAAGCCUCCACUCAGUGAUGGCGGGUCCAAGAUCAAGAGCUAUUACCUUGAGAAGAAAUUCAAGAAGGAUAAGAGGGAAUGGAGCGAUUGGACACCAGUAACCACAGACGAGAUCAAACAGACUGUGUACUCCGUCAAGCGUCUGACCGAGGGUGUUGAGUGCAUUUUCCGCGUGAGGUGCGAGAACCUUGGAGGACAGAGCGACUACAGCGAGGAAACCACUCCCAUCGUUCCAGCCACCGCCGUCGAGCUCCGUGCUCCUGCCUUCAAGGAGGAGCUGAGGAACAUGAGUGUCAAGUACAAGAGCAAUGCUACCCUUGUGUGCAAGAUCACAGGACAGCCCAAGCCUGUGAUCAAAUGGUUCAGACGAGGAAAGGAGAUCCACUCUGAUGGACAGAAGAUCAAGGUUCAGGAGUUCAAGGGUGGUUAUCACCAGCUGGUCAUCACGGAGGCUGAUGAGGAAGAUUCCACUGUGUACCAGAUCAGGGCCACCAACCAGGCAGGCUCCAUCUGUGCUACAAUUUCUCUGGAUGUUGAAAUCCCUGCCAAGAUCCACCUGCCCAAGAACCUGAAAGACAAAGAAGCCAUCCCAGCGCGGCGUGGAGAAGUGGUCAAUAUCAAGAUUCCUUUCAGUGGCAAACCAGAUCCUGUCAUCACGUGGCAGAAAGGACAAGAUCUUAUUGACAGCAAUGGCCACUACCAGGUCAUUGUCACCAGAUCAUUCACCUCUUUGGUGUUCACCAAUGGAGUGGAGAAGAAGGAUGCUGGCUUCUACAUCGUCUGUGCCAAAAACAGAUUUGGCAUUGACCAACAAACAGUUGAGCUGGAUGUUGCCGACGUUCCUGAUCCUCCACGUGGCAUCAAAGCCAGUGAUGUCUCCAGAGACUCAGUCACACUGAACUGGGUGGCCCCAGCAAAUGAUGGAGGCAGCAGGGUCAUCAACUACAUCAUUGAGAAGUGUCCCACCACUUCUGAGAGAUGGCAGCGUGUUGCCCAAUCCCGUGACACUCGCUAUACCGUUACCAAUCUGUUUGGAGGAACCGGCUAUCAGUUCAGAAUCAUCGCUGAGAACAAGUUUGGACCGAGUGCUCCAUCUGAGACCAGCGGAUCUGUUAUGACCAAAGAGGACAAAUCAAGAGUUCUGCUCUAUGACAGGGAGGUUGACGAUACCGAACGUGUUCACAAGAGCAAGGCUCCACACUCAGAAGCCAAGAAUAUGCACAACAAAUACGCCAUUGCAGAGGAAUUGGGCAGAGGUCAGUUUGGUAUUGUCCACCGCUCUGUUAACAUCAGCACUGAGAAGACCUACAUGGCUAAAUUCUUCAAGGUGAGAGGCGCAGAUCAAGCAAUAGUCAAGAAAGAAAUUGCAACACUGAAUCUGGCCAAACAUACCAACUUCCUCCUCCUCCAUGAGUCAUUUGACAGCCCCGAGGAGCUGGUGUUGAUCUAUGACUUCAUCUCUGGUGUUGACAUAUAUGAGCGCCUCAACACAGCAGAGUUUGAGCUUAAUGAGCAUGAGAUUAUCAACUACAUCAGGCAGGUCUGCUCAGCUCUUGAGUACCUGCAUGCACAGAGCUACGGACACUUUGAUAUCAGACCGGAGAACAUUGUGUACACAACUAGAACCAGCUCCAAUGUGAAAAUUAUUGAGAUGGGCCAGGCAAGACACCUGACUCCUGGAGACAUAGUCAAGAUUCAGUAUACCACUGCAGAGUAUGCUGCCCCUGAGAUCCACCAGUGUGACAUGAUUAGCACUGUCACUGACAUGUGGUCAGUUGGUGUCCUUGCCUAUGUCCUACUCAGUGGACUGAACCCAUUCACAGCUGAAACCAACCAGCAGAUGAUUGACAACAUCUCCACGGCAGCCUACAGCUAUGAUGACGAGUCUUUCAAGACUGUCAGUGUCGAGGCAUUAGACUUCACUGACCGCCUAAUGACAAAGGAACGUAAGCAUCGUAUGACUGCUGCUGAGGCUCUGGCACACCCUUGGCUGACCAAGCCUGUAGAGGAGAUCAGCGCCAGAGCGAUCCCAACCGGCAGGCACAAGAGAUACUAUCAACAAAUGGUGAGGAAAGAGUGGAACACUGUUGUCUCUGCAGCCCGUGUGGCCAGCGGCGGCUCCAUCAGGUCCCAGCGUGGUGUCUUUGUCGCCAAGGUGAAGAUCGCUCCGUUUGAACAUGGUCCUGUUGGAGGCCAGGUUGGCCACGCAGUGGCGAAUGAGGGAGACACUGUGAAAUUCAUCUGCAACAUCGACAACUACGACAGUACCACUGAAGUGACGUGGUACUGCGGCGUCAGGCAGCUUGAAGCAGGUGACAAAUAUGAAAUUGAGUAUGAGGACGGCCUUGCUGUAAUCACCAUCAACAAGGUCACCAGAGCAGAUGAUGGCACAUACAGAUGUAAGGUUGUGAAUGAGUAUGGUGAGGACAGUGUCUACGCAGAGCUGUUUAUCAGCAGUGUCAGAUCUUACCGUGACUUCUUCACCACCCGUGUGGUCAAGAAAACAAAACGCAGGAUUGACACUGCCAGAAUGCUUCAGAAGCCACCGGAGUUCACCCUUCCUCUGGUCAAUCGCACAGCCUACCUUGGUGAGGAUGUGCGCUUUGCCGUGACCAUCACUGUUCACCCUGACCCUCGUGUCAUCUGGCACAAAUCCGGACAGAAGCUCAUCCCUGGACAUGAUGACAGGAAAUACACCUUCAUCAACGACAAGGGCCUGUACCAGAUGAUUAUCCACAAGGUUGAGGAGGAGGAUGAUGCUGAGUACAGCGUUGUGGCACGUAACAGGUAUGGUGAUGAUAGCUGCAAGGCUCGUCUUACGGUUGUUCCUCGACCUAAACCAGCAGACCUCACCCUGAGGCCCAUGUUCAAACGCCUGCUCGCAAACGUCGAGUGCAGGGAGGGCCAGAAUGUGCGCUUUGAGAUCAGAGUAUCUGGCCAUCCCACACUGAAGUGGGAGAAGGAUGGCAUGCCUUUAGCCUUUGGGCCAUCUAUUGAGGUUGUCCAUGAGGGCCUGGACUACUUCAUCCUUCAUGUGAAAGACACUCUGGCUGAGGACUCAGGUGUUUACAGAGUUACUGCCACGAACUCUGCUGGAUCUGCCAGUUGCCAGGCCACGCUCAAAGUAGAACGCGUCACUCAUGUAAAGAAGGAAUAUGAGGCAGCUGAAAAGAAGGAGGAAAAGAUGGCCGGAAAGGAAGAAAUUGACAAAAAAGUGAGGCUGUCUCAGAUUUUGGCAGACACCGUAUUUACUCCUCUACCACCUGCAGCAGUACAAGCUGUCAGGGAGGCAGCCACCAUGUUCAAACCUGCUUUGACAACUAAGAAGGGUGAGAAGACUGAGGCUGAGAUACAGAAAGAAAAAGAGGAGAGGAAGAAACGUGCUGAUGAGAAGAGGCUGCGUAUGCCUUACGACGUCCCAACUCCUCGUGUUGUUAACCAAGCUGCUCUUGAAGAGGAUGUGGAAAUAAAACACUUUAAGCCACUCUCUGACAUGAAAUGGUACAAGAAGCUGCGGGAUCAGUAUGAGUUCCCUGAGCCUAUGGAUAAAAUCAGGCAGAAGAGGAUGAAGCGCAUCCGUCUCUCCAGGUGGGAGCAGUUCUACGAGGUACCUAUCAGGAUCAAAGACCAGUACAAGCCAAAGUGGCGUUUCUCAUCCAUGACUCAGGAUGAUUUAGAGACUGUGAGGCCUGCAAGGCACCGCACUCCUUCUCCUGAGAUAGAUGCCUACCACAGGAUCAGGAGGAGGUCCCUGGGUGACCUGUCAGACGAGGAGCUGCUGCUGCCUGUGAAAGAGUACCUGUCGAUGAAGAGAACCGAGGAGGAGAGGCUUCGUCUGGAGGACGAGCUGGAGUAUGGUUACUCUGCCUCUCCACCGAGCCUCAGCCCAGUCCGCUUCGAGCUGUCCGCCCUGCGUCCCUCAUCUCCUAGAAGAGUUUACAGUGACGAUGAAGAGGAAGAAGAAAUCCGCAGAUACGACUCCUACCGAAUCCCAUCUAAAUACGAGGCUGGCCCGAGUUUUGUUGAGCUCCGCCAGCGUCACGACAAAGCCACAUACAGACCUCCGAGACAGAAGCAGAGGGUGUAUGAAGAGAGAGAAGAUCAGGAGCUGCUGCGCCCACACACAACUAUGCAGAGAAUGGCCACUUACAAGAGUGAGCUCAGACGCAUGGAGUUUGAGGAGAAGACUCGAACAUCAAAGAAGGAAUCAACUGUCCAUGUUGCGACAGUCUCUCAGGGCGUUGAAUCAGAGCACCUGACAGCUUUCACCUCAGAAUAUAUUCCCAAACCAAUCAAGAAGCUCCCAAUGCCUGAACCUGAGAGGAGAUCUCCCACCCCAGAAAGGGCUGUCAAAACUGAAGUGACUCUUCCUAGAGUUGACUUUGCUUCCAGGUAUGAGGAGAGAAAGCAGGCUCUUAGAUCAGAGAGAAGAUCAGUGGAGAGGAAGGUCGAGGUGGUGACCCAGGCUCCCUUCAGCCUGGACCACACCCCACGCAUCACCAUCAGGAUGCGAUCUCACCGCGUACCCUAUGGCUCCAACACAAAGUUCACCCUGAAUGUUCAGGCCAAACCAGAGCCUGAAGUCAAGUGGUUCCACAAUGGAAAAGAGAUCCAUCAGACCAGCAAAUACAAUAUGACCAACAUCAGCGGGGUUCUGACACUCUCCAUCAACAACUGUGUGACUGAAGAUGCUGGCACUUAUCGUGUCGUCUGCAGGAACGCCAAAGGGGAGACUUCUGACUAUGCCACAUUGGAUGUAGCACAAGCAGAAUACGCUGCCUUCUCUUCACUUCGCAAAGACGAGGAGCCUCCAUCCUCCCACCUGCCAGAGAUGACUAGAACAGAGGUGUAUCAUGUCUCCUCCUCAUCUACAAAAACUGUGAAGGAGAGUGUGACUACAACUGUGAAAGAGACCACUACUGUUGUUGAGAAGCGAAAGGAGAAGCAGAGUGUUCCCCCCAAGAUCCUGACCAAACCGCAGUCCCUGACUGUAGAGGAGGGAGGCCUCGCCAGGUUUGAGUGUGAUGUGGAUGGCGAACCAGCACCAUCUAUGACCUGGCUGCGCGAAGGAGCAGUUGUUGGUCCCUCUGCUCGUCACCACAUUGUCUCUGCUCAGUACAGCUCCUCCUUUGAGAUCUCUGCUGUUGAGAAGUUAGACGAAGGCAGCUACACUCUGCUGGUGGAAAACGCUGGAGGCAAACAGGAGGCCCAUUUCACUCUGACCAUCCGCAAGUCUGAGUCCAAGCAGAAGGUGGUCGCCGCUCCCAGAGUCACCUCUCCAGAGGCCAAGUCCCCUCUCGCUAAGUCCCCUGAACCUGUCAAAUCUCCUCAGAGAAUCAAGUCCCCUGAGCCAAUCAAGUCACCUCAGAGAGUCAAGUCUCCAAUCUCGCCAAAAUCCCCGACACCAAAGUCCCCAACUCCCAAAUCCCCAACUCCAUCUGACAAGGAACGAGUGAUGUCCCCAACCAAGUCACCCAAGAGAGUGAUGUCACCAACUCUUGAGAAGAAACCGUCCUUCUCUGUCGGGCUGAGCAACGUCACUGCAGCCUCCGACUCCGUUGUCAAGCUCUCAGUGAAGGUAACAGGAGAGCCCAAACCUGCCAUCUCAUGGAUGAAGGAUGGAAAGGCUGUGUCUCAGGGUGGGAAGUAUGAAAUCUUUGAGGAGUAUGGCUCAGCUUAUCUUGAAAUCUAUGAAGUGGAGGCCUCUGACAGCGGUGUGUACAAGUGCACUGCUACAAAUGGCGCCGGAGCAGUAUCAACAACCUGCACAGUCACUGUCCGGGGUCAGUUUGAUACUGUGGUCACAGCCAAGCGCUCAGACGCACCUCACAUCCUGGUGCAGCCCCGGUCCCAGAUUGUGAAUGAGGGACAAAAUGUUAAACUCACAUGUGAACUCGCAGGAGAGCCUUCCCCUGACGUGGAGUGGUUAAAAGACAACAUGACCAUACCUGUCACAUCAAACAUUAGACUGAGCCACUCGAACACUGUGUACACUCUGGAGAUUUGUGAGGCCACAGUUGCAGACAGCGGGAAAUACACAAUAAAAGCCACAAAUGCCUUUGGACAGUGCUCCGCAACGUCCUCCCUUAACGUCCUCACUCUUGUUGAAGAACCAACAAAAAUGAUUAUUGUAGAGCAAAGAGCUUCUGACGCUGCUGCCAGCAUGCAGAAAACUUUAUCUGGCUCAUCAGUUCGUAUGGAGGCAGCUUCCAUGCAGGCCAGCAGUUUCAGCAGCAGCUCCAGCUCCGCUGCCGAGUAUUCGUUUGAGAGCAUGUCUACAUCUAGCAUGUCUGCCAUGAUGGCUGAGUCAAUGAUUUCCAUGAGCUCCAGCAGCCAAAUGAUGGAGAUGUCCGCUCACUCGCAUGCAGAGGCCUCCUCCUCGCUGAGGGCCCUCACAACAGGGCUUCAAAGAGGCACUCCACCAAAGAUUGAAGCUCUCCCGCAGAAUGUCAGCACUGAGCUGGGGAAGUCCUUGACUGUGGCAGGAGUGUUCUCCGGAGAUCCCGCACCCUCCGUCCAGUGGGUCCACUCAGGUCGGACCCUCCCCAACGGGAAUGAGCGGUGCCACGUGGAGAACACCGCCGACCUCUCCACCCUGGUGAUCUCUGGGGUGAAGGAGGGAGACAGCGGAGCGUACACCCUCCGACUUUCCAAUGAGUUCGGCUCCGACUCUGCAACUGUCAACGUUCACAUUCGGUCCCUGUAAAAAGAAAAAAAAAAAAAGUUAAUCUUUAUCCCCGUUUCCCUCUUCCACAACCUUUUUAUUUAGUGAAUUAGCAACGAUAAUCUUACGUGAUAAAGACCUGGAUUUCUGUUCUUGUAAAUAUGAACUAUUUUUGUACCAAACUUGACAUUAAUUUAUGCCAAACUAGACUAAAGUCUAAAGUUGUUAUAAAAUGUGCCAUAUUGGACAAUUAUGACUUAGGAUUUUUGAACAACUUUUCUGUGACAUGUACAUAAUGUAUAUAGCCGAAUUUAACGGUUAUGGGAAAUGUAUGCAUUGUUAUUUAUGACAAUAAUAUUAACUGAAACAAAAGAACAAAUGUUUUAACAGGAGAAAGUUUCACUAAGAACGAAUACCCUGUCAAACUGAGAAACUAAACUCUGUGCCUCAACGAUAAGUUGAAGUCUUUAAGAUUGCCUCAACAGGUAGAGAGGCUCCCUGUUGACGUUAUGAAACAAAAAGACAAAGUUAUUGUUUGGACACGCGUCUGCGUGAGAUAUUACAGUUUCCUAUGAGUUGUACCAUGAGCGUAAGACCCUGAAUGCUGUUUGCAUUACCCUCAUGUAAGCAGCAUGAACUGGCCUUGUGCUCAGACUGACUGUGUCAUACCACCAUGAUUUGAUGACCAGCUCAGAGUGCGAGCGGCCUGCACUCUCAGCGUUUAGAUCAUUUUAAUAAAGAGCGCUGUUUCUGCACAGGACGGCCGGACCGGCUUUCAAAAACGUAACAUCUCCUGGCCAUAAAAGAGGAAGUCACCGCCGGCUCUGCUGUGCAGAAGCAGCGCUGUCUCUCGGAGGAUAGCUAGCUAAUGUGUUUGUGUGUUGCAGUGGGAGUGUUUGUAGCUUGUAGUCAGUUCACCUUGUCAGUAGUCAGGGUCUUUUGUUUGCCACAGGGACUCCACCUCCUGUGAGAGAAAAGAAAAGUCAUGUUUUUCCCUGCACUUUGAUUUAAUUGAUCUGUUAAUGUAGACAUAUAUUUCAUCCUCCUUGAGUUUUAUGCAUUUCUGAUUUAAUAAAGCAUGAUUUCAGCACUACACA